AUGGACAAUGCGUCUUCUUCUUCGGACUUGAUUACGUACCAUCAUGAUGAGGUUGGGAUUUGUCUGUUGAGUACAAGGAUGGUACGGCGAGGACUACUGAGCUGGAUUUCUCGGGUGGGGAUCCUUCUUGUGUGCCUUUGUUGUCUUGUCUCUGUUUUAUAUAUGCUUGCCUGCUCGCCUAGACCAGAGGACGAACACCUGGUGUUGCCAAGGGUUAAUGGCCCUACAGGAAAAGAAGGAUACCAUGCUAUCUUGCAAGAACGGGAAGAAGAACAUCGCAACUACAUUACUAGUUUAAAAAAACAAAUUGCCCAACUGAAGGACGAACUUCAGGAACGCAGUGAGCAGCUGAAAAAUGUUCAGGGUCACUACAGUGAUUCUUUGGGAGUAAGUUUAGACCACGGAAGCCCAGAAAAGACACAGACUGACUUGAUAGACUUUCUACACACACAGGUCAACAAGGCCGAAGUACACAACGGUGUGAAGGUUCCUACUGAGUACGCAGCAAUACCAUUUGAGAGUUUUACUCUGCAGAAAGUGUACCAACUAGAAACUGGGUUAACUCGUCACCCAGAGGAGAAGCCAGUUCGGAAGGACAAAAGGGAUGAGCUUGCCGAGGCUAUUGAUGUUGCACUAGAAACUCUCAACAGUCCUGAUGGUGAACACAACACACCCAGGCGAGUGUAUGGGUCAUCUGACUUUAUUGAAGGUAAGACAUUUUUGGUAACUCUACCUGUGCAAGUUCAUAGAAAUACAGAGAGUAUCUAUGUAUUGUACAUCUGUCAGGACAAUAUGGGAGCAAAUAUUUAGCAUACUAUGCCAUUCUUAAUUUAGAUAUUGAGCUGCAGUGUAUAUUCUCUGCUCCUGUGGUGGAUCUGGUGUAAAAAACACUUUAAGCAACGAGGUUAAUUUAAGAAUUGCCAGCAUUAUGCCACCUCUCGCAUUCUGGGGUGUUUGGCACUUUGAAAUUGAUAAGGAUCAAAUCAAGUGUUUGAUAAUUUUUCAGUAUCUGCCCCUUUUCAAAUUGGUUAUGGUGCAUGCAUGCUUUUCAAAGUAAAUCACACCAGACACAUGUUUCCCGGUUGAUGAAAUACUCAGGAAUGUUUACUCAGGGGGCGGGGAGCCCCUUAUAAAGCACAAAUACAUCACACACAUAAUUACAGAUAACAGAGAAAAAUACAACAAUAAUUGGUCAGAUGUUAGGUGGUUUAUUCAAUGCACAUCCUACUGGGUGUGCAUGUUACUGUUAUCAUGAAAUUCUCCCCCGGAUUCCAGCUCCAUCUUGGUUACACAAUGGGAGGGGGUGACUCCCAGGAGCCAUUUUGUGUGGUCACUGAAUAAUACUGAUUAUUGUUAUGCAGAGUAAAUAGGCAUUUUACUUUAGCUAAUAUUCUGUCCACAACAGAAUUCAAUGUUUGAGUUGGAGCUAAACUAGAUAUUGGGGGUGGGAAAUCGCAUCCUAGAAGCAUUUAUGCUUCUGGAACAGGCUGAUCCAAGAUCACAUUGCAAUUUGCAGGUACAGAGUUAAAAAAACAAAACAAAAAAAAAACAAAGCAAAACCAAUAAUUACUGACCAGCAUUGCCAAUAUUGACCAGUCACGGCUUCAGUUCCAAUACCACAUGAUAAGUAAUGUUUUGUGCCAGUCCAAAAAAUACCUUGGAUCAAAAUGUUAAUUUCUCUUUAGUCACUCAGAGUGCGGAGAAGACUUGUCAGGUUGUAGAAUGUAGCAGAUAUUAUCGGUCACUAUAGCAAAAAAGCCUUCUAUGAAAUUGGAAAGUCAUUUGGAAAGACCAAAAUUGUUUAUGAUAUAAUAAUAUAAAUACAUUACUGUGGGUUUAAUUUUUGGGAGGUCUUUAUACUCUCAUUAAGAUAGCCUAGUAAAUUUGGAGGUCGUAUAGAAAAUGAGAAAUGAGCAUGAAUGUCCGAAAGAAGGAUUGUUUCCUUAGGAGCGGUAUUUAUGCCAGUAAACACAUUCCAUUGGUGACUCCGCCAUUUUUACAUUUUCACACCAAAUUUUAGAACAAUCUCAAACCCCUCUCCCCUGUUUUCCAGCCAAAUCUAGCGCAUGGGAAACAUUCGAACAACUCAGAGAUCGCUAAGAAAUUGUGGGAGUAGUAAAAUAAAAUUUUAGUUUUUAAAAAACAAGACAAAAAAACUCCUUAAUAAGAUCACUAAAGAAGAUCUGUUUGAUUUUGUGUGUAUGUUGUUGUUGCCGCUGUUGUGUGUGGUUUUUGUUGUUGUUGUGGUUUGUGUCUUACAUUUAUGAAUUAUCCAGCCAGCCAUAAAGAUAUUUCAAUUUCCUAGCUGCUCAAAUUGCAAAUACAUUUUUAUAUUUUUAAUAAAGUAUUUUUAAAAAAAAAUUUAAUUUUUUUUUUUUUGCGAAAUAGUAGUCAUAUUUGUUUUGCUGAUGUGCAGAGCAUCUUGUUUUAGUAAAAUGUAUGAGUUUUCCAGUGGAAUAGAGACAGCAAGUGGAAGCAAGGAGUGAGAUAAGAGCUUCGCUCAAUAAAUUUUGUCAGGUGGUGUAAAUCAGCACAUUUCUUUCAAAUGCGUGUGAUUGGUUCUACUGCCAUUCCCUCUCCUGUGUCUUGUGUGGUAUGGAAAUCCAAAUUUGUCUCUUACAAUCAGUCCUGUUUGUUAUUAAUCUAAGCUGACAUUUGCUGUAAAAAAAAAUGUCAAUUUCUCUAGAAUGUUUUCCACUAAAGAGAUCUCCGCCCCCCCUCCCCUCUCUCCCACCCCUACCCGCUACCUUGUUCUGCUCUCUGGAUAUGUUAUUGAGUCUUUGUAUUGAGACCAAGUGACUCUUCAUUGGAGAGCUUUAACUCGUUCAUGUCAAGGGCUAAGUAAAUGUCAUUGUUUGUUUUUGUAUUGACAUGUUGUGUGUCACGACGGGAUUAAAUGAAACCUUGUUUAUCAGAUUAGACAUUAUAAAAUCAUGUUACAUGUUCGACAUGGACAGGCAGGCUUGGGGGUGCAUUCAUUGGUUAGGUUUAGAUUCGGUUUUAAGGGAAAUUUUUCACAAAAACAAUGAUUGAGAAGUAGCAAUCAAGUUGUAAAAUAUUUGUUAAAAAAACAGUUUAGACAAAACUUAAGCUCCAGUUUCUGUUAUUAUAUUGUAUAGUCAAUAACACUGGUUCGUUCUGUUUGUUUUAUAUUCUUAUAUAAAAACCUGACGAGUGGUCAGCAACUCUUUAUAUUAUUAUUUUCUCUGUCUGCCUGUUUUUGGUCCAAAAAUUGUUUUCAUAUCUCCCAACAAUCUUAGGGGAUAACCAGUAUGGGCAGACCUGCCCAGAAAAGAGGUGGGUACACCCAUUGAAAGUCUUCCUGUCCAGCCACCAGCCUUCGGAAUAUGCAUUAGUACUGAGCUGCCCAGGACACGUCCCAGGUGUCCUCAGAAGCAGAACACCAGGGAGCUAAAAAACUAAACAAUUACUAUAUGCUCUAAAAAACCGAAUAAACCCUUUAAGGGUUUUUGUCCUGUUCACUAGUUGCACCUCUGCGAUACCCUGUACCUUUCUCAGGUUUACGUCCAAUAUUAAAAAAAAUAAAAAAAAUAAAAUACUUUAUUGAAGUAAAUAAAUGCAGGUACAUGAGAAAAAUACAUCUUCCCAAAUACUUUAUGGGUUGUGACAAGUAUAAAGUAACAGAUUAUGCACAAGUACAGUGAUCAGUGUUGAGAAAUACACAACAGUACACACAUUGGGUUCUGAUUGUCGUGAAGAGGUCCACUCAGGUUGUGUAUAUGCAGUGGCGGCUCUAGACUUUGUGAGGUCUUAGGCGAAACUCAAACAUGAGGCCCCCACUAACAGGACUAGUUAGCAGUCUAGGACAGACUAGGACAGGCUAGCAGCACUGAAUACAGAGAGCUAGUCUCUGUAUUCCUUGUUCAGAGGCUUGCAGUGUCACAGCUCCCUGUGCCACUGUGUUGUGAGCUCUCUGACUGUAGUUAUGGCAUCAUUUGCAAACAAAAUGAAUUUUAAUAAACAAAUUUAAUUAGCAAUUAUGCUAAUCAUUUAUACACGACUGGCAGUCGUGAAUACAUAAGUGCCAGUGUGUGUAUUUCUGAGUGUUUCUGGCAUUGUCUAUCUGUGUAUGUGCCUGAUAGUGUGUGUCUGACAGAGAGCAUCCUUGUGUGUGAAUGUAUGUCUUUAUAAGCAAACUCAGGAGGGACCUUAAUUCUCUUGAUCUCCAACAGUUGUCAGCUGACAUUGAUUCACAACUGCUGUCCAUCUCUUCCCUAUCCUGUCCUUCACUGGCCAUCUCCAUAUAUAACUCUACUCUUACAUCUGCCUUGAACACUGCAGCGCCACUCCAAACAAGCACCUCAAGGAGGACCCACCCCCAACCAUGGCAUACUAAAUCAACGCGCUACCUGCAAAGAUGCUCCCGGUGUGCUGAACGCUCCUGGAGGAAGUCUCGCACCCAGUCAGACUUUCUCCAUUAUAGAUUCAUACUGUGUUCAUACAGUGCAGCCCUUGCCCUUGCCAAACAGUCCUAUUUUUCCUCUCUCAUUAGUUCAUGUUCCCGCAACCCCAGGCGUCUCUUUGACACCUUUAAUUCUCUUCUUCGCCCCGCUGUGGCCACCCCCCAAACCAACCUUACUGCUGAUAACUUUGCAUGUUACUUCACUGACAAAAUUGAACAGCUAAGGAAAGAAUUCUCCCCUCCUUGCCUUUCUGUUUCUCAAUCACACAUUGAUCAUGCCCUUCCUACCCUUCAGACAUUCUCCCCAGCCACUGACAAAGAGGUGGCUGCUCUUCUUUGCUCCUCUCGCCCCACCACUUGCCCGCUCGAUCCUGUCCCAUCUCACCUUAUCAGAUCUCUCUCCACUUGUCUCGUGCCUUCUCUAACACACAUCUUCAACUGCUCGCUCUCUUCUGGCAUCGUCCCUGCUGACCUUAAACAUGCCACUGUAGUACCUAUACUAAAAAAACCAUCCCUUGACCCAUCCACCCCCUCUAACUACCGUCCCAUAUCCCUGCUCCCUUUUUCCUCAAAGCUUCUGGAAAGACUCGUCUUUACCCGUGUGUCUCAUUUCCUCAAUUCCAACUCUCUCCUUGACCCCCUUCAAUUUGGCUUCCGCCCUCUCCACUCUUCAGAGACUGCCCUUAUCAAAGUUACUAACGACCUAAUCGCAGCUAAAUCCAAAGGCCACUACUCCAUACUAAUUCUUCUUGACCUCUCGGCGGCCUUUGACACCGUUGAUCAUGCUCUCCUUCUUCAAACUCUGCAAUCGCUUGGUCUCUGUGACUCUGUCCUCUCGUGGUUUUCCUCUUAUCUCUCCCAACGCUCAUUCAGUGUCUCUUUUUCUAAUGAUACCUCCUCCCCUCGCCCUGUCUCGGUUGGAGUCCCCCAAGGCUCCGUCCUUGGUCCCCUUCUAUUUUCUCUUUAUACUGCCUCUCUUGGCAAACUUAUUGCCUCAUUUGGAUUCCACUACCACCUUUAUGCUGAUGACACCCAGUUAUAUCUCUCCUCCCCGGACCUCUCCCCUGCUGUCCUGCAACGUGUCACUGCUUGCCUUUCUUCCAUCUCUGACUGGAUGUCCUCCCGCUUUCUGAAACUCAAUCUCUCAAAAACUGAGCUCCUUGUCUUUCCUCCUCCUAAUACUGAUCCUCCUCUUUCGCUCUCCCUUCAAGUUUGUGGUACCAACAUCAGCCCAUCCUUGCAAGCGCGCUGUCUUGGCGUCAUACUUGACUCUGGUCUCACCUUUGAGCCUCACAUCCAGCAUGUUGCCAAAUCCUGUAGAUUCCAUCUUAAAAACAUAGCCCGCAUCCGCCCCUUUCUUGCACCAGAUACUACCAAGGAGCUUGUCCAUGCUCUAAUAAUUUCACGCAUGGAUUAUUGUAACCCUCUCCUGCUUGGUCUUCCCAAAAGCCGUACUGCACCCCUACAGUCUGUAAUGAAUGCUGCUGCUAGACUGAUUUUCCUCUCUAGUCGGUUCUCUCACACCUCACCCCUCUGCCAGUCCUUACAUUGGCUUCCUGUGUGCUAUAGGAGUCAAUUCAAGGCACUAACUCACACCUACAAAGCACUGAACAACUCUAGCCCCUCUUAUAUCUCCUCACAGAUCCACAGGUAUGUCCCUUCUCGGUCUCUCCGCUCUGCCCGUGACCACCUCCUGUCCGUUGUCCGCACCCGUACGGCCAACUCGCGCUUGCAGGACUUCUCGCGGGCGGCUCCCUUCCUAUGGAAUAGCCUGCCUACCGCCAUCCGACUCUCCCCUAGUCUUGCAUCUUUUAAGAAGUGCCUUAAAACCCAUCUCUUUAGGAAAGCUUAUGGCCUCCAAGACUAACCCCUACCUCACAUACCCGUCUCUUGCCCUCUCCUAAAGGGCAGCCCACCUUAUUUGAUUGCAAAUUCCUGUCCUAAUGUGUUUUACACCCCACCUCCUAUAGAAUGUAAGCUCGAUUGAGCAGGGUCCUCUUCAACCUAUUGUUCCUGUAAGUUUAUUUGUAAUUGUCCUAUUUAUAGUUAAAUCCCCUCUCAUAAUAUUGUAAAGCGCUACGGAAUCUGUUGGCGCUAUAUAAAUGGCAAUAAUAAUAAAAUAAUAAUAAUAAGCAUGUGUCCGUACCGUAUGUGUGUGGGGUAGCUGCUUGUGGUAUGUUGUGUUUAUGGGGGCUCCCUAUGAUCUUUGUGCAUGUGUGCGUGUAUGAUGAACUUUUUUAGUUUGUUACUGUGACAAGGUGCGUAAAGGGGUAACUGUGGCAGGGUCAGUGGGGAAAUGAGACAGGGUUGGGGGGUGAGUGUGACAGAAUGAGGGAGGGUGAGAAUGAUAGUGGGGUGAUUGCAACAUGGUUGGAGGAGGGAGUGUAACGGCAAAGGGAAGUAAGUGUGACAGGAUUUGAGGAGUUUAAUGUGACAGGGUGAGCGUGGCAUAGUUGGGGGAGUGGGUGGUAUCACGGGCUGGGAGUGAAUGUACCAUGUUUGGAGGAGGCAGUGUGACUGAAUGAGGGGAGGUGAGUGUGACAAGAUUAAGGGGGUUAGUGUGGCAGGAGUAGAGGCAUUAAUGUGAAAGGGUGAGUGUGGCAGGGUUGGGGAGGAGAGUGCGACAGAGUUUUGAGUGAGUGUGGCACGGUUGGAGGACAGGAUUGGAGGGGUUUAUGUGGUGGGGUGAGUGUGGCAGGGUGAAGGAGGUGAGUGGGACAGACUAAUAGAGGAUGAGUGUGACUGUGUUGAGGAGGUUAAUGUGAUAGGGUAAGUGAGGCAAAGCAAAGGCAGGUGAGUUUGGUAUGGUUGGAGGUGGUGAGAGUUACAGGAUUAGGAGGGGUUAAUGUGAGUGUGGCUGGGUGAAGGGGCAGACCGUGUGUGGGGGCUGAAAGUGUUUGGAAAGGUGAUAGUGUAUGUGUAGAGGAUGAUAAUGUGUGUGGUUGGGGGUGACAGUGUGUGAGGAUGAUAUGGUAAGGGUGGGGAUGAUAGGGUAUGUGUGGGGGUGACAGGGUGUGUGGAGGGGGGCUGUGAAAGGUUGCGUGUGGAGGGACUGUGACAGGGUGUGUUUGCGGGGUGGGGGUGACCACGUGUGUGUUUGUGUGUGAGGGAUGACAGAGUGUGUGGUGGGUCGGUGACAAGAUGUGUGGGGGGUGUAGGCGCUGUGAUAGGGCAGGGGGAUCUGUGACAGGGUGGAGGGUGAAGCGGCUGUGACAGGGUGGGGGUGGAGAGGCUGUGACAGUGUAGGGUGGCUAGAUGGGCUGUAUAUGGGUAGGGAGGCUAGGGGGCAGUGACAGGUAGGGGGGCUAGAGGAGCUUCCUACUCUGGUGUCGGGGCUAGAGGAGAUUUGACAGAAUAGGGGGCUGUGAUAAGGUAGGGGAGCUAAAGGGGCUGUGACAGAGUAGUGUGGCUAGAGGGGCUGUGACAGAGUAGUUGGGCUAGGUGGCUGUGACCGAGUAUGGGGGCUUGGGGGCUGUGAUAAGGUAGGGGGGAAUGGACUGUGACAGGGUAGGGGGGUAGAGGGGCUGUGACAGGGUGGGGGGCUAGAGGGGUUGUGAUAGGGUAGGGGGGUGGAGGGGCUUUGAAUAGCUGUAGAUGGGGGUUCAAAAUUACUUUUUUUUAUAUAUUACAUUGAUUCCCUGAAAGACGAGACAGGGGGGGACAUGAUAGAAACAUUUAAAUGCAUAAAGGGAAUCAACACUGUAAAGGAGGAAACUAUAUUUAAAAGAAGAAAAACUACCACAACAAGAGGACAUAGUCUUAAAUUAGAGGGGCAAAGGUUCAAAAAUAAUAUCAGGAAGUAUUAUUUUACUGAGAGGGUAGUGGAUGCAUGGAAUAGCCUUCCAGCUGAAGUGGCAGAGGUUAACACAGUAAAGGAGUUUAAGCAUGCGUGGGAUAGGCAUAAGGCUAUCCUAAUUAUAAGAUAAGGCCAGGGACUAAUGAAAGUAUUUAGAAAAUUGGGCAGACUAGAUGGGUUGAAUGGUUCUUAUCUGCCGUCACGUUCUAUGUUUCUAUGUUUCUUUCUUUUAUGCUUAAUUAAAAAGAAAAAAAGAAAAAGCAUAAGAAUAAAAUAAACUAUAAGAGUUACCAAGAUUGUAUGACAUAAAAUUUAGUUUGUCUUGGUUUAGCUAUACCUGCCAAGUGUCUUUAUUUAGGAGGGACAGUCCCUAUUUCUAUCCUAAUGUCCCUUUUUUCUAGGAGCUCCAUGUUGUUGGUGUGUCUGAGUGUAUAACAGAGCUCCACAGCAAUAAUACUCACAGUCAUGUGUUUUUAUUCAAUAAUAAAUGCGCUUAGAAAUCAGUCUGUGCCAGGGCCGUCUUUAAUACUGAUUGGACCCUGGGCAGGUAUUUGAUUUGGGCCCGUUGACCUAGCCCUUCCCCUUCCUAGCAUGCCAUCACGCCAUCAACGCCCACACACACACAAAAAAACCACACACACACUUAGCCCUCUCAUUUCUUACUGAGACAAAAUACACACACUGAGACACAUACAGAUGCAAACACUGACAUACAUAGAGAUGCACACAUACACAGGUACAGGCAUACAUAGAGAGAUACACAGACACACAAGUGCAUACACAGACACACAUGCAGAUACACACUGACACACCUUCAUACACUGAUGCACAGAUACACUGACAAACAUGCAGAUGAACAGAAACUGACAUACAUGCAGAUACACACAAUAACAUACAGAUACAUACAUGGACCCACAUGCAGAAACACACAGAUACAGACACUGACACAUAUACAGAUACAGAUACACAGACACACAUGCAGCUACACAUUCACACAGAAUGACACUCACACAGAUACAAACACAGACACCUAUGCAGACACACAUACAAACAUACACACAGAUACACAUAUACACAUAUAAACAUACACAUAUACAAACAGACACAGAGACACACAGAUACACAUAUAUACAAAGACACACAUAUGGACACACAGGGUCACAGAGAGACACAUGCAGAUACAGAAACACACACACACACACAUACAAACAGAUACACAUACACACAUACAAACAGAUAUACAUACAGACAGACACAUACAUACAUACAUACAGACAGACACAUACAGACAUGCACAUUUUUUAUGUGUUUUCUACCUUUGUAUUGCAGGAGGCUGGCUCAGGCUGAUGGGAGUCAGAGCUCCCACUCUGACUCCCUCCUUUUCUUCUCCUCCUCCCGCGCGGGAUCAUCACAGGGGGCCCGGUCGAGCUCUCAAAGCGGCCGGGCCCCUUAAAAUCCAUCGCUUUAGGGUGGCCCUUAGAGCAUUGGCGGGUGGAUGAGCCUUCACAUCGCGCGACCUGCGGUGGUAGUUCCACGCGGGCCGCACGCACUAUGGCGGCCGCAGGGCUAAAGGGGCAGCUACUUUGGGACCCCUAAGACUGACAGGGCCCGGGGCAGCUGCCCAUUUUGCCCCGUGUUAAAGACGGCCCUGGUCUGUGCAAAUAAGAAACAUUGUUGUGAAUCUAAAUUUAACUUUAGUAACACAAAUUAUUAGUAAAUCACCUAAAAAUGAUCAGACCUUCCCUGCCCUUAGCCGCGCACCCCACUCACACCGCUAAAAUUAACUUGUCCCUCUAUGUCCAUUUGAAAUGUUGGGAGAUAAGGUUUACUGGUUACAUUCAUGUAGCUGGAAACAAUUUGACUCUGUUGUCGAUUCCUGUUUCAUUUGUUGCUUUGCUGCUGUGUUCACUAAUGGAACGAGUGAUAAUGUUUGUCAGAAAAACUCGUUUCCUGCCUUUCCGACUCACCCUGUUCUUUUCAUGUGAUAUCGAUUUAGAAAGAAUUCAUUCGGGCACGAGUUACAAGCUCUAAUUGUAUUAAAAUAAACGGAAAGACCUCAUCUCCCUUGCCUGCCUGGUAUUGUCAUUUGCUGGCUUUAAUAUUCUCUAUUCUGUAGCUGUUUAAGGUGAUAGGAGGUUACACCAGCAGCGAAAUGGGAGUGGGGGCUGGGUUGAGGCACUGCACUUAGCAAAUUAAAGUCAUAACUUUAACAUUUGAGUCUUGGCAGCCGCUUGAAUUAAAGUAAUGAUGUUGAUUUCUUGUUAGGCUAUUUUCAUUUGAGGCUCAUCAGUAGGCUUUUGAUGUAUGACCUAUUAAGAAUUGGGAUGCCUGCCAGAUGUGCAAUCUGAAGCUAUCCUUCCUCCACAAGUGUAUAGGUGAAUUAUGACAGGAUCCCUACAGAAUAACUCUGCAGCUUUUGGAACAAGUGAACACUUCAGGAAAAACUCAUGGUUUAAUCCGGAUAAGGAUAAAACUCAGUGCAUUUCCAUAGAUCGGUGUGGUCUGCGUUUGUUGUACGGUAUUUGAGAAUACGUGAUCACGACAUGAAGUCUUAACGUGUUCGUAGCUAUGAUUAAAUUAAUUGGUACAUUUUGCUUAAUAAUCUGCAUCUAAAAUAGCCAGCUGUCCAAAUGAUUACUACUGGUCAGAUUUAAUUGCCAAAAAGCACUGCAAAAGUGGUGUCAAAUCCAAUAGUGAUCUGCGAUAUUGGUGCCCCACAUUUCAGUUGUGUCAUUCACAAAUACGUGUUUGGUCGUCUUCAAUUAAAGGGACACUUCAGACCCCUAAAGCACUUAAACCUGCUGAAAUGCUUUAUAUGUGAAUAGUGUGUCUUUUUUCAUAUUACAAAAAGUGUAGAUUUAAAAAAAGAUUUACACUUUUAUAAAUUAAAAUGAUUACACCCUUGGCUUUCAAUCAGACAGCAUGCCCUGUUACUUCCCUUAUUUGUUUAGCUCAGUGGAGCUAACCGCAAGAGGCAGUAAUUGCGCAGAGCACCUGCCUUGCAAAGACCUCUCACUGAGCUGCAUUGGGAAUUCUAUGAUUGGACAACAACAGAAAGUAUGGGUGAGGUUAGAAGGGGAGGGCUUGCAAAGUCUGCAGAUAAAACAAUGACAGGUUUUGCAAGCUGUUUUUAGAUAGACCCCAAUGGAAAAAAUGCACAAUUAAAUGCAUGUUGAUUUUUAUUAGGAUUAUAUCAACUAAAUAGUAUUUUUUAUUUAUUUUGUAUUUGGCUGCAGGUUGCCUCUUUUAACCCCUUAAGGACCAAUCUUCUGGAAUAAAAGGGAAUCAUGACAUGUCACACAUGCCAUGUGUCCUUAAGGGAGAAUCUAAGCACCAAGACAACUUUAUCUUAAUAAAGCAGUUAUGGUGUAUGGAUAAUGCCCCUGCCGUCUCACUGCUCAAUUCUCUUAUAUUUUGGAGUUAAAUCACUUUGUUUGUGCAGCCCUAGUCACACCUCCCCUGGUUGUGACUCACAAAGCCUUCCUAUACACUUCCUGAAAAAAAGAGUUAGUAUCAAACAGAUUAACAAAGACCAGGACUCUAGGUGGGGGCCCCAAUCUGGCACUCUGCCUACACCCCUGGGCAAGAGCUCUGUUGUCACCAUGCCCCCGAAUAACAACACUCCUGUUCAGGAGGCCAAGAAUAAUCAAAAAUGCCUUAUUGAACACAAGGACUAGCCUUCAACAACAUGCAAAACGUAUGGUGACACAAUCUAAAUAAUUGGUCAAAUAUAACAGUACAGGGUAACAAGUGCUAAAUAUCAAAACACAAUAAAUUACUACUCAAAAGGGUUGAGGAGGGGAUCAGAAGAGCACAUUUUAAAUCAACACUCCAAGCAUCAUAACCAGUACAGUUUCAAGUAGUGACCUGGUGCCCCUAUUGUAAGUAUUAAAACUCUAUUUGAAUGUUUUACCUGGAGUCUGCUGGGGGCCACUUCCUGCAUUUAAUAUGAACACCUGCCAUUAAAAUGAUUGAAACCGCAACACCAGGAAGCAAAUAGUAGGAUUUUAAUUCCACCACAGUGGACUCGGCUACGUUUUGACCCUAUUGGGUCUUUGAUCUGCACCCAGUCAUAUAUUUUGAGUGGAGGGGGGUAGAAGCAUCUGGCGGUCUCCAGCUUAGAAGGCAAACCAUUCAAAAACGGUUUGCUUACAGUGGACAGGCACCAUGGCACUCAUGACAGUGAGCUGUAGUGGUUAUGUAGAUGUACAUACAUUGCUGCCCAUCACGUCUACAUUUUAUAAUUUCUGUGACUGUCACUUAUAUGUAAAUUUAUGAGUCAUCUAUCCUAAAGGGUUAGUUAGUUAAGUACUCAAGAAAGUGACAUAUGUGAGCAGGCCCGGACUGGCCAUCGAGCAUACCAGAAAUAUCGCAAAUGCCCGGUGGGCCGCGAUGGCCAUGGGCCAAGGCCGACAGGAGAGAUCAAGAGAUCUCCCCUGCCAGCCCAUGCAGAGCUGGCACUAUCCGUGCACUGGCCCGGCUGUGUGCCUUCAUGGACCUGUGGGGAGAUCAAGGAUCUCCCUCAACGGCCCACAGGGAGUGAAAAGCAGCCGCCGCCUGCGGAGGGAGACAGCAGAGGACCAGGGGGAGCUCUAGCCUGCAGCUCCGCUGGGUUCCUCUUGCGAGGUUGGAGCUUUGCUGCGGUUACCAUGGCAAUGCUCCGAUCUUGAGAGAGUGAACUCUAGCCCCACAGGCUAAAGUUCACUCACCACUAGGACCACCAGGAAUUGUAGCACGGUCCUCCCUCCCAGGCAUAAGGUAAGAAGGGAGGGGGGAUACAAUGUUUUUUUAAUAAAAAAAAAAUAUAUAUAUAUUUACAUUAAUCUAUCUCCCCCACACACACAUACACAAUACCUCCAAGCAUAUUCACACACAGUACCCCUCACACAUGGGCGUCCGCAGGAAUUUUUCCAGGGGGGGGGCAUAAUUGUAAUGACAUCCAUGCUUGGUACCUUUUUGACAGUGUCAUGAAAGGGAAGGGGCAUAGCCAUUAUCACAUAAAGCCAGGGUGAAUAGCGUUUUCACAACUAUGGUGUCAGGAAUAUAUGUUUGUAUUCCUGACACUAUAGUGUUCCUUUAAGCAAAUUAAAGGACCAUUCUGGUCACCAUAACAACUUCACCUAAAUGAAAAUGCUAUGAUGCCAGGAAGCCCCUGGGUGCUCGCUUUCCUUUAAGGGGUUAAAUCGCUCUCAAAUGGUUUAACCCCAAAGGCUUCCUCCAGCUCCAGGUCGCUCAGUGGUAUUUGGCUUCUGAAACAGAGUGUCAGGAAGUGCAGAUUGACGUCAGGCAUGGGUGCCGCUGAUUGGCUAGAGUGGUCAGUUGACGCUCUAAGCCAAUCGCUAGUUCCCGGUUCAUAAAAUAUUUUUACUUUUUUAUGAAUGGGGAGCUACUGAUUGGCUUAGAGUGCCAGCUGACCGCUCUAGCCAAUCAGCAACACCCCUACCCAACGGCACUCUGUGCUUCCUGACACUCAGUAAAUAAAAGUGAACACAUUAACACCAAUAUUUUUUUACCUUUGGAGAUGAGAAGGUCCAGCGUUUCCCUGCCAGGCACUUUACCUUUGUGCUCCUUCUGAUUCUUUCUGCUCCUUUACCUUUGUGCUCCUUGCUGUCCCUUUGUGCUCCUUCCUGCUCCUUGCAGGCCCUUCCUGCUCAUUCUCCUACUUUAUGUUUGUGCUCCUUCUGCCCCUUCCAGCUCAUUUCUGACCCUUUCUGCUCCUUCUACUUUACCUUUGUGCUGCUUUACCUUCCAGCUCCUUGCUGACCCUUCCUGUUCAUUUCUAUAUAUCUAUAGGCUGCUGCCCCCUCCCCAAAUCUAUGGGCUGCUGCCCCCCCAAAUCUAUGGGCUGCUGCCCCCCCAAAUCUAUGGGCUGCUGCCCCCAAAUCUAUGGGCUGCUGCCCCCCUCCCCAAAUCUAUGGGCUGCUGCCCCCCCAAAUCCUUGCCAAUCUAGGCUGCUGCCCCCCAUCUAAGGCUGCUGCUGCCCUCAAAUCUAUAGGCUGCCUUUACUCCCCAAAUCUAUGAGCUGCUGCCCCAAAAUCUAAGGCUGCUGCCCCUCCCCAAAUCAUGAACUUGCUGCCCCCCCUAAUCUAUGAGCUGCUGCCCCGUCUAAAGGCUGCUUCCCCCCCUCCCCGUCUAUGGGCUGCAUUUAAAUCUAUGGGCUGCUGCCCCAAAUCUAUGGGCUGCUGCCCCAAAUCUAAAACUGCUGCUGCCCUCAAAUCUAAGAGCUGCUGCCCCCCUCCCCAAAUCUGUGGGCUGCUGCCCCCCCAAAUCCUAAAGGCUGCUGCCCCUCCCCCAAAUCUAUGAGCUUGCUGCCCCAAAUCUAAGGCUGCUUCCCCCCCCUCCCCAAAUCUAUGAACUGCUGCCCCAAAAUCCUAAAGGCUGCUGCUGCCCCUCAAAUCUAAGGCUGCUGCCCCCCUCCCCAAUCUAUGGGCUGCUGCCCCCCAAAUCAUAAAGGCUGCUGCCCCCAAAUCUAAAGGCUGCUGCCCCAAAUCCUAAAGGCUGCUUCCCCCCUCCCCAAAUCAUGGGCUGCGGCCCCCAAAUCUAUGAGCUGCCCCAAUCUAAAGGCUGCUGCUGCCUCAAAUCUAAAGGCUGCCCCCCCCUCCCCCAAAUCUAUGGGCUGCUGCCCCCAAAUCUAAGCUGCCUCCCCCCAAAUCUAGCAGACUUGCUGCCCCAAAUCUAUUCUGCUGCCCCCCCCCCCAAAUCUAUAGGCUGCUGCCCCCCUCUCAAACCCUCCCCCCCAUCCCUCACUCCCCUGAUCUGUAGGCUGUCUCUGGCUGCAUGUGCUGUUCCCCUGCGGUUUCAAUCAGCAGAGAGAUGCAGGGAUAAGAUGCAGCUUCCUAUCCCUGUCUCUCUCCAUACACGGUAUUGCAGUUCAUUUUAAAUCUCACACAAAAUAGCAGAACAAGCGGAAAAAUCCGCAACCCAUACAUUCCCCUCACACACACACAUUCCCCUAUGCACACAAUAGAUUCCUUGUAAGCAAAUACACACACUCUACAACUUCUAUACACACUAUGCUCCCUAUACACACAUUCUAACUCUGUACAGCUCCUAGCCACACAUUACCCCACAAACGCAACGCAACUGAAACCGACCUAUUUACACAAUAUCACACCACAAUCAGCUCACUCUACACACACACAAUCCCUCAAGCAGGCUCCAAACACAUGCACAAUACUCUUUCCUGGCCCUUUUGUCUCCUGGUAUCCCACUUAUGGAGACACCAGAGACACGUUACAAGAAAACACAAUGCAAGCAUGUUAAUAAAAAUGCUUGAACUGCGCAGAACAAAUACAGAGCCUUUUUCUCAUGCUAUAACUCUACGCAUGGUCUGCCCUGGAAGAGCAUUGAACCAACAUGCUUACUUUAAGAGGGGGCGUGCUGCCUAUUGGUAAUGAUAAAACACACCCCCUAUAGCCUGCUACCUUCUCAGUGGGCCGCUGUGGUAAAAAAAAUGCCCGGGCCCAAUUUUUUUUCCAGUCCAGCCCUGCGUGUGAGUAUUUAGCUUCAAUUAAUUGACUAAUUAAUUGUGUAAAUUUAAUUUUUAGCAAAAACUGGAGAGUUGUACAUUCUAAUUUAUACAUACCCCAUUAGGCACUUCGAAAUCAGCCAGGAGUUUACCGGCAGCGUCAGUCAUUCAGCAGAGUGAAUUCCAGUCCAAGAGUCAUGAGAAACAUUGAUCACAUAAAACAGUUAUAGUAUCAUGAGAGGCUAAAUGAAGUGUCAGGUUUCGUUUUAUAGUUGCAGACUGGAACAAGCUUUAUUUCUAAGAUCUAAUCAUGUAAUGGAAUUACCAGGAGAGAAACCUGGAUGAAAAAAUGGCAUCAAUAUCUCCACGACCUUUUCUAUUUGGCAGUCAGUGCCAUGCAGGUACAGCAAAUCCUAAAAAUAGAAGGUGCGUUAAUGCUCUGAAAGUAGUUUUUAAACAAAUGUGUCUUUAAUUAUGCAGUGCAAACCAAUUUAUUUUACAUAGGUAAUAUACAAGACAAAACAGAAGAAGGUUGCGCCAAAGCUGGCUAAAGUGCAGCUGAAGUGAACAAAGUCCAAAGUGUAAGUCAAACAAAGUCUUUAGCUGGGGCUGAUGAGGCAACGAACGCCUAUGUGGAGGAGUAUUCUCUCUAAGGGUCGCUUGAAGAUGGUUUUACAGGAUCCGUAUGUAAAGAAAGAAACAAACAAUAGUGCAAAUACGUCUGAUACGAGGGUUUAUAUGCAAGAAGAAGAGAUCUAUAGUAAUCCUACUCACGUGUAGUAGAGCUGAACUAGUUCUAGUAUGAAUAGCGCACAGCAGUAUAAUCACCGCUUGUAGGAUGCGUGUAGAGGGUUAAGUCUUUUGCCGAUAUGUAGAUCAUAAGGGAGAAGAGAAACAACUAAUAGUGCUCGCUGUAUAGAAACUCAUAUAAGGAGUAUAAAUAAUAAAAUGUGUACUCACAUAGGAUUGAGCAGGUGGACUGCUCAAUGACUUAGGCGUGAGUGGUAUAAUCCCCACCUCGGAUGUCUUUGGAGUAAUACUCAGCAGGAGAGAGAAAAUCAGGAUACCAAGCAAAAUUUAAAAAUAAUAAAUAAAAGAGUAAAAUGGCACAAUCAGAGUGAUUUAAAAGUAGCCAAAGUACCUUUAUUUAGAAUACAGAGUAAAAUAUAAAUAUAUAUUUUACUCUGUAUUCUAAAUAAAGGUAUUUUGGCUACUUUUAAAUCACUCUGAUUGUGCCAUUUUACUCUUUUAUUUAUACUAGAGCUGGCUUAAGCUCUACUAAACGUGAGUAGGACUGUAUUAGACUCUGUUGUUAUAUACACCAUCUUUACCAAAUGUACUGCCCUAUCAUCUGUCUUUCUCUUCCACAUACGGAGUAAAAGACCAAUACUUCUCUACGUAUCCUAUAAGCGGGGAUUGUACCGCUGUAUGCCAUCCACACUAGAGCUAGUUCAGCUCUACUACACAUGAGUAGGAUUACUAUAGAUCUCUUCUUCUUGCAUAUAAACCCUCGUAUCAGACAUAUUUGCACUAUUGUUUGUUUCUUUCUUUACAUACGGAUCCUGUAAAACCAUCUUCAAGCUACCCUUAGAGAGAAUACUCCUCCACAUAGGCUGUCGUUGCCUCAGCAGGCCCAACUAAAGACUUUGUUUUGGCACCACUUACACUUUGGACUUUGUUCAUUUCAGCUGCACUUUAGCCAGCUUUGGCGCAACCUUCUUCUGUUUUGUCUUGUAUAUUACCUUUGUUCAUAGGGUUUAGAGGGAACCCUAUUUUUAGGUUGCUACCUCUUACUUUAUCUAUUUAUAGGAUUGGUCUAUUUUAGCGCUGUUUCCUUCUUUCUACAUUUCAAUUUAUUUUACAGACUAUAUAUGGUCAGGUCAUCUGUACUUAACUUUAAUCAAUAUAUGUCAAUAUAUAUGUAUAUGUGUGUGUCUGUAUAUAUCUAUGUGUAUGUUGUAUCUAGGCCUUCAUGCAUAUUUUGGAACUCUUAGAUGUGAAUUCAUACAUUCUUAAUCUGUCAUUACUUUUUUUACGUUCCCCUUUCCAGCACCCUUUUCUGCACGGUUUGCUUGUUUUUCUUUCUCCCCCCUUUACUUUGUGAUCUUCACACAAUACAUGUAGGACCCUCUGUGAGAGUGGUGUCUAUUUUUCUGCCAAACAUGUGCCUUAUCUGCACUCAUGUUGCUUUAACCCCUGUAUCACAACUCAACUUUGAAUUUUCUGUGUCGAAUUUGCUCAGAAAUGCUUUAGACUUGAGAAAGGGAGGUUCUCCCGAAAGCUUGUCAUUAAAAAAUUCUGUUAGUGGAAUAAAAAUGGUAUUACAAGAUACGAAUUUUAUCUGUUAUUUUACAUCUGCAUUUCUGGACUAAUACGGCUACAAUCUAUCUAUUUUCUAUUUAUUUAUUUUAACAAUAACCUGUACAAUCAAAAUCACAUACACGAUAAGAAAAAACAAAACAACCCCCCACUGCUAUCUAUGCUACACUAUCAGCUAGUGACCUUCAUAUUUCCUGCAUCUCUAGUCCUGGUGACCAUUUUUGUAUCUUUGUUGAUGGUAACAUUUCCUCACCGCCCACCAGUGCCACAGUAACUAAUUUUACAGCGCAACUGGGUUUUUUUUUUGUUUGGUUUUUUUACAAAGGAGGGUUUUUUUAAAAAAUAAAAAAAAUUGUACUUAAAUGUAUCUUUUUUUGUAUUUCUCUAUUUUCUAUUCUAUUUUCUUUCUGUGUGUGUGUGAAGUGUGCUCUGUGUGUGAAGUGUGUGAAGGGUGCAGUGUGUGUAUGUCUGUGAGGUGCAGUGUGUGUGAGUAGUGCUGUGUGUGUCUGUGAGGGGUGCUGUAUGUGUGUAAAGGGUCCAGUAUGUAUGUGUGUGAGUGUUGCAGUGUGUGUUUGAGGGGGCAGUCUGUGUGUGUGCAUGUGGACAGCAGUCUGUGUGUGAGAGGGCAGUGUAUGUGUAUGAGGGGUGUAGUGUGUGUUUGUGUGUGAGGGGGCAUAGGGUCUAUGCUGUGUGUAGGUGGGUGAGAUGUGAAAAUCUAUCUUAAUGUCUCCUUCUCCCUUCUUCUUACCUUUUACCAGGGGGGGGCAUAAUGCUGCAAGCCCUGGUGGUUUCUUUGGUGGCAUGUUCACUUUAGCCUGCACUGAUCCUCCGGCUGCAGGCUGACUCUCCUGUCCUCCUGCGAGCACAGCACUGUAUCAGAGUGUUACCAUCGUAAUUCGCGGCAACACUCCGACCAGCCUACUCGUGAGAGGAACACCGAGCCUCCCAGGCCCUUCCCACCCUCUGCUGGAACUAAGUGCCAGCGAGACGGUGAGGGAGAUCUAUGAUCUCCUCACCAGCCCGAGAGGGCUUACAGCAAGGCUGGCUCUGCAUGCGCCGGCAGGGGAGAUGAAAGGAUCUUCCCUGCGAGCCUUGGCACACAGCCAUUGAGGCCCACCAGGCGUUUUCCACAGAACCCACAACCACCCACCUGAAAUCCUAGUGGGCGGUAGGUACCAGGUUGACUACCCCUGGUCUAAAGAGUAAGAGUUUUAAAAGUGCAACAGUCACCAUGGAAACCGUCACCAUUGGACGUUCCUGCAGCUAGUUCCACUGUUAGGACUUUACUGCAGAUUUUACACUUCUUAUCUGCUAGCAACAUUUUUUUAAUGUCUGCUUUGUUACAUCCAACUAAAAUGACCUUUUGCAGUAUUAAUGAAACAGACAAUGAAUGCCUGUAGUGCAGUUUUGAUUAACCUUGGUAUUGCAGGUGUCUGUGGGCUGGGUUUUUACUAAUUAAAUGUCAGUCAUGGCAAUAUACACAUAAUAUGUGAAAUUUCACAUUUUUGUCUGUUAAACAUUUUACUGAAACAGAAGAAACCCUGCAUUUCUCAGUGACUGCAGAGAGACACCAGUUCUUAUAAUAAGAAAAAAACUCAAAGUUUAACUUGAAGUUGUGUUUGGGCUGGCACACAGCACCAAUCAAUGCACUGCCCGAAUUAAAAGGCUGAUUAGCAACCAGGAAAUCCACAGAUUUGGAUAAUUGAACUGUUGACUCAUUGGGACAAUAAAAAUAGGACAUUUUUCACAUUUGGUUUUGAACUCCAAUAUACACUGCCUGGCCAAAAAAAAAAAGUCGCCACCUGGAUUUCAUUAAGCAAAUAGGUAAGAGCCUCCUAUUGGAUAGCUACUGCAUGGGCGAUUAUCUUUCAGCUAGCAACAAGUUAUUUAACCCCAACUGAUGCAAUGAGUAGCUUCUCAUUUCUUAAACAACCAUGUUGAAAGGCACAUCCCGUGGUCGUGGAAAAGAUGUUAGUCUGUUUGAGAUGGGUCAAAUCAUUGGCAUGCAUCAAGCAGAGAAAACAUCUAACGAGAUUGCAGAAACUACUAAAGUUGAGUUAAGAACUGUCCAACACAUUAUUAAAAACUGGAAGGAUAAUGUGGAACCACCAGUGAUGGGCGCAUCAGGGUAAGAAGAGAGGCAGAUGAAGUGAUCAUCAUGCCUACUGUACAAGCCUGUGGGGGCAGUGCUAUGAUCUGGGGUUGCUGCAGUUGGUGUGCUCUAGGUUCAGCAACAUUAUGUGCCCAAAGAAUGAGGUCAGCUGACUACCUAAAUAUACUGAAUGACCAGGUUAUUCCAUCAAUGGAUUUUUUCUUCCCUGAUGGCACGGGCAUAUUCCAAGAUGACAAUGCCGGGAUUCAUCGGGCUCAAAUUGUGAAAGAGUGGUUCAGGGAACAUGAGACAUCUUUUUCACACAUGGAUUGGCCACCACAGAGUGACCUUAACCCCAUUGAGAAUCUUUAGGAUGUGCUAAAAACGGUUUUGCACAGUGGUCCGACUCUCCCAUCAUCAAUACAAGAUCUUGGUGAAAAAUGAAUGCAACACUGGAUGGAAAUAAAUCUUGUGACAUUGUAGAAGCUUAUUGAAACAAUGUCACAGCGAAUGCGUGCUGUAAUUAAAGUUAAAGGCGGUCCAACUAAAUAUUAGAGUGUGUAACUUUUUUAUUUGCUGGCACCCUUUUUUUUUGCCAGGCAGUAUAUAUUCUGAUCAAAAACUGAAACUUUACGACUUCUUUAAAGUGAACCUGUUGUCACCUCACCUCAGAUUCAGCACCAUCAUAUCCUCAUCAGAGGGGGAUAUUAUGCUUCUGUAACACCCACCUCUAAUCUGCUCAUGCUCCACCCACUGUUUUCUUUGAUUUGCCCAGUCUAGGGAUGCUUCUCAAAUCAGGUUUCAGUGCCAGUAUGCAGGCGUUUGAACAUAGUGACUUCAUUCCUAUACUCGCUAGGCAGUGCUUAAAGCAUCGACGAGGGAAUUACCAUAGCAACCACAGUGCAUGAGCUGUGAUUGGCCAGGUUAGAGAGCAGAAAGACUGCGUAUGGGAGGAUUCUUCUGUUCUCCCUUGUCAGUCAUUUCUUCACCACAGAGUCUAUGCCAGGCAUAGGCAACCUUCGGCACUCCAGAUGUUUUGGACUACACCUCCCAUGAUGCUUUGCCAGCAUGGGUAUAUGAGCAUUAUGGGGGAUGUAGUCCACAACAACUGGGGUGCCGAAGCUAUAUACUGUAGACAGGUGGGAGAAAUCUGUACAUGUUCUAGCAAACUUGCUAACACACUGUAUAAGAUAGAGUUACUAAAAUGAGAAUUCAAAGUCUAUUUCAAAUCUACGGUUAAAAUAGCCAAACUGGAAAAAUCUUCUCUAGUCUAAAAUUAAGCAUUCACUGUCAAUUGUCGAUUGAGUGAAUAAGCCUUGAGAAUACUGCCAUGCUUAAGUGAUUAGUCUGCAACCGCACAGAUUUGUCACACCUCUCGUGUGUCUGUUUCCCCAAACAUCCAUAUUUAAAGUUUCCAAGUAAUUACAGUAAUAGUUCAUUUAAAAUGUUAUUUCCAAAAAUUAAGUAUGACUCAUGAUUCCAUUUUUGGAAAUAGAGUUGUAUGCAAUGAAAGGAACCACAUAAUUCUAAUUAAAUUAUACUUUAACUAAGAUAACCUUUGGUUUUAUCUAUUUUAAUUUUAUGAUGGAAAAAUGAUUUAAAACGUGAUGGCAGAACAUGUUUUAACCAUCUUAUUUUUAAAAAUGUAUUUAUUUUUCUUCUUAAUUCUUGGUAGACACAUGUAGCCUCACCUGUUAAAGGGACACUAUAGUCACCAGAACAACUACAGCUUAUUGAAUUUGUUCUGGUGAGUAGAAUCAUUACCUUCAGGCUUUUUGCUGUAAACACUGUCUUUUCAGAGAAAAUGCAGUGUUUACAUUACAGCCUAGUGAUAACAUCACUCACCACUCCUCAGAUGGCUGUUAGAGAUCCUUCCUGGGUUAUGGCCGCCUAAAAUGCAUGUAAACAUUCAGUGUCUCCUCCCUCUGCAUGCAGACACUGAACUUUCCUCAUAGAGAUUUAUUGAUUCAAUUAAUCUCUAUUAGGAGAUGCUGAUUGGCCAGGGCUGUGUUUGAAUCAUGCUGGCUCCGCCCCUGAUCUGCCUCCUUGUCAGUCUCAGCCAAUCCUAUGGAGAAGCACUGUGAUUGGAUCAGGCCACCACUUCUGCUGAUGUCAGCAGACUGCUUGUUUUUUUCUGAGGCAAAGAGGCACGCAGAUCUACAGCUUCAGGCUUGAAUACAGUAAGAUUUCUAUAUCUAGGGAGGCAUGAGGGGCCCAGGGGGGCUAGAUUUAUUUAUUUAUUAUUUAUUAUUGCUAUUUAUAUAGCGCCAACGGAUUCCGUAGCGCUUUACAAUAUUUUGAGAGGGGGGGUGUAACAAUAAAUAGGACAAUUACAAGAAAACUUACAGGAACAAUAGGUAGAAGAGGACCCUGCUCAAACGAGCUUACAGACUAUUGGAGGUGGGGUAUUUGAAACAUUAGGACAAUAAAUAUCAAGUAGGAGUGAAGCAGAGCUGGAGGAGAGAGCAAAGCACUGUCCCAUAGGAGAGAGCAGGAGACAGGUAUGUAAGGUAGAGAUUACUCUGGGAGGCCAUAAGCUUUCCUGAAGAGAUGGGUUUUAAGGCCCUUCUUAAAUGAUUGAAGACUAGGGGAGAGUCUGAUGGCAGUAGGCAAGCUAUUCCAUAGGAGAGGAGCCGCCCGCGAGAGGUCCUGCAAGCGCGAGUUGGCCGUACGGGUGCGAGCAGCGGUCAGGAGGUGGUCACGGGCAGAGCGGAGGGUACGUGGAGGGGCAUAUUUAUGGAUCAGUGAAGAGAUAUAAGCGGGGCUAGAACUGUUCAGUGCUUUAAAUGUAUGGGUUAGCACUUUGAAUUGACUCCUAUAGCAUACAGGGAGCCAAUGUAAGGACCGGCAGAGGGGUGAGGUGUGAGAGGACCGACUAGAGAGGAAAAUCAGUCUAGCUGCAGCAUUCAUUACAGACUGUAGCGGGGCAAUACGGCUUUUGGGGAGACCAAUCAGGAGAGGGUUACAGUAAUCCAUGCGGGAAAUUACUAGAGCAUGGACAAGCUCCUUGGUAGCAUCUUGCGUAAGAAAGGGGCGAAUGCGGGCUAUGUUUUUGAGUUGGAACCUACAGGACUUGGCAACAAACUGGAUGUGAGACUCGAAGGUGAGACCAGAGUCAAGUAUGACGCCAAGACAGCGCGCUUGCAGGGAUGGACUUAUGUGGAUAUCACUGACUUGAAGGGAGAGCGAGAGAGGAGGAUCAGUAUUAGGAGGAGGAAAGACAAGGAGUUCAGUUUUAGAGAGGUUAAGUUUCAGAAAGCGUGAAGACAUCCAGUCAGAGAUGGAAGAAAGGCAAGCAGUGACACGUUGGGGUUUUGACACUAUAGGGUAAGGAAUACAUGUUUGUGUUCCUGACCCUAUAUUAAUCCUUUAACUUUGGAAAUCCCAUAAAUCCCACCUGUGAGGAGUGCUAUUGGAAUGUAGUGGUUUAUGGUAUCACUUAAUAGUAGUUGUCCAGGUUUAUAACCAGUUGCUUAUACUAUAUAAAACAAUCAAAGUGACUCUCCAGCUGAUGAGAAGUUACAUCACCCAAAACAGUUCUACAGUUGAAGGCGGUAGCCCAACUGCAAGAGAGAUCCUGCGACCAGCCCAUGUUAGAUCACGGUGCUCUCCAGAAAGAAAAUAAAUAAAUAAAUGGAUGUCUGCAGUCAGAGCGUUUUGCUCAAGUUCUGUGUUUUCUGACUCAUUCUACCGUUCCGUCUGUCUACCAGGCACAAUCUGACAGGUCUAUUUUUGGCUCGCAUAGCAAAAAUAUGUCUGUACAUCUUACAUAUGCAUUUAUUUGUAUUUUGCACAUAUUUCUUACUUAAUUAUGCAUUUUGAGUGCCUUUUUUGGGAAUUGUAUAAGCUUGAAGAUUGUCUAUAACACAUUGGAUUUUUUUUUAUAUUCAUUGGAGUUUUUAUGCUUGUAGAAGCAUAAGAACAUUUUAUUUGAAGACUUGUCUCUUCGUGAGGGCUGGAUACAUUGAUUUUUUUUCCCCCCUGUAUUAUUUAUAAAUAUGUCUUCUAAAUAAUUUUUAAAGGCUAAGAUAACUUAUGGGGCUAUUUUAAGUUCAUAUGUCCAGUUAAAUCUGGAAUAGGAAUGUCAUUAAAAUCUCUAGAAUGUAGGUGGAUUUAGUCUACCACUUACUCUGUUAAUCAUUUUGUAGUUUCUAAAGGAAAUAAAAUAUUAUAUUAUUGGUUGUAAAGGGAAGCACUGAGCAUCAUAAUAACAUACGCAUUAAAACACAAGUUAUAGUGAAAACUAACCAACAUGGAUCUCCUUUCAUGUGCAAAAAGCCCACCCCUUACUCAUAUAUGUCACGGGGGAAUGUUUGCUUUCCUGCAGGUAUGCCAAGUAGCAAAUUGUGCUCAGUGUCCCAUGUUUUGUACUCUGUUGACACUUUUCUAUUGGUGUGGUUUUUAGAGAAAAAAAGUGUGACCGAUUUGUUUAUACAUCUGCUUAUGCUAGAGUAUAUAUUUGUACGUAUUUACUACUUUGGCACGGCAGGAAUCGGAAUGGUGGGUGGCCUUUUUGAGGGGGCAUCUCCAAUGGCGAGCCCAUCCCAGAAAGUAGGCGAGUGCACCAGCUGAAGGGGCCAACUGUGGGCCUGGCGUCAAGCACAUCAGGCUUACAGACAGGCUCCCAGCCAGCCACCUGCAUAGAGGACCAUGCAGAGAGCACUGCGGAAGUGGUCUCUGCAGGGUUCUAGUGACCACUUCACUUCACAGCCUGAGUGCAUCUGGUGGUGCACUUGCGCUAUGCUGCCCAUGGACAGUUCCUUGGUGUGUCCUCAAAUACGGUACUGAAUUCCUUGGGUAGGUUACAACAUGGAACUUAAGCGUGACUGCGGUACAGGACUACAAAGGGGAUGGGGCUGGAAAGGGGAUGAUGAGACCCACUGAGAGUUUGGGGGAAAGGACACACAAAGGGGGCCAAAGGAGCUGGGAAAGGGUAAACGAGACAUAGGGGCUGGUGGAAGAGACGCACACAGAAACUGAGGAUGGAGAGAAAGAGACAUAUAAACAUAGACUGUUAAUGGGGUGGAAGAGACACAGAGUAGCUGGGGAUUAGGAGAAAGAGAGACAAACAGGUUAAGGGAGGGUUGAAAGAGACACACAAAAUGGGCCGGUGGGAGGAGACAUUCAAAAGGGUCUGUGGAAGAGAUGUACAAAAGGGACUCAGAGCGGAGACACAGGCACACAGAGGGACUGGGAAAGAGGAGACAGAGACACGCAAAAAGAACAUGGUGCAGAUAAAUACAUACAGGGCUGUAGAGUAGGUGAAUAAUGCCCACUAGGGUAUUUUAAAUUGAUAAAAAGGUUUAAAUAUAUGUCAUAAGUGCACAUACUAAUGCAAAUCCUGGGAAGUGACAUCCCCCCUUUAAUAUGGCAUGUCAGUGUGACAAAGUCAUGUAGAGGGAGCAUUUCUCAGGAAAGACAAGGCAAGUCAUGAAAUUAGGUCCUGCUGUAGUUCUUUUUGGCCAAGAGGAAGCAGACACACCUCAAAAAGAGUAAUGCAAAAUCAAUAAAAACAUUUUAUUUACAAGGCUGACCCUAGCCUACCCUAUGCUUCCUGGCUUUUCAAGCACAAAGAAAACAUGUUUCCAUGAUACUGUCUGCCCUUUAAGAAAUGCCAGGCGUCUGUAUCUAAAUAUUAGUCUGUGGCUUGCUUCACUUUCCUGUCUAAUGUGCUGAACUAUAAGAAGGCAAAAAGCAUGCUUUGUUCUAAGCUGUGGCAACUGUGUAAAUAAGUGAUGUAACUCAGGCAGGAAGAAUGGACAGUCUGUUCCUUAAAGGGACACACCGCUGCCCAUAUUGGGAAAAAAUAUAUAUAUCACAGUUUAGUAGAUACCUCCCCAACAAAUACGUGCGUUCAUUUUCAUGCAUGUAUUCAUUGGAGGUAUAUCUUAAAAAUUCAUAAGAACUGCAGCCUUUGCAAGCCCUCCCCCUUUUCCCCAGAAGAGACUUUCAGUCCUCCCACAGGGAAAUAGCCAAUCAGAGGCUUCUCAUUGAGAAGCCUCUGGAGGCCUCCCUGGUAGUGCGCGCAUGUCUUCUGUGUGUGUGCGUGUGUGUCAGUUUGAUUGACAGCCAGGGGGUGUUUCACUAAUUAUUUAUAAAAGUACCGAUUUCUAAUAGAAAUCAGCACUUUUAUAAACUUUCAUUAUUAUGUGAUACUCGUCACCCAUCGUGCACGCCAGAAAGCUGAAGUGCUUUAUGGGUGUGGAGUGGUUCUUUAAAUCCUGAAUAGUGUUUUUACAUGCGGUUCUAGCAAAACUGUUGCUAUUUAUGGCAAAUUUACAUAUUGCAAAUGUAUACCUAUUAUUAUUAUUAUAAAGUAAGUAAGUUAUACUCUGAUCAAACAUGUAUUCCCGACGCUAUAGUGUUUAACCCACCAUUUACGUGGCUUGCCCACCUGUAAAAGUUUAAAACUCACCUUAUUUCCAGCGCCACGCUGGCUCCGCCCCCUUUGUGACAUCUUCUAUAUGGCCGCUUUCUAGCCAAUCCAAUGCUUUCCCUACUUGGCUAAAAUCCGCACGGGGUGGGGCCAAAUGCCAUUUUGGCCAAUCAGGACCUCCUCCUAUGAGGAACAUUCAGUGUCUCCAUGCAGAGCGUGGGGACACUAAACGGCAGGGCUGCUUACUGUGCCAUCUAAGGAGUGACCAAUUGGAGGUGUCCCUAGGGGCAUUUUCAUGUAAAGGCAGUGUUUACAUGAAAAUGCCUGAAGGGAACUAUUACACUCACCAGAACAACUACAUUAAACUGUAGCUGUUCUGGUGACUAUAGUGUCCCUUUAAGAGUCAACUUAUAUUUUUUUCAUCUGGAAAAGUCAAGGUUUGAUUUACCCUUAGGAACAAAAGACUGUAAUAUAGCAAAUCUACAACGAUAAGACGUAAAAAUAAUGUUUUACUACAAGAUGAACAUUGAUUAUUAUUACAGAUGUAUUCCAUUGUACUUGUCUUCUAAUUACUGCUGGUGGUUCAUUAUGAAUCCAAAUUCAGAAGAAAGUAUGGAGAACUCAUCGAUAUAAAAACCACAAAUACACAUUUAUAUAAAUAAUGUAAAACAUAUCUAAAAUCUGAAUUGGCAUAAAAGAAACAAAGCUUCAGUUCUGUUCAUAAUGGAUCCUGGCAAGUUUUGGAUACAUUAUUUAUGUGUUGGUGUUUUUUGUAGGUCCUAUUCUAGUAAACUAAUGCCUGUUCUUGAGAUGUGCCCAUUUACUUGAGGAAUACCUCCUCUGGGCUUCUCUGCAGAGCAAGGAUAAAGCGAAAUUCCACUCUCCAAAUAAAAAUAGAAAAAUACAUCACUGUUUAUCAGAUAGACUUCCAAUAAAAAAACACACAUGCAAUUUACCUAUACAAUUUUUUUUUUUAAUUGGGGGAAAUCUAAACACAGAUUGCAAAAGCUGCAGAUCUCUUGUCUGAAGCCUUUACAAAACCUGCCACUUUGGACCAAUCCCAGACUUUCCCAGACUUUGCAGCUCUUUGAGAAGUCUUUACAAGUCAGGUGCUCUGGGCAAUUAGCUGCCUCUUGAGUUUAGCUCCACCGAGCUAAACUAUCAGGAAGUAACAGGGCCGGUUAUCUGAUUGACAGCUGAGGGGGUGUAAACAAGGUUAAUUUAUAAAAGCUCUUCAGCAAGUGAUGACAGUACAAACCCCACCACACAACAACACAUACAGGUAUAUGCACUUGGUGAUAAACGUGGGAGAAUACAUGUGUUUUGUUCUCUCUAGUAUGUUAAUGAAUAAGUGACUGCCAUUGUGCUGUUAAAUUUUAACUUCCUAAUUUCAUACAAAGACAUAUGCAGUGUUUCAUUUGCUCAUUCACUGCUUGAAGGAGUUCUGAUAAUUAUAGUUUGAACUGAUUUUGCAGAGGUUGUUUGAAAUAUAAAGUCAUCAUUGAAGAAUGUGAAGAGCAUUACAGAUGUUAAUACUGGCAUCCGACGCAGGCUUCUCUGACGCCGCAGAACGGAGGCAGCAGCUGUGAUUGCUUUGGUUAAUUUAAGUGCUCUAGAAUUUUAUGAGAGGUGUAGCUUUUAUUCAUAUGCGCUACAGUACUAAAUGCUUCAAUGCGGCAUGUUGUUUUUUGUAUCAACGAAUUAAUCUAAUUGUAUCAUUGUAAAGGGUAAUCACCUCCUUACUGGGACAUUGCUGACACAUAAAAUAUAAAACAUUAUUAUGUUAUUAUAAAAUAUUAUUAUAACGGUUAACUCCAUUUCUCGGUAAACACUUUUAGUCUUGCAAUUCAUUGUCAUUUUUAAGAUUCUCUUAAUGUUUACUAAUUUCAUUUGAUUUGGAAUUUAAGCUGCUAGGAGCCCCUUCUGAACAGUUGUCAGGUCUUGCCUCUUACUCCCUCACCAUAGCUCGCCGAGAUGCCGCCAAGGUCUACGGCGAGGGUCGGCUCAUCCGGUCUUCCUCAGUAACUCCAUGUGUGGUCCUCCUCCGUAGCUCCAUGUGUGGUGCUCUUCCAAGUGCCAGACCCUGCUGCAGCCCGGAUGCUGCUUUUCUUGGCUGUCUGAGGUGACCGUUGAUUCCCCCUUACGGCCCACCUCCCUAUGCAUUCGCGCACUGGAUUAUGUAACCCUUACAGAGAAAUGGGGGAUUGACAUGACAGAGGGUGCCUCUCUUCCCCCUAUAUUUGGUGCAGUCGCCCAUUCCUCCUCGCUCAAUUGUACUGUGCUCCCCUAGUGUUUCCUAUUUGUGUCCUUACUAGUUGUAACUUUUUGCCUGACUCAUUGCUUAUGACGCUGUGCUGCCUAGACCGACCUUUUGCCAUUCUGACCAUGUCUUUGUUUUGCGCCAACCGGUACUUCACCUUGGUUUCGAAUUUGCCGCCAUAUUAAUGCAUUCUGGGCUCCUAUUACAAUAACCUGACAACUGUAGACAUAAAAGCUUAUGUUUGUGUUCUUUAUUACACUUUCCAUCAUUUCAAAUUACCAAAUCAGCUUGCUUCUGUUUAGAGGUGUAUAGCCAAACAAAAUCUGCCCCUGGGAUGUUUAGUUGCCUUUGUCCAAGGGGCAUUACCUGAAGCCCUAUGCACACAGGUACAGUUGCAAGAAAAAGUAUGUGAACCCUUUGGAAUGAUAUGGAUUUCUGCACAAAUUGGUCGUAAAAUGUGAUCCGAUCAUCAUCUAAGUCACAACAAUAGACAAUCACAGUCUGCUUAAACUAAUAACACACAAAGAAUGAAAUGUUGCCAUGUUUUUAUUGAACACGCCAUGUAAACAUUCACAGUGCAGGUGGAAAAAGUAUGAACCCUUGGAUUUAAUAACUGGUUGAACCACCUUUGGCAGCAAUAACUUCAGCCAAACGUUUCCUGUAGUUGCAGAUCAGACGUACACAACGGUCAGAAGUAAUUCUUGACCAUUCCUCUUUACAGAGCUGUUUCAGUUCAGCAAUAUUCUUGGGAUGUCUGGUGUGAAUCGCUUUCUUGAGGUCAUGCCACAGCAUCUCAAUCGGGUUGAGGUCAGGACUCUGACUGGGCCACUUCAGAAGGCGUAUUUUCUUCUGUUUAAGCCAUUCUGUUGUUGAUUUAAACACCCAUCUUCUGCUGAGCUUCGGCUUGUAGACAGAUGGCCUUAAGUUCUCCUGCAAAAUGUCUUGAUAAACUUGGGAAUUCAUUUUUCCUUCGAUGAUAGCAAUCUGUCCAGGCCCUGACACAGCAAAGCAGCCCCAAACCAUGAUGCCCCCACCACCAUACUUCACAGUUGGGAUGAGGUUUUGAUGUUGGUGUGCUGUGCCUUUUUUUCGCCACACAUAGUGUUGUGUGUUUCUUCCAAACAACUCAACUUUGGUUUCAUCUGUCCACAGAAUAUUUUGCCAGUACUGCUGUGGAACAUCCAGGUGCUCUUGUGCAAACUGAAAACGUGCAGCAAUGUUUUGUUUGGACAGCAGUGGCUUCCUCUGUGGUAUCCUCCCAUGAAAUCCAUUCUUGUUUAGUGUUUUACGUAUUGUAGAUUCGCUAACAGGGAUGUUAGCAUUUGCCAGUGACUUUUGUAAGUCUUUAGUUGACACUCUAGGAUUCUUCUUCACCUCAUUGAGCAGUCUGCGCUGUGCUCUUGCAGUCAUCUUUACAGGACGGCCACUCCUAGGGAGAGUAGCAGCAGUGCUGAACUUUCUCCAUUUAUAGACAAUUUGUCUUACCGUGGACUGAUGAACAGCAAGGCUUUUGGAGUUACUUUUAUAACCCUUUCCAGCUUUAUGCAAGUCAACAAUUCUUAAUCGUAGGUCUUCUUAGAGCUCUUUUGUGCGAGGCAUCAUUCACAUCAGGCAAUACUUCUUGAGAAAAGCAAACCCAGAAUGGGUGUGUGUUUUUUAUAGGGAAGGGCAGCUGUAACCAACACCUCCAAUCUCAUCUCAUUGAUUGGACUCCAGUUGGCUGACAUCUCACUCCAAUUAGCUCUUGGAGAUGUCAUUAGUCUAGGGGUUCACAUACUUUUUCCACCUGCACUGUAAAUGUUUACAUGGUGUGUUCAAUAAAAACAUGGCAACAUUUCAUUCUUUGUGUGUUAUUAGUUUAAGCAGACUGUGAUUGUCUAUUGUUGUGACUUAGAUGAUGAUCAGAUCACAUUUUAUGACCAAUUUGUGCAGAAAUCCAUAUCAUUCCAAAGGGUUCACAUACUUUUUCUUGCAACUGUAUACAUUUAAUAAGGCAGUUACACUUGCAUGAUUACCUUGGCAUACAUAACGAGUCACACAUACCUAAUUAGCAAUAGACUCACAUCUAUCUAGACACACACUUACACAGACAUAAACCCACGCAUACCUUGAACAACACAGUACUCUCACGUGUCUUUCACACAUAUACUUUCUGUCAUGUAAUAGUUGUAAAGAAUUUAGUGUACGUUUUGGAAGCAGGAGAAUAGAGACUUGGUGCGGCAGGGGUCUGGGAAGAAGUUAAAACAAACCGCAAAGUGCCUCCAGAGUAAAAGUCUGUCCAAUUUCCUAAAUACUUUUAUUAGACCUUAGCCUUAUCUUAAGUCAGGGAUAGUCUUACGCCUAUCCCACGAAUGCUUAAACUCCUUCACCGUGUUAACCUCUACCUUUUCUUAGCUGAAAGGCUAUUCCAUGCGUCCACUACCCUCUCUGUAAAGUAAUAAUUGCUGAUAUUAUUUUAAACCUUUUGCCCCUCUAAUUUAAGACUAUAAUUAACUGAAAGCCAGAUGUAAUUAUUUAAUUUGUAUAAACUAUUUAGAAAACACAUGUUCAGUAUUUUAUUGUGACUUUUACAGCUGUGGAUCUCUGUGACUCUAUGCACUAAGCAUUCUCGAGUUCUAGAAUCCUGCCUUAAAAACAAAACCGUUUGAUCAUACAACAAAUGAAAUGACAUUGCAUUAUGUAUGCCAAGAGACUGGAGAGACAUUAUAAAACAAAAUUAUAUAAAGUGCAAAUUCAUUCAAAGAGCGUAUUUAUAAUGUAAGAAUAGAAAAGCUAACCUUCAUUAACCUUGCGUCUACGAAGAUCAGGAAUAACAACGUUAUAUGAUUUACCUUUUUUUUUAAUUAUAUUUAGCCUCAUUAACCUUCAAACGCAUAAUAUCUGUUUAAAGGCUCGUUAACAAUGUGUCAUUAACUCAUAAAUGUGGUUCACAAAAACACAUUUAAGCCUAAGUGCAUUAGUCUUUUUGAUUAAUUAAUCUGUGUGUGUAAGAAGCCAGCCUAUAACCGAACUGUUCUUUUUGGCAAAAUUCAUUUAACGGUUUUUAUAUAUAUUUAGGCAGACAGGAACGAUAUGAACAUAUAGAGGACAUGUAAAAUAUACCUGGGAAUUUUGUAAUGGCCAUUUUAUAUAAAUCUCUCGCUAUGUAUAUUCAUUAUAGCAAUAAGCAUGUACUUAGAUGUAUUUAGGAAAGAUUUUGUAACAAUUUUCAGUACACAUCUUUUGACAGGCAACUAUUAGUGCACUAACAUAUUUAAAGGGGAAAUGUAAAAAAUGAAAUGUUUUGAUUUGUUGCAACAUAUAUCCAAAUAGUAAUCUAGGUACCACUACCAAUGUAUCUCACUGUUUUGUCGAGUGGUUUAAACCCCCCCCAAAAAACAGCCCCUCCUAGCCGUCAAAGCCACUUCUUCUUUGUCUGAUUGUCUGUAUGGUUAGCUGACGUUAACCAUACCUGCCAAUCCUUCCUUCCCGGGAUAGAGGUGGUCAGGGAAGAGAUCAGCCUGUGCAUUGCAGGGGUGUGGACUAGAGUCGCAUGACUUGGACUUGACCUGGACUCAGUGCAACUCACUGAAGUCAACAAAGACUUGUGACGUGACUUAGACUUUUGCAACAAUUACUAAAGACAUGACUUGGACUUGAGUCCUAUGACUUUUAGGUCAAACGAUAAAACUGAAAUAAAAUAAAAUGUGUUGUGUUUAAAAUGCUGGUGCACAGGACAUAUUAAAUACACUUUUAAUACAUGUUUAUUACAAAUAUGUUUCUAUUCAAAGAUGCACAUUUACAUUUUGACUAUAAAGUCCAUUUAAGUCUGCUCCUUGUUCACUUUAGUCUGUAUUGAGUUUAAUAAUAUUGUGUGUAGCCGUUGCAGUGUUUCAGCCAUGGAGUCAUCAUACUACACUAGUCAUCAUGCACAAAUGUUUGUAUGACCAACUUUUGGCCAAUUUAAUGUUUUGCAAGUGCAAUGUAUAAUAGGUUCCAAAGAAAAGAAAACGCACUGUCACUGAUUCAAAAAUGAAUUCCCUCUCUCACAUUGAUUCUCUCUCAAAGUAUGACAGCACAGCAUUUUUCAAUUACUUGGGUUCUUGGCAGUUGUGUCUUUUCUAUAAUAAAUUUUGUUACUCUCAUUUAUCAAUAAAUACAGUUUUUUUUUCACUAUUUGUCCUUACUAAGUAUAUGCCACAAUUUCAGAUGCUGAAUCUCACGUGAAAUUGAACUUGGAAAAGAGAAACAUAUUUUAAACAUCUUUCUGAGUAAUUAAUACUCUGAUCUCUGAAACUAAAUUAUGCAAAGAGCACAAAUUACCUGUUGAACAUUUGAAGAUUAAAGCUACUUAUUAAAGUACUUGACCUAGACUUGCCUGUCUUGAUUCAGGACUUACAAAGACUUUAGACUUUCUUUUGACUUUCAAAACAACAAUGACUUGGUCCCGCCUCUGGUGCCCGGUGCGGGUUGGCCUGUCAAAAGGGGGGGGGGGAGUUUGUCUGUCAAAGGGGUUGAGCCAACCCUAAAGAGGGCAACAAGGCUGACUGACAGCGCUCACCCCUCAAGCAAACCAUGCACAGAGCACUACUAAAGCACUCUAUGCAUAGUCUUAGUGCCUAGUCCCUGCCUGCAUUUUGAAAUCGACUGGUACAUUUCAAAAUGUGGGACAUGUCCCCAGUACCUAUUUUUGUUGAGACAGUGUCCCAAAACUGUCCCAGCAAUUUCAGGACUGUUGGAACCUAUGCUAACUUAUCGGUCCAACUCUGGACAGUGAUAGGCUGGAAGGACUGGGCUACUGAGUGAGCUGUAGUGAUUUCGGUUCUUAGAAUGCCCCUUUUAUAGGAAUGCCGCUUUGCCCUUUAGCAUAAAAUCCGUUGGGCUUUUAACUCCAGAUUCUCUAAAUGAGAUCACUUUUUAAAAAAAAUGCACUUUCACUGAGAGUCGCUAAGCAUCUUCUAAUCAGUGUCUAUUUAGCUGCUGUCUGUUUUUCAAACCGUUAGGCAAGCCUUCCUCUGACCAUAGAAUACCUGGGAACACAGCACUAGUUUGCUGAAGUGUUUAUGGUAUCAGGAGUGAUCUAACACCCUCCUUAAUAAAAGUAAAACUGUUUGCUGCCUCUCUUCUGGCGGUAUAGAAAGUCUAAAACUUCUGCUCAGAGCUCAGCUUAGAUCCGGGAGCAGGGAGUAACACCCAGCCGACCCCAGGUAAGAAGUCAAACCAUUGGCAAAUAGUUACAUUGGGGGGAUUCCGGGGCACUUCUGACACCAUAACCACUACAUUGCGCUGUAGUAGUUUUGGUGCUUGGAAUGUUUCUUUAAUGUUACAGUUAACGUGAACCUGUCAUAAUGGAAUAAUAUUUACAGCUUGAAACUAAUGCAUAUAUAUAGUCAUAUAGCUUAAUUAUAGAUUUGUUUCCUUUACGAGCUGGUAUAUCAAGACUAAAUUUUCUGUCCAUUGUGCCAAGUGAUCCUGGUACCUCUUCUUUAUUGACCAAACUAGGAUACAUUUUCACAAGCAGGAUAAUUCUCCCCCACGAUACCGGCAUAUACAGCUCAAAACAUGCUUGCUCUAGGAGUGAUCACAGCCACUACAGUGCAUGCAUUAUCUGCAUUGUUCUGUCACUCAGCGGGCUAUGCCAUCCUUAUACUAUAAACUACCCUUUCUGACAUGUUUGGGUCUACCUUAGGAUUACUUUAAUGUUCAAAAGUUAAUAAAAAUGUUGUCUAAAUAAAUGUAUUUACCUUCUGGCAUGUGAAAUCAGACAUGGUUUUUGUAGAUUACCAAUAAACGGGGUUCAGCCUAACUACAUUUUUUUUAGAGUUAAUUUCUAUAAUCCUUUCAUUUAAAGUGUUACCUUUUUCAGGAUGUGUUUAAUUUUUUUCUACUUUGCAAAACCAAUUUUAUAAAUUAAUCUGUUGGCAUGUCAGUUGAGAGUGGUGGGAUUAAGGGUGAUGUAAAGAAUUUAUUACCCAUAAGAUGUGGCUUCAGAAUGUUCUACAAUGAGGAGACCUGUACAGAUGUUCACGCUAUAUAAAACCUUCGACAAACCAAUUUCCUGUUAUGAACUGCUGUUAGGCUUCCUUUAGAAAUGCAAUUGCUGUAUAUUAGGAUUUACAUAUGUCCACGGUUGAGAAAACGGUAUGAAGUGAAGUAAAAGGUAAAGCAUAUUGAUGAAGUUGUGAAUUAGGGAUAUAAUUAAUUAAAGCUACAGUACGAAACACCAUAACUAAGUGCGUUCCUUGCACAGGUAACAGAAUAAUGAUCUCUCUCAUUGACUCUCUUUAUCCUAUUCUUUAUAAAUGGAAUGAUUUGCAAAAUCUCUGCAAGUGUAUGCCACUUCCCCCACAUAGCUGUCAUGGGGGAAACAUAUACCCAUCUCAAAUCUAGGAAACUUAGAUUAUCUCACUCUGAGCUUUGUAUGAAAGAGCUGGUGAAGUAGUUUCAUUCAUGAAAAACCAUAGCUGUUUCGCAAGUAAUAGCAGCAAUGCCAGCUGAACUUUAUAAUUCAAGUACUGUGCUUAGUACUCCUAUUGAAAACAAUGGAGCACUAGGAUUGGCUGCAAAAUAUCUGCUAAAGAGGCAAAAUCAGAGGAGGGUAUCUUUUUACCUCUAUAUCUCUGUUUGUUUUUAUGAAUGUAGAAGGGGAUGAAGUCCACUCAAUCUGUGGUAAAAUCAAGUUUUAUUUUCAAGUCAAAUUAGUUAUCUAUAAUAUGGCAUAUAUAGUUCUGUUUUGCAUAUACGUCUUUUUUUUUCUUCAAUCUAUUUUUAUUGAACAGUGUUUGGAAAAACAUUUCUCAUUAAUUUGGUACAUAAAGAAAGCAACAUUUAAAAAUAGAAACAUAAGUAGAAAUAAGAAGGGAAGGUGAACAAAAUUUUAAAUCAAGGGGUAGGGUAAUAUCGAAAUGCAUAAUAAUAAAAUAGUAAAAUAGUUGAUUUGUUCCUGUCAAUAUAAUACAGAAAGUAAUAUAACCCAAUAUAAUGUCUAAAGGUGAAAUUUUCCCAAGCGUCCCAAUGAAACCGCAAAUUGACCUUUUGAGGUGAGGGUUACCGCAACGCCGGACGUCUUUCUUAUUUUAUUUUAUUUUUUGGAAUUUGUCAUUUUUACUUCGUAUCUUAUUCUAUCUGGUGAUGGCUUUUAGUGGGCAGUUAAAUAAAGAAACUGAUAACCUCAAGAACAAAUACACACAAUGUUUCACAGUGUAUAGUACAGAACUGCCAUGCUGUAAUAAUUUUUAAUGAGGUGCUCCUAUCCCUUUAAAUAAACUGUGGUCCUUAGAUGUCUUCUAAUAUUACUGCACUUUUUUUUUUUUUUUUAAUUCAGGCAUUUACAGGACAGAGCGAGAUAAAGGCACCUUGUAUGAAUUAACCUUCAAAGGAGACAGAGUGCAAGAAUUCAAACGUCUUCUACUGUUCCGACCAUUCGGACCUGUCAUGAAAGUCAAGAAUGAGAAGCUCAACAUGGCCAACAUCCUUGUUAAUAUCAUUGUCCCUUUGGCGAAAAGAGCAGACAAGUUUCAGCAGUUCAUGCAGAAUUUCAGGUUAGAAUACAUUACUGUCUAUGGAUUUAAGACGAGCAUGCCAAGAGCAGAAUAUAAGUGAGAGAGAGUUUGUGUGUGUGUGUUAUACAUGUAACAAAAUGUAUUUUAUAUUAAAGGAAGCAUUCCAGGCAUCUGCAGAAAAUAUGACAAUAUACAUUUUCUUUUGCUGUUUUGAAUGUUUCCUGACAAUUGUCAUGGUUCCAUAGGUAAAGGAAAAAGGUCUGUCUGUUUCCUUCUAAAAGGCAAGACAUGAAAACUUGUAGCUUUCUUUCCAUUUAAGUGUAAGGUGUAACCAUAUAUGAAAUGUGUAGCUUCUCAAAUAGAGGUCGGUUUUAUAUAUGGCGCAAGGAUAAUCGCUCGAUGAUACACUGGUUGGCCGCUUUACUCUUUCAUAACCUGCUAAAGCACCCUAAUGCACAAUUAAAACCUAGUGCCCUAGAAAAAGUCCUAUUCAGUACUGGCAGGGUCCUGCAAAAGGAAGUCAUAUAAUGCCAAACAAAGUUGGCCUUGCCCCCUCACAAAAAAAAACAGCUUUGUAUUUAGUAACAUGAAAGAAGAGUUAACUAGGGGACAUUUGCGCAGAUAGCUGCACGAAAGAAAAAAAGAAAAGGGAUCUGAAAUUCUUAGCCUCCAGCAUUGUGACAUAACCGUGUAGUAAGCUGUAAUUCAUUUGUAGACUAUGAAUCAUGUUGAUGUCACAAUGAAAGGCAGACAAAAAGUUUUCUUACAUUUUUUUAAUUUUCUUAAAUAUUUAAGCCAUGUCACAGGUGCAAUGGGAAUAGAUUUGUGCAUUUUAUAAGGCUCUUAUAAAUAUAUAUUUGUAUAAGUAAAAAAUAAUAAUUUUAUGCACUUUUACUGGAAUUUUAAAGGGAUUAAUGUAUAAAAUUAUGCACUCUGUAUAUGUAUUGUUUGGUAUAAUAAUUUAAUAAGUUUCACCUUAUUAAACUGGCACUUUAAAUAUAAAUUUACACAAACUUGAAAAGGAUUUUUAAACAAUAUAUUUUUAUCACUAAGUGCUCCACCAUAUACUUCACCCAUGUCACAGUAGUUCCUUUAAUAUAAUUCCCGCACACCAGAAUAUGAAGCUCCUGAUUGGCAGAGCCUCUUUCAUUCCCUGCUGCUGAUGCUUUCCUGUACAUUAUUCAGCAGUUGCAGGAACAUUUUAUAUUUGUGUAUUUUUUAAUGUGAGUCUUUUCGCAAUGUUUAUUUUAAUGCAUUAUAUAUAUAUACUGUUGUAAUAAAAUGUGGAUGUUCCCACUUGGUCCCUUUAAGAUCAAUACAGCAGAGUCUUUUUAUAUAUUCUAUGUCCGUGGGAGCCACUUCAGCCUUGUAUGCUUUACAGUAAGGUUAACCUUUUCCUAGCUUAUUUGUUUUGAAACAGUUAAUGUUUAACACAGCUGUCUUUUCCUGUGUUCGGCUACUGCUGAGGCCUUUACCGUCAAUUCUCCUGAUUGUAGUUCCUGGCAUAACCACAUAAAUCUUGGAAGAUGACAAUGUUUGUUGAGAGAUCUGACUUGUGGUUUAUAGUGAUGUUAUAGUGUAAUAGAGAACAGAACAUUGCUGAACUUUAUGACAAGCCAACAGUUCGGAAAAACAUAGUACCGUCUGUUGAAUGCCAGGAUAAAUGUGGUCACUCCCAGCAUUAUUGUAGAAAACCUGAGAAUAUUAGUUAAACGCUAUAUUCUCUACAUUUUACUAGUUGGAAAAAAUUGGGGAAAAAUCUAAAACAAAUUGUUAAAGGUAUGCUAUAGUGCCAGGAAAACAAACCUGUUUUCCUGGCACUAUAUGGUUAUUAAGUCCCCCCUCCCACUGGGCUGAAGGGGUUAAAACCCCUUCAGCCCUUACCUUAAUCCAGCGCCGGUCUCCCUCGGCGCUUGUGACCUCUCCUCUCCCUGCCAACAUUAGCUCCCGAAUGGAGCCAAAUGCACAUGCGGGCUUAAGUGGUCUGGGUGCCUAUAGUGGUCCUUUAAAUGUGUUAAAAGUGUUGCAGAACAAAAAUUUGGGUACCAUUAGGCUUUGCUACAGACAAGUAAGCCUUCUCAGGGUUGGGCAACAAAAGUCAGUCCAUGGCCCAUAACAAUAGUAUUUCAUAUGUCAUAAAAGAAAUUGUUUAUAAAAAUGGUUAUUGGUUCGAUAUAUGUUUAGAAAUUUUACACAUAACAUAUAUACUGCCCAAAAAAUAAGAGCAUAAACCACUCACUCCCUACCCCCAAAAAACUUCAGAGUAAAAAAAAAAAAGCUCCACUUACCCGAUCAUAGAAGAGACGUGAGGUGAGGACGCUCCACUGCAAGCGCUCACUAAAAUCCAAGCUGGAGGCCCAAAACGCGUAGUAACCUUUUUCUUCUUUGUCUUUUUUUUCCACCCUGUUUGAUUUUGUUUCCAAUACAUUUCAGCUUGUAUUUUAGUAAGCACUUGCUGUGGCAUUUCUUUGCAAUUUACAUAUAUGUAUAAACAUUUUUAGAAUUAAUGUAUUUUACAUAUAAAUAAACUUGUUUUAUUUUUAGUGACCUUGAAUAUGACAUUGACAGCUGUGUUUUAUGUCAUGAUUUCUACAAAGAAUAUCAGUAACUAUUUUUGGAAUGCCAGUUUUUCUCUACAAACAUAAAAUUGGUUAAUCAGCUGCUUUCGCUGAUGACCUUUCCUUUCCUGAAAUAUAGAGAAGGCUUGGUGAGUCCUAAGUAGCAGUGCUACUCCUGCAAUUCCUGCUGGAUCCCAGAUGUGCUUUGUAUCGAGUUCUCGGACAUCCAGCAUUAGACAAGUCAGGUCACUUUAAUGGUUGACCAAUUCUCUUGUGGAACUUUCAAUAGAUGAUGUCAGGACAUAUUAUAAUUAUUGCACGGUCUGCCAGACUAGAAAGGAAAAUAAAAUCAACAGCAGUGCUAUUAUUUUUUUUAUAUAUAUAAAAAAUACUAAUGUGAAACCUUUACAGGCAGCUCUUAAACUAUGCUGUGAAUUAAGAAUGCUUUCAAAAAUAGAAAUUAGAAUAGUUUUUGUUCUUAAUUAACAAAAUGAAAAGUUAGUGAAUAGAAAAAAAAAUCUAAAUCAAAUCAAUAAUUGAUGUCUUCUUCCUUUGCAUUAGAAACCACAUUAUAUUUUCUAGGAACAUUGCACACAGUUAAGGAACUCAGCAGGUUGGUUGUUCCAAAACUCUUGCAGACGUAACCACCACUUUUCUGUGGAUUUAAACAGUCUUAGUUGCUUCUGUCCCUUAAUGUGAUCUCAGACUCGAUGAUGUUGAGAUCAAAGACCUGUGGUGGGGUGGGGGCUCCCUUUUCUUCUUCAUGCUCAAGGUAGUUCUUCAAGACUUUGAAUGUUUGUUUGGGGGUCAUUGUUAUGCUGCAGAAUGCAUAUUGACCAAUCAGAUGCCUAAGUAAUUGUAUUGAAUGAUAAGUAUCUUUGAUUCUCUGAAUUAAUGGUCUCCUAAAUCAUCAGAAUUAGUUGGAUCUACGAUCAAAAGGAAUUUUAUUCAAAUAGACCAGCUCAAAUGAAAGAUAUAAUAGAUGAGUGUAAGAUAGAAAUUAUUUUUAAGAGAGGACGAAGAGUAAUUGUACAGACACGUAGGGGUUCCUCUCAUAUUUGGCUCUUUCUGCCUAUUAUUUAGCAAGAGCCUGGAAGCACUACUUGGGAAGUUCACUAGUGAGUUUUGGAAUGUGACCCUUUCUGCUGACUCCGUAUGAGGUGAACCUUAUGGUGCAGAGGCAAUAAAAUGCAUUGGUUAGAAGUGAGAAUGGAAAGGAUAUUAUUAGCAAUCUCUGGAUGGCUUUAACAAAGUGAAAUAUUGGGGGGCAUACAAAGUCAUUCUCAUGAAAACAAACUUCUGUACAUUCGCUGUACACAAAUGUAUUGUUCUUUGGUAAAAGUACCAGUAUUUACUACUAGAUUUUCCUUCACAGACAGAUCACCCCAGCAUGACUUCGUGACCAGGACAACACCAAUACCUGUACUGCUUUUGUAUCUGUGUAUCUUCUUAUUAUAUAUUCCUAUUCUUCUGUAAGGUCACCUUUACAAUACAAUAGAAUAGAAGAAAUUAUAUGCAAUCUUUACUUGGAGGUAGGCUGCACUGAUGCCGAUACUAGCGAAGAUUAGCAAUAUCCCAACAUUAGGAGAUAUGAAAUCAGGAUGGGGCGGGGGGAGGCCUAAAUGGUCAUGCCAGUGACGCCACUUACAUUAACAGCUGAUGUCCGCAACCCUACAAGAAUGAAUGCAAGGCUCUGAGUGAGUGCCAUCAGCAUUAAGCAAGUGCGUCUAGCCUGAUCUGAUCUGCAGGCUCUUUUGACAAUGUUUCUGUACAAUAGUCUCAGGUUUACCCUGAAUUGGUUUCUUGUCCAUUGGAUUGUUGAGGUUUGCCGAGUCUCCCAAGAAAAUUAUUGUAACUUUCCUCUCAGUCGUUGAGCUUGGAAAUCUACUUUAGGGAUUUCAUCUAUUCGCUUAUCACCUUCCUGAAAAGAAAAAAAAAUUUUAUUAAAGGAUUAAAAAAAAAAAAUAAAGAUCUUGCUUCUGUAAAGUUUCCCUUUCUCCUGAUAGUGUCCAGAAAACCUGUAUGUACAGGGAAAACUUUCUUUUUCUUUCUCGAUUUAUAGUUUCUCCAGUUAAAUUUCUCUGACCUUCCUUCAUGACACCAUUUCUUUAAAUAACUGAUAGACUUCAUCUGCCAAAGUAAACAAUAAAUCCGCCAAGGAACCAUAAUUCUCUGAAGUCAAACAUGAGGCUAACUGCCAACUUGGUGUCAACAGAGUUUGAUUCCCACACAUCCUUUCCCUCCUAUUUUUAUUUAUUCUUUGUAAGUUCCAUCUUUUAUAAAAGUCUGUUGAGCACACUGAACUGACUUCGGGACACCUAUUUCCAUGUCUGUAAAGUUAUGCUGGUAAUCAGUCUGCAACCACAAUAUAAAGGUGGACAUCUUUGUCUUAGACCAGUCUAGAAUCUUCUUUGGAGCUAUUUGUUCUGGCUAUCAGCCAUCAUUAGGGUUAGUAAUAACAUGCAUAACGUUGGUGGUUUCGUCUUAGAAGUGUCUCUAUUAUUCUCCGCAAACCUGACAGGGAAUAAAUUACCUUUUUAAGAGUAAAAACAGCAUUGCUUUACUUCAAUAGCCCCUCUGAAUGACCUAAGGCAAGGUAUGAAUCAUCUAACCCGAUGCCCUCAAUCCCUGACCCAGUGUGACGUCAUGGCCAUGUCAUGUUUAGCACCAUAAAUCUAUAAAUGCAGUAUUUUGGGAAGCAACAACCACUUUAAAUAUACCCAACUGCCCCCUCUGACACCAUCAGCCAGUGACAGACAUAGAUGACAUGACAAUAGGCAAGUCUACAAAUAUGACAGUAACGCAGGGGGAGACACUGUCUCUUAUCUGAUGUGAUUUUGCUUUUUAAUAAAGGAUGACUUUUAAGGCUGUACGAUCGAGUUUGGAUCAUCCGUCCUGCAUUUGGUCCUGUUGUUAUCAUCAAAUUUGUUUGCAUAAUGGGAGGAGAACCCACCUGUCUGGGUGCUCAUAUGGUAAGACCAUCACCAAUCUAAUACGUUUUAUCACUUGAUUACUGCAUUAUGUAUUUUGGAAUACGAAGGCUUAUCCAUUUGGGUGUCAAGGAUCUGAUGGCCCAAUACAAAGCCAAUGGGUGACAUCAGGAAUCAUGUUAGAGAAGACUAAGCAUAUCUGAGGGGAGUAUAUACAGAGAGUCAGACUUACUUCCCAAAUAUGUCUACAAAUCUUGACCUAGUGUGCUCAGACACUACGUAUUAUAUCCAGCUAGCGAUAAGGGAUGUUGGGACUGGGAAAAAUUUGCAGAAUAAUCAUGACAGACACAACAUACAAAUCCAGUUAAAGUAUUUUAAGAAUAUCUCUCAUUGGAAUUAGUGAUGAACCUUUAAGUGGAUACACUAACAAAAAACUAUAAAUUGAUGUGCAUUGGUUUUAAUACUCUCCUGGAGUGUGCUUGCAGCAUAUACGUCCCUAGCCAGAGGUGUUUUCCAUUCUCCUAAGUGCAGUGUCUGCUUCUUAGAGGCCUCUGAUAUUGAGAUUUACAUUGACAAGGACAUAUGUAGCAAAGAGAAAAUCUGAUUUAUAGUAAGUGAGUUGAGUUCAGUUUGAUGGAAUCAGAUGGAGAGCUUGCUGAUUACAGAAUACAAUAAAUCUGUAUUUCUGUGAUUUAUCUCUCCGUAUUUCAAUUUCCUUGUUGCAAACUGCAAAAAAUGUAGCUUUUCGGAUGUUGAAUGAUCGGGCCUUGCCAAGGUGUUGCUCCAGUAACCACAAAUCUGCAUGCGUUGAUUUAAAGGCCGUUUUUAUUUAUUUUUAUUUUUUUCCUAUGCCACAAGCAGUAUGACUCCCACUAGACAAAAUUUUUGACCAGUUUUGGUCAGGUGUGCCUUUGGGGGAUCAGAAUGCUAAAAUAUAUUCUUCUGCAAAAAACUCUAAAAUUGAGUGUGCAAAAACAUUAUUUUGGCAAAGUCCUAUCAAGGCUGAUUUGGUGCUCAGAGUGCCCCGUUAAAGGACCACUAUAGUGCCAGGAAAACAUACUCGUUUUCCUGGCACUAUAGUGCCCUGAGGGUGCCCCCACCCUCAGGGUCCCCCUCCCGCCCGGCUCUGGAAAGGGGAAAAGGGUUAAAACUUACCUUUUUCCAGCGCUGGGCGGGGAGCCUCCUCUCCUCCUCCGUUCCUCCUCCUGGGCUGAAUGCGCACGCGCGGCAAGAGCUGCGCGCGCAUUCAGCCCGUCGCAUAGGAAAGCAUUUACAAUGCUUUCCUAUGGACGCUUGCGUGCUCUCACUGUGGAAAUCACAGUGAGAAGCACGCAAGCGCCUCUAGUGGCUGUCAAUGAGACAGCCACUAGAGGAUUAGGGGGAAGGCUUAACCCAUUCAUAAACAUAGCAGUUUCUCUGAAACUGCUAUGUUUAUGAAAAAAUGGGUUAACCCUAGCUGGACCUGGCACCCAGACCACUUCAUUAAGCUGAAGUGGUCUGGGUGCCUAGAGUGGUCCUUUAAAUUUAAAGAGAUAAAAUCAUGCUUAAAACUGAUUUGGCUCCCAGUGUGCACAAAAUUCAAGCAGUCAGAGUGUUAAAAUGACAUUAGAGUAGAAUUUCCAUAUACUGACCUUGUCCCUUUUUUUGCUAUAUAAAUAAAUAGCUUCCGCUAAUUUAAUUUGUCACCUGUACAGCAUUUAGUCUACUUGAAAAGAAAAUGCAGUGGAGUCAGCACUUUAAAACAGAAUGUCAUAACUCAUCUUUAUAUUUUCGCUUUUUGGGAAUAGCAACCGGCAGAUAAAUUAAAUUUAUCAACAGCAAGAGACAUUGGCGACUCAUGGCAAGGCACAGAUUAGCACUGCAGAACGUUACGAAUUGCACCCAGUCUCACUCAACGCAUUCCGAGCCAGAAUAGAUAGAAGGUUUUGCUUUAAUUAAAAUGUUCUUAAGCCAAGUAUGAGCUGCCAAACAAUUUAUAAGCAAAAGUCCAGAAAGAACAGAUCAUUUGUAUUACAUCUUUUUUAUCUGUAUGUAGGAAUAUAUUAAUUAAAUGCAGCAUCCCAGAUGUUCUAUGAAUAAUAAAUCAACAAAGAAGAAAUAAAAGAAGGAAAGCUAAUUUACAGAGGAGAUUCAAUAAGGUGUUUGCAGAUUAUUAAUUAGAAGAGAGAAUUAUCUAACUGCACACUCACACGUUGCUUGACUUACAUGGAAACUUUCAGAAUUUGCUGUCAUUUAAAAAAAAUGUUUUAUCUUCUUUCAAUGGACAAUAUAGGCAAGCAAAAUGAACUUUAGCUUAAUGCUGUGGUUUUGGUGGCAAGAUCAUGCCACUGCAGUCUCACUGCUCAAUUCUCUGUCAUUUAGGAGUUAACUUACUUUGUUUAUGCAGCCCUAAUCACACCUCCCUGCAUAUGACUUGCACAACCUUCUUAAGCACUUCCUGUAAAGUGAGAUCUAAUAUUUACGCUUCUUUUACUGCAAAGUCUGCUUAAUUUAAAAUUUAUGAUCUCCUGUUCUGUUAAUAGUCUUCCAGACCCCACAGGAGCCUCCUGUGUAUGAUUAAAGUUCAAUUCACAGAGCAGGAGAUAAAAACGUAUAACAAAAAAACAAGCAAAUGUAUAAAGCAAGUUGACAUUGCAGUAAAAAUUUAACCAUGUUGUUUUUUUUCAUGCAAGUUGUGUCAAUCCCAGCCAGAGGAUGUGUGGCUAGGGCUGUAUGGGCAGAAACAAAAAUGAUUUAACUCCUAAAUGGUAGAAAAUUGAGCAGUAAGACUGCAGUGGCAUGUUCUAUCCACCAAACUGCUUUAUUAAAGGAACACUAUAGGGUCAGGAACACAAAUCUGACCCCAUAGGGUUAAAACCACCAUCUAGCCACCCUUGUCCCCUCAUGCCCCUAAAUAUAGUAAAAUCUUACUUGUAUUCAAGUCUGCAGCUGCUUACUUAGUCCCUGUUUCCUUUAGACCUGCCCAUUGCCUGCUGACAUCAGCAGAAGUGGUAGCCUGAUCCAAUCACAAUGCUUUCCCAUAGGAGUGGCUGAGACUGACAAAGAGGCAGAUCAGGGGCAGAGCCAGCAUGAUUCAAACACAGCCCUUGCCCAUUAGGCAAUAAAUUGAAUCAAUGAAUCUCUAUGAGGAACGUUCAGUGUCUGCAUGCAGAGGGAGGAGAUACUGAAUGUUUGGAUGCAUUUUAGGCAGCCAUGACGCAGGAAGGAUCUCUAACAUCCAUCUGAGGAGUGGCCAGUGAAGUUAUCACUAGGCUGUAAUGUAAACACUGCAUUUUCUCUGAAAAGACAGUGUUUACAGCAAAAAGCCAGAAGGCAAUGAUUCUACUCAACAGAACAAAUUCAAUAAGCUGUAGUUGUUCUGGUGACUAUAGUGUCCCUUUAAGCUAAAGUUGUUUUGAUCCCUAUAGUGUCCCUUUAAGUCUAUUGUGAAUUAUGUUAUGGCUCAUAUAAUUGUCUCUCUGCACGUCUAAGGGUAUUUAUGAAGUAUUCAAGCAGUUGCUUGAAAGGUAUCUGAACAAUUUUGAAUAUUUAUCUUUAAUUGUUCAGAUAGAAUUUCCAGCAAUGUGCUGGUUGCAUCAAUGUUAUUGAAUGUUUAUAGUUACAUAUUGAAUGUUCUGUGCUUUUAUUAUUUCCUCCUUUGUGGUUUUGGGCACAAAAGGAAGCUGCUACUAACGAGCUGAAAAUAAAUAUAAAAUAGUUGCAUAAAUAAACUGUCGAAAAAGAUCUCGCAAUAACGGAUUUAACUUAUUUGUGGGUUUUUUUUAUCACCAAUAAUCAAUAUGACAAGUAAAAUUGUGCUCUUCUGAAAAACAGUGAAUAAGGACAGCGUUUGGCAAUUAUCACGUGCACAGAAUAGUGCGUUAAAAGAACAUAUUGUGUGUUUUUAACUUGCGAUUAGCCAACAUUCCAAAUCAGUUGUCAUUUAAGAUUAUUUUUGUGCAGUUAUAAAAUUUACUAAAAAACUAUCCAUGUGACUAGUAAGCUACUACUUAAAUACACAAUAUAGUAAUUAUUUGUUAAAAAGAUUUUCUAUUCUAAGUGUAAAGCAAUUUAAAAAAAAAUCUUAUAUAGGUAAUGCAUUAAACAAAAGUAUUGGCAAAUAUAUUUAUAAAGUUACAUAGCUUUUUAAUGUAUUGCUCAGAGCACUGUUUAGUGAGGUCUGUCUGCAUCUACAGGCAGAUUCCUCACACACCAUUCUAUCCAGGAGUGACUCAUUGUGGUAUAUAGGGACUGAUCUUAUCCCAUAAUUCCCUAUCCAGCAGGGAUUAAGGACUUUAUCCUCAAAGAGCUGGGUCAGUCAUCACAUACCCCAGAUCCUAUCAUUGUAUCUAUUGCCCAGUUUACAGUUUUGUGAACUUAGAUUUUAGAUUGGUGGACUGCGCAUGCACAAUACAUGGCUUAGUUGUCUCUCUGGGAAUCACCUUCUGUAUUGUGUGUGCAGCAUGAUAUUUGCACAUAUAGGGACAAAGUUGAAAUACUUCAGAUGGACAGUUUUUGAAUCAGUAGUUUUUACAAACUACUACUGCUUUGGCCCACUCAUACUAGCUAUAGACCACUCUCAACUAAACAAAGUGUUUUUGAUACUUAGACUGACCCUUAAAUAUCUGGAUUUUUUUAAAUCUUUUUUUUUUUUUUUUACAGAAUGUGCCACCCAUAACAACAACAAAUAAUAUUUAGCAAACAUUUUGUGUUGCUAUGGCAGCAGUGUAUCUCAAAGUAUCAGCACCCUUCCUUUGAUUUUUUGUUACACAACUGCAGAACCUUGAUGAUAUUGAUGAUCUCAGCCAAUCCAAUUCUUUCCCAUAGGAAAGCAUUAGGAGGCUAUUGUGGUUGGCAAAAUGCAGCGCUGUGCCAAUCAGCAUCUCCUGUUAGAGAUGCUUUGAAUCAAUGCAUUUUUAUGGGGAACGUUUAGCAAAUUGCAAUUCGUAUGAAUUUUGGUUGAUCGGCGGGUCAUCUAAAUUCUGAAACUCUGAAGGACCAUAUGGACAUAUCACCUAACAAAUGACUUGGGAUACCAUCCGUGGAGCCAAAAAAAAAUAAAAAAGGGAGCUGAAUGAUGUUUAGGUGAUAGCCAUUAUGUCAAAUAAAAAUAGAAAGAAAUCAGAUAAAUAAAGAAAUCAACCAGGGGUCAGCCAGAUGCUCAAAAGUAACAGAACGCUCAAAAUUGAGCGUUUUGACCGAAUGUGGACUGAAUUUGAAACUUGGCUUCAUUAAAGGGUGAAAACACGAGCCUAUAACUGUACUGCAUAAUAUAUAUAUAUAUAUAUAUAUAGUUUAGUUUACAUCAUUAGAACUACCUGAUCCUUAACCCUGGUCAUUUUCUUUUUUACCUUUCUUUCUUUUAUUUAUUUUUUAUUCUUAUAUCUUUUUUUUGUAUGUGUAUAUAUUUAUUUACAUUUAAAAAUGGUACAUUAUAAAGUGAAUAAUGGAAUAUUUGUGACAUAAUAAAUAUGAAUGUAUUUUGAACAUAUAGAGAGCGAACAGAAAGUUCCUGUGAUAUCAUGUCAUACAAAGAAUGUAUUUAUUUAAUGUAUAUAUUGGUUAAUAAUGUAUUGUACCAUCCAAAAAACAAACAAACAAAAAAUAUACGUAUACAUAUAAUUGUUUGUAUAUUUAGAAGUACAGGGAUAUACUAACAUUUGCACCCUCUCGGUUCAUCCAAAUAGUUUUUCCAGAAUCGUUCGCAUGGACAAUCUGUCGCGUCUGUGAAAUGUAGUUGCCGAAUGAAAUUUUUUUUUUGGCAGUGCACAAGUUUGAUAACUUGCAUGUUGUACUAUUGUCACAUAGGAAUGAAUUGUUCUAGAGUCGAAACACUCUUUUUUUCAUACAUAUCACGUGCAGGUGCAGUCAUAAAGACUUUUUUUUUUUUUAGUGGGAACUGCUGCAUCUUGUAUUCAUUGAUGUUUGUUUAUAAGUCACAGCUGACACAGUUGCAGGAUAGAAAUGUAAUUCUUUGCCUUUUCCUUUCAGAGAAGUCUGUAUAAACCAGGAUGGGAGAAUUCAUCUCACUGUUGUAUACUUUGGAAAAGAGCAAGCUCAGGAGGUGAAAGCCAUACUUGAAAAUACCUCCAGGUGAGAAAAUUGCUGAACUGCCAUGAAAUGAUAUGUUAAUCAACCACAUAUUAUAUGAUGUACCAUAAAUUAUAUUAAAAUAUAUUAUAUUCCAUUAUGUCAGUAAACGCAUAUUCCUAUUUCUGCAUGCAUCACUCAAGAAUUAUCACGUAAGAAUUAUUUUUUAAAACCAGCAAGCAAACACUUUAAACAAAUACACAGACCAAAAUACAGCAAGAAAAACUCUGAAAAGUCUGUAAUAAAAGUGUAUAAACUUACUAUAAACAUAAUCAGAUUGCAUCGUUGGGCACGCCUCUCAUAAAAAAGAGUUUCUUCAACCUCCUCUUUUCCCUGCCCAUCUCCAUCUUCGACCAGUCUACUAAUGCUAUAAACAGGGUAUAAAGGAUUUCCCUGUAUUUACCUGUAUCCAUUCAGGUUAUUUCCUCUCCCGGCUAUUUAAGUGACUUUGAAAUAUUAAUUUUAUUUAUUUGUUCGGGACAUUUAUUCGUUCUCCCGAACGGAGACCACCCUGGGUAGCAAUCAGAACUUAGAACAUCAAGUAACCACACGAAAACCGCAAAGUAAUUGAGUGCUCCUAGGUGGCCGCCAUUCGGCUACGAACACGUGGCGAGAACAAAGGAUGGCGGCCAUCUUAAAUCUCCCGAACGCGGCCAGCGGGACUUGCAAUCACACGAACACUCGGUCUUUAUGGAAGUCCCGUCUGACCUAUUUCCACUCGCAGUAUCAGACCGGCGUUCGGGAGUUCCAAUCAACCGAACGAGGGGAGCAUUCUCAUGUAACCAGAUGCAGUAUAACUAUGGUGGUUUACGUGUAAUUCUGCACGAACGGAGACCGGCUCUUGCUACCAAUUUCAUGGAACUCUAAAUCGGAUAUGACCACAUGGCGAGCUUGUCAAACUACCACACGAUGCAACACGGAAACUACCAAACGGAUUUUCGUGCAAUUUGGAUAUGUUACUCCCAGUAUCCCCAGCUACCCAGGGAUGUGGUUUUUAUAUUCAUAUGUCAUGUAGAAAGUAUAUUUCCAAAAAUGUUGAAAAUUGUUACGGUUUCUGGCCAGCAGAUAAUUGAGUUUAGUAAUUUGCUGAAACUCAAUUAUCUAACCUGGCCCAGAGGAGGAGCUUGCACUGUAUAAAUUGAAUGCCUGUUGCUUCCAGUAAAUCAGUCUUGUUCCAGCAUUAAGCUUUGGCUCAUGUGUGGAUUAUUUAGCGAUACCAUUCCUGUGGAUUCUAGGCCAUACUCUGCUAUUGGGAAAAUGAAUACUAGACGGUGAAACAGAUUACUACCAUCACACAGGGUAUCAUUAUGCAGAAGCAGGACUGAGAAACCAAACACUGAUGCCUGCUCUGCAUGAUUAAACUGAUCAGAUAACCUCUCUUCUCCCCCUGUCAGGAUGUUGCAAGGUGAAGAGACCUUCCAACUGCACAUGUGUAAUCUGUAAGGCAUGCAAUAUUAUUAUUAUGAUUUUAUUAUUUAUAAAGCGCCAGCAAAUCCCAUAGUGCUCUAAAAUGGGUGGACUAACAUACACAUAAUUGUUACCAGUCAAGUUGGACUCACAGGGAACAGAGGGAGUGGGGUAUAGUGACACGAAGGGUAAAGGUAGGGGUUGAAGAUUCGAUUGCUAGAAAAAUAUUCACUGAGGACUCAGUAGGUUAUUUUUGACAAUUACAGGAGAGGAAUCAAGGUGUGGGGAAAGAAACCUGUUAACAGUGUAAUUGAUAAGAUUUCCUUAAGAAGUGAGUUUUCAAUCAUUUAUUGAAAGAAUGGAGACUGGGUGAGAGUCAUACUUUGUAAUACGUAAAAUAAAGACCAGCUACAAAAAUGUUGCAAUAUUCAUAAUGCAGAUUGCAACACACAGUGCUUUCUUAAUUCAUUAAAAGACAAACCCUGAAAGGAAAUGUACCUGUUUGCAAUAACAGCUACAGGUGUAUAAAGCAAUUUUGUUAGAAGAUGUAACUGGUCCUACAAUGAUCUGGAGAUUUCCGAAUUGUGACACAACAUUUCUUUUAUAAAAUACCUCUAAUAUAAAACCCAGCCCUGAAAAAUAAAGGAUGGAUAUGCUAUAGCGGGGUAAGCAGACCCUGGGUGUCUCCUGUUGAGUAUGUGCAAAUGGCUGUUUUAAGCUGUUCCACACUGUAUUAAACCUAUAGGAUGAUUCGUGUUUUUUCGGAAUGUCAGUACUUUGGAAUGUAUGUUACAUGGGCCCUGCAAAUUCAAAAUCCAAAUCUGAAAUACAAUUGAUAAUGUCCUGAAUUGGGUUGGGGAGUGUUGGGGGGGGGACACAAAAUAGCAAAAGGGAGAUAUGAUACACUAAAGGGGGUAAGACAUUAAAAAGAGGGGAUAAGAAACACAAAAGGGGCUAAUUGGGAGUAAGUAGUUUAAAAGAGAAACACGGAUGCAUUGGUGGGGGGUGGGGGGAUGGUUGCAAAAUAUAUCUUCGCCUGUGUAGCCAAAAACCUCUGCAACGGCACGGAGUCCUAUACAACAUUCUGACAGAUAAACUAACUGCUAUGAUAUGGAAUGCAUGGCUAGAGGAUGCUGUCUCUGUGAACCUUUCUGCCUAAUCAGCCUAGUUGUGUACUCGUUCUCCUAUUCCCAACCAAUUCUCUUUCUGUUUCCUUAUAUUCUCCUUUCACCCCCUUUUCUCUUUUCUGGGUUAGAUUACCUCUUAGAUUUUGUAUAAUUGUCAUUUUACUUGAAUUGUUUCCAUUACCACUAUAUUGUAUGAUAUAAUAUUUGUAAUGAUGCCAUUUUAAGUAUAUAACACAUUGCAAUUUGGUUAGAACCCAAACACUUUUUUAAUAUAAAAGGUUUUUUUUUUUUUCCUUGUGCAGUUUGAAUAGUUCUGAUGGCAUUCAAAAAGAUUUCCAGUUGCCAGUGAAAGGAACAAAAUCUGUGAAAUAAAAUUGCUAUAAUAAAAUACAAGAUAAUCUAAGUCAAUUUAAGUCAAUUACACAGUUUCUGUGCAAAUAAUACUACAUCGAUAUUGUGGAACUAAUAUUGGGUCAGUUCUAUUACAUGGAUAUUCUGCCUCUCUGGCUACAAAUCUUGCAUGGUGUGUUAAGAAAUAAAAAAAAUUAUCAAAUGCUUCCUUGGCCUUAUGGACGGAUGUGACUAUAAAUGUAUUUCUACACAAUCUUAUAAACUGUAUAUUCAGUUCCUAAUCUCACACAUCAGACAAGACACUGAUAAGGUCAGGAAACCCUAAGGAGCUCUCCUAAGCUGAUAGACACCAGUACAGUUGGUAAUCUGCACCCCUCUGGGUCCUUCCAAAUUCACUUUGUAAUGUAUAUUAAGAUUGCCUACAGGAGGUGUCCCUUUAGAACAAAAUUAGUAUUGAGGCAUAUGGACUGAGGAUAUGAUUAGCAGUUAAUUAGUGCAUAUACGUAAACCGUGAUAACCUCGCAGUGGGUCCCACGUGCAAUUAGCUUUCCUUUGUUCGAGUUUGAGUGUUUAGUUGUAGUAGCUCUCAGUAUAAAUGUAACAUUUAUUAAUCUGUAACCACAAAAACAAAAACAAAUGCUCAUCUUUUAAACUUGGGGAACCUACUGAAAACUUAUUAAAGCACUUAAUUUACAGAAGUGGUUGUGGUGCAAAACCCCAGUUUUUGAGACUAGUACUUUCAACAACCUCAACAAAGAUUAUUCCUUAUUGACAUAUCCCCAGCAAACAUUUAAGUGCCCAUGUGUUUUUGCAUCUGUGUUAUUUACCGGAGGUCUUUUCGAGGAAAACCUUUAGAAGAUUUGGGAGUGUGACAGAUGUGGGGUGGAUGACUUUUUUUUUUGGGACACUUUUGUGACUGACAGAAUCCAGCUUUAAUGUCAUUAACUGAGUUUGGUCGUAUAACUUGAAUCAGAUAUAAUUAACUUAACCUUUAAUGCAAGUUAAAGCUUCACUAGGAGUUCAGGAUACAACCUGGAAUUGACCAAGACAUAAUAUCACAAGUAUAUGACAUUUAUGUGCAAAUAUACAUCUAUCAUGGGAUUCCCAUAAAUGUGGAACAAUAAGUAAAGGGCCUCAUACGGUGGAUACAAAAAUUAUUAAAAAUAUAUAAUAUAAUAAUGUUAAUAAAAUGAACACAGCAAGAUGAAUAAUCAGUAUAGGUAUAAAUGUUGAUAAAAAAAAUAGGCAGAAAACCUAUGAUAAUUUGAAAUAUUAUCACAGAAAUUUAUAAGAAAUAAUUUUAGCAGAAGCUAAGAAUGACUAUUAAAGGGACACUCCAGUGCCAGGAAAACAAAUUGUUUUCCUGGCAUUGCAGGUCCCCUCUCCCUCCCACCACCCAUCCCAUGUUGUUGAAGGGGUGAAAACCCCUUCAGUGACUUACCUGAGACCACUGCUGAUGUCCCUCGGUGGUGGUUUCGGGUCCGCCUACGCUCCUCUGCCGCCGGCAAUACCACACACGCAUUAGAUCUCUCCAUUGAAAAUGCUUUCCUAUGGGGAAUUGAGCGACGCUGGAGGUCCUCACAUAGCGUGAGGACGUCCAGCGACGCUCUAGCACAGAAAACCUGUGCUAGAAACCAGGAAGUGCCCUCUAGUGGCUGUCGAGUAGACAGCCACUAGAGAAGGAGUUAACCCUGCAAUGUAAUUAUUGCAGUUUAUGAAAACUGCAAUACUUACAGCUGCAGUGUUAAGGGUAGUGGGAGUUGGCACCCAGACCACUCCAAUGGGCAGAAGUGGUCUGGGUGCCUGGAAUGUCCCUUUAAGUGAUGCUUAGUAAGGAGAUUAUAUCUGUCACGGAAAACUAUUGCAUAUUCAAUUACUAAAGUCCUUUCAGUUCAUGGAUCAGAGAUGUCCUGACUCUGGCUCUCUAUAGCUGAUGUUGGCUUGUGGUUGUGGUCCACGUAAUUCUGAUAUUUGUAGUCCUAGAAAGUUGGUGGAACCUUUUGUAGCUGUAACCUCGUUCACGAACUAUGCAUCACAACCCAGAUGACCUAAUGGUGACCUUCAUUCGUGCACCAUCUCAUUUUAUUUGCAUAAAGCAAACGUACUCAUCCAUUUAAUAAUCGGUUCACGCUAAGUAACAAAACCUUUUUUAUCAGCCGAUAGUUGCAGUUAGGCUGUUUUCCUAAUAAGUAAGGUAAAUACAAUUAAAACAAAAAUGCAGGAAGUAAUGAAACUGCACAUAUUUUGAUCGAUCUCAAAAUCGUUUUUUAUCUACCUUUGUAUAAAUAUUCAUUAAGCAUUAGAUUAGGUAGCAAGACACAUUUUCUACUUACUUCAAAUGUAAAAUAUUGAAGUAUAUUAAGGUAUGUUUUUUUAUUAAAGUUUUUCAAAUGUGCAAUUAUUUUAAGUGUAGUUAUUCAUCCAGACUUACUGUUGAAGUAAAAUGAGAAUUUACUUGUAAGUAUGAUCCAUUGAUCAGGAAACUGAUUUUUAAUACAUUUUUAGUUAUUGUAAUUCAAUGAUGACAGCACUGACUUUCAAAACUAUCCUUUUCACUGUUCAUUAGAUUCCAGGAACAAGCAUCACGUAAGUGCAUUUGACACAUUUUGGCCUCAUAUCCAUGCAGUUUUCUUUCUCCAAAUAUAAAUCUCUUUAGUUGUGUUAAAAAAAAAAAAAAAAAAGUUUUACUGCUCUAUGCAUCAUAACUCCACCCCUAUAGGAAGCUCUCCCAUUUUCACAAAACAUCUUCCUGAUUGGAAGGUACACAAUGUUCCUUAGCAAAUAAGAGUUCAGUGUAAAUUGAGCUGCUGACUUGACUUUGCCCCAUAGUCAAUCACUGUCCUCUUAUUAUCUCUAGAAUUCCAAAGCCAAGGUAAAAGGGGACAGAUAAUAAGAUGACAAUUAUUGGCUGUGGGGCGCAGUCAUAUCAGCAGCUCAGCUCACACCCAUCUUAUUGGCUGAUCUGAGUACGUACUUAGAGUACUGCUAAUAAGGAAGUUGCUUUAUGUAAAGGGGAGGUGUGGCUAUAGGAGCAGGGUUAUCCUGCAGAAAGAAACCAAAUGUAAGGUUUGAGAAUCUCUGGUCUAUUCGGCUGCCAGUAAAGUGGAAUUGUAUUAUUUUGUAGCAAAGAGCAAUCAGGCUGUGAUUGUUUGGGUUUUUUUGUUUUUUUUUAAUGAAUCAUCAUGUAAUAGUGUAGUGUAUUUAAAUGGAGGACGAUCCUCUGCAAAAUCUGCAAAUCUUCCUCUACUAUGGUACUAUUCCAGGGCAGUCCACCACCGAUAUAAGAAUCUUCUUACCCCCCUCAUUCAGUGCCAUACAGAGUCUCAAGAAUAGCAGGAGCUUUUUAAUGUAGGCAAUGGGGAGCCCUCUGUACCACAUGGAUAGGAAUUUAAGAUGUCUCUUGAGCUUUUGUAAAUAUGAAAAUGAGUAAGUAUUAAUAAAGAAUGGAAGCAAAGUAUUACCACUACUGCAAAUCAGCAUAUUAGAUUUUCUUUCUUCUUGCUAUCCGGGGAGAGAUUCUAGAGCGUUACUUAGCUAUAUUGAUUACUCCUUUUGCAGUUAUUAUGGAGGAGAUCAGCCAAUGUGGUCACAGUCAAUUUGGCAUAUAUUCGAGCUUCCUAUAUUUUAUUGUGCAAUCAUUCCUGCCUUUCAAUAUCCUGGUAGACUUCACUUAGUCUUGAUGAGCCCCUUCAGUGAUACAGAAAGCCCCUAUCUGAUGGCUUUUAAGCUUUCCAUAUGAUCACUUGGAUGUCCUCUAUCCUUCCCACCUUCUCUAUCUCAUCCAAAAUAUCAGUUAUUUGCAUCUUGAUAAUAUAACUAUACUAUAAUGUUUUUCUAUUUGCCCCUCUGCCUCCUCUAAAUAUUUCUAAUUCUCUAUAUAGUAAAGAUCCAUCUAUUGCAUAUUAAUAUACCUUUUAGGUUCUGCCCCAUUAAUACUUGCUGUGACACUCAUGAUAUCUCCCUUCCCUUCACACCAGCCUCUCCUUCCCAUGGAGAGAUUUGCCUUCCUGCCUGCUUGCCUUUAUAGCAAUACAAUGUUCUAUGUGGACUGUUAUUAGCACCAACGAUUGGUUACUUCUAAGUACCAAAACAAUAACCCGUUCCAUAGGGAUCAUCUAACUUUGGGUCCAUUUCUGUCAUUUUGGAAAAACUAAAAAAACUAAAAAAUCCAUUGCUCUUUCCAUUCCCUAGUGUAAGCACCUACAUCUAUUUAGGUUUGAAUGCGGUGGACAUUUCUGGUAUCUGUGUUGAGUUCAUCAAACUUACAUUCCCAUGAGCGCUGUUAUCCCGAGUUACCAGGUUCAGAAGGUCCAGGAGAUAUUGUAAAUACUGUGGCAAACUUUUCCAUAGAAAUACUACAUUGAAUAUUUGUUUUAAUGUAGAAAUGUUACAAGUGUUAUGGUUUAAAAUCAGUAAAAAAAUUAAAAUAAAAAAAAAGUAAAAUAUGUUUCAGAAAGUAAGCAUGGUUAUUUUUUUCCUCACAUAUCACGUUGAGUGACGGACUUAUUUUGGCACUGGUUCUGUAAUCUAAGUCAUUUCAGUCCAGACAUCAGUGGCUGGUAUUUUCCAGUUUGUCAUGUUGACCCAAAGAUGAAGAAGACCUUGUGUUCAGAAUAAUCUGCCAUACAAAUCACUUAUUAAUCAUCUUCGGUUAUAUCCCAAGCAGCUGAUUGAUUUGUUCUGCUAAAAGUCUCACAUACUAACUAACUUAGGUGCGCUUUUAAUCCCCCCCCCAAAGUUCAACUAUCCACCUGCUGUUUUCAUGACCUACCUUUCCUUGCCCCAGCCUAACUUGUCUCACUUUGCUCUUAACUUACUAAAUCAAAUCGUUACAUUCCCUGUGAGUUUAACUAUUCGCUAGACCCUGCAGACACACAUCUGUGCAAACAGGCCUUUUAUCACAUAGACUUACUUGUCCCGGAAGCACAGUAAUGAGCUGGCAAGCCUGGCAAACAUCCAUAUAGUAACAUAUGUUUUACUUUUAGAUUUAUUAUGCUCAAUGCAAACCAUCAAAUAAGCUGCACAAAAAUACUGUCUAAUACAAAAGACCAUGUUGUAUAUAAAAAUUGUUGGCAGCCAGACUAACCACAGUGCAUAGAGACCCACCAGAGCCAUCUUGGUAUUCCUGAAGGCCCUUCUAGCUUUGCCACAAGAACCACAAGUCACACAAUGAUGUUUUAUGAUGUAACCACUUUUAACAGAACAAGAAAUCUGUGUGACGAUAAUGUUGAUGCUUUACCUUUAAUUAAAAAAAACAAGCCAGCCUGUAAGAUGGAGCCUCUUCCACUGAUUUAGUUAGGUCUGAAAAUAUUUAGACGGUAACACAAGUUUUGUUAUUUUGUCUGUUUACCAGAAAAAAAAAUCCAAGUUACAGUUGAAUAAUUAAUAUGGGCUUAAGGUGCAGUCUCUCCUGUUUCAUAGACAGGUGUGGGCUAUUUCUUCAUUAUUUCUACACCAAUUAAGGAGGUAAAAAGUCGGGAGUUGAUUCCAGGUGUCUCAUUUGCAUUUGGAAGCAGUUGCUGUGAAACCUCAAGAAGGAGCUCGCAAUGCAAGUAAAACAGGACAUUGGGCUGCAAAAAAAGAGAAUCCAUCAGAGAGAGAUUGGGACAUUCUGAGAAAAAAAGAAUGCACUGGUGAGCUCUACAGCACAAAAAGGCCUGGAUGUCCAUCAAACAACAACAGUGGUGGAUGAUCGUAGGAUCCUUUCCAUGGUAAAGAAAAACCCCUUCACAACAUCCAGGUAAGUGAAGAACACUCUCAAGGAGAUAGACAAAUCAUUAUCCAAGACUACCAUAAAGAGAAGACUACGCAAGAGCAAAUACAGAUGGUUUACCAGGAGGUGCAAACCAUACAUAAGCCUCAAAAAUAGGCCAGAUUAGACUUUCUUAGACAUCUAAAAAAGAAAACAACCCAGUUCUGGAACAGCAUUCUUUGGACAGAUGAAACUAAGAUCAACCUGUACCGUAAUGAUGGGAAGAAAAAGUUAAGGAGAAGGUUUGAAACGGCUCAUGAUCCAAAGCAUACCACAUCAUCUGUAAAACACAGUGGAGGCACUGUGAUGGCAUUGGCAUCCAUGGCUUCCAAUGGCACUGGGUAACUAGUGUUUACUGAUGAUGUGACAGAAGACUAAAGUAGCCGGAUAAAUUCUAAAGUGUAUAGAGAGAUAUUGUUUGCUCAGAAUCAGCCAAAUUCAGCGAAGUUGAUUAAACGUCGCUUUACAGAUGGACAAUGACAGAUGGAGUUUUUUAGGGCAAAGAAGUGGAAUAUUCUGCAAUGGCUGAGUCAAUCACCUGAUCUAAACUGAUUGAGCAUGCAUUUCACUUGUUGUAGACAACAUUUAAGGCAGAAAGACCCACGGACAAACAACAACUGAAGACAGCUGCAGUCCUGGUAAAACAUCACGAAGGAGGAAACCCAGCGUUUGGUGAUGUCCAUGUUUUCCAAACUUCAAGCAGUCAUUGCCUGCAAAGGAUUCUCGACAAAGUAUUACAAAUUUACAUUUUAUAUAUGAUUGUGAAAAUUUGGCCAAUUACAUUUGAGCUCCUAAAAUAAGGGAGAAUUGAAAAUGGUUUAAAUUCCUAAUUGUAUAUUUUUGCUCCACCUCUUGAAUUGAAGCUGAAAGUUUUCACUUCAAUUGUAUGUUGAUUGUUUCAUUUCAAAUCCAUUGUGGUGGUGUACAGAGCCAAAAUUAUGAAAAUUGUGUUGGUGUCCAAAUAUUUCCAGAACUAACCUAAACCUAAAAAAUACACAAAAAUACUUUGCUCUCAUGGAUAUCGAAUAAUUGAAAACACAAUACAAAACCUUGGGUAGUUGACCGAAUCAAAAUUGCCACAACUGGUUCCGGUGGGUAAAUUAGAAUUGACUGUCCCUUUAAAUAUUUGGUGGCAUACAAAUGUUUUUGUUUUUUUUCUUCUUCUGAAAAACAUUCACCUGAUUCCUUUAAUUCCGUAGGGAAAUUCUUCAAGUUCAUUUCAAAGUUUCUUUAUUUUUUUCUUUUUGUUUUAUAAGAGAAACUCGUGCAAUAUACUGUAAGUUAGUACUGCAAUAUUUUAAAGUUACUAAAAUAUUUAUAUGUGGUAUAUUGUGUUUUUAUUUUUCUCAUCAAUUGUUCCUCACUGCAUACUCCAAUGACGCAUUUUAGAUAAAUUGGAAUAUUAUCACAAAGUGAAGCACAAGAUUAGUCCCGUAGAAGCUUACAUUCCUGUACAUGACACAAACCUGUAUUGAUCCUGUUGAUACAGUAGUCACAUUCUAAAAAAGUCUGGUACGUGCUGUUUUCUAAUUGUGCACCUGAUUAGGAGGGAAAGCAUUGUGCAGUGUGCACAUAUAAAUAACAAUCCACGAAGGGCCCCCUUGUGGUCAAUUAAGAGUCAUCACAGCCUGCAUUUAAUCAAUUGAAUCUUUUCUGCCCGCGGGAAGUAUGCAGGCUACUGUUUAAUUAAUCAUACUGAUUAUCCAUAUAACGUUCUUCUCUUCAGAGUUACCGCUCCAGCAUUAUAAUUUACGAUCGUAAGAAUGUGACCUUAUUGGUUUAUUUAAUAUAGUUUUACAUAUCUGUUAGUCCACCCAUUGUACAGCACUACGGGAUUUGCUGGCGCUAUAUAAAAAAUAAAAUAAUAAUAAUUAAAUUAAAUUUAAAAACCUAUUAUUUUUACUGGUUUGUUAGAAGUUGAAAUAUAAAUAUAAAUGUAAAAACAAAAAUAGAUCCAAAAUCCUGCUGACAUAUGGCUUCACUGCUUAUAGUCUUAAAUGUAGUUAUGACUUUUGUAACCCCGCUAACUGUAUACUCAUUGCUAGCAAAUUAAUAACUUACUAGAUAUUCAUUGUUACCCCCAUAUCUGCCUUCUAUAUUCAUCACAGGAUAGCCACAUAUAUUGGGUUGUUCACUAUAGUGUGAAUGAUCGUGAAUUCUAAAAAGGUUAUUAAUUUCAACUGUAAGGCCAAAGUAGCUAAUCUGAAAGAAUAGCUGAACUAUAGAGUUAUUCCAGUUCAGAUAAUUUAACCUUAAAUUUGAGAUUCACUUAAAUUAUCACUUCAGUUUAUAAAUGGCCUAAUAUGUUAAAUUUUAAUUCACUUUGCAUUCUGAAAAUUCACACAAUAGUGUGUAACCCUGAAAAAAAUUCAACAUGCGCCUUCACUUCACUUCGCCCAUAUACAUUGGUUUUCCCUACUGAUAUCCUGCCGCCUGCAGGGUAAUAGGUUUGGGGUAAUAACUUUAUUUUUGCAAUAUCUGCUAAUCUACACAUUUGCAAGUACAAUGGAUUACCAUGGAUCCAUACCUCCUGUAACAGAGCUCCUUGUACCCCUGACUGGGUGCCUCCGCCAAGGACCGCUUCCUAACUAGAACAGGGAAUAAACCUCAGUCGUCACUGUGGCUUGACUGGAGUACUAGAACCUCUUCCUCCUGGAACCGAAUGGGGAACUCGUUCUAUCCACUCCCAGGCACUGAAUGACACUCGGUCUUGGGAGCUCUAGUCCUUACAAGGACUUUCCCCAUUAAAUCCUCCACACUGGAACAGUGAUUCGCCCUUUCCCCUCCAAGUAACCAGGCAAAACAUAGUUCUGGGAGUACAAGCUGGAAUGUUGUAAUCUGGCCAGACGGCCUGCUUUUAUACAAUUUCAGACACAGUUAGGCACCCCCCUGACACUCCCACACAAACAUGAUAAUCCCUCUCCUGGACCUGAGAGGGUACUAGUUACAAGUUACAAACUCCAGAAACUGAGCUAAUUCAAUUAUAUCCAGGUACACAAAAAACAAACAAAAUACCUUUAAAACACAUGAAAACCCCACAAAAGUUACAUCACCCCGAUCUGGAUGACUAACAUAUCCAAAAAAAAAUCACCCAGAUCAGUUCAGGGGUUUGGAAAUUUCAUGAAAGUCAUAAUUUUGACUGACUGUGCACAUGGUCCUAUGCCAAAAAUAGUUCCAUGAAAUCAGUGCUAACGGUCAGUCAAGUUCGGUAGUCUUUUACAGGUUUCCCUGCAGGACCCAUAGUUUGUGGGCAGGAGGCUAACAUGCAGGCUCCUCCAGGAGCUCAUGGCAAACUCACGUGGGAAAGGGAGUUUGUCACACCUCCCAUCUCUGUUGUAGCUGUGACAUCUUCACAUGACUAUCUCUGCCCCAAGGGUCUGAACCACAAAGAAAGGUGGUGGGUCCAACCGUUAAUACACACCAGGAUGCCUGUCCAUCACUCAGGGCGGCCCGUAAGGGCAGGCUAUGCAGGUAGCACUGUUUCAGUGCUCUGUGCAGGGCCCUAGCGCCUUGAGCAUAGUGGAGUAUGCUUUAUGAUGCGCUUAUACUAAGAUUGUUGGGGGACAGUUCCCUGGUGCCCCCAAAAGAGGAACAUCAGGGAACUAAGGUGGGACAGAACUCGAAAAUCGGGACUGUCCUGUUGAAAUCAGGACAGUUGGGAGAUAUGUUGGUCCCUGUGAUGAAACAAGACUAUGGAAUGCCAAAUGCAAUUGCUGAAUCUAUUGCUCACAUGUGUCACCCAGUCAUUAGAUUAAUUUAAUUAAUCCUACUUAUCCACAAAUGUUUUUCAGUCUGUUUUAGGACUGUAUUUAAUUGUUUUUAUUAAUAGUUCAUAAAACAUGAAGAAAAGAACUCGUCAUACAAGUGAUAAUCCGUUCUUGGUUAUAAUCAGCAGUUCUAAGUAAAAUUCAUAUGAUGUUUUGAAGAUAUCCUGUGCACCCUUUCUAAUUUUAGGAUACGAUGAUCUGUUUGUAAUGCUGGGACCAGACAUGCUUUGAUGUUUUGACACUUUCACUUUGAUGUACGUAAAAAUCAAAGUAAUGGCACAUUUCAUUCCCUCCAGGUGCCAGGGAAAAGACGAAUGCCAUUAAUUUAAUCUUGGCACACGCCAUAACAAUCUGCAUACCUCGUAUGUUUACAAAGAUAUAUAUUAUCCGGCAAUGUGCUGCAAUUUACUUCCCAGUUUUCCACCUCUCUAUGACAUUUUACUAUGUGAUUUAGAGUGACCUUUCAAGAUUCAUGUUCAGAAGUCUAACAUUAUAAAUAUGGCUGCAUUUUAGAUUAAAAAGUACACGGAGGCAGGAUCAAUAUGGGGAAGCAUUAUUGGAGCCUUCAGCUGCCACAAAUACCCCCUUGCCCAUAAAGACUGUCUAGAGACACUAUAAUCACGGAUAGCCAAUGAUCGGGCAGAGACUAUAUGUUUUUUUGUAGUGAUUAUAGUACUUGGAGUGUUUCUUUAACAUAUGUGCCUUUUUGCCACUAUUAUUACCCGUUUUUUUUAAAUACAGGACUAUUUUGGAAAGGAAAGACAGGGCAGGCAACUCAUAACAUAACUGACAGGCAUAUUUCACUGUAUUAAAGAAAAUAUUAAGUUAGAUACAGUUUUCAGUAUUCAAAUGUUUCCAUGUACAUACAUCAUCAAUUUUCUUCAUGGUAAAGCAUAUAUAGUUCAGUGGUUUCCUCCUCUACCCCAACUGUUUUUAAAAUUAUUUUAUAAUAAUAGUCCAUUUCUAGUUAUAUUACCCCCAGACGUGCUUAAUUUCUGAUAUCACCCAUUGGCUUUGUAUUGGGCCAUCAUAUCCUGGAAGUGUAUAUUGCUCUGUUUACUAGGUCUGUCGUUGUGUAACAGAAUGGAUGUCUUUAAAGUGGUGGUUGUUUGCCAAAUGUAUAUAUUUAUAGGUUUAUUGUGUUAAACAUUGGAUGAUGUCUCAGUGGGUUUAGUACAAUGAAUUAAAUGGGCAUGGACCAACAAAUCAUGGGUCAGAGUUAAAUUCUUGAGAGUCUAGUCCAUCUUGAAAUUUUACCAUUCACCACUGUAUCAUCGGCAUUGUCAAGGGGGUGCCAACCAACUCUCCACACUGUACCCUACUUAUGUAUUUGUUACAAUUUGAGAUGCCAAUAAAAAAUAUUUGUGUUCUACUCUGUUAUUUCCAGCCUAUUAUUUUAUUUAUUUAUUUUUAAAGCUUCAAAAAUGACCCUUAUAAUGGUUGAGUUUUAAAUACAGUAUUCUCCCCCCCCAAAAAAAAAUUAGAUAAGUGCGAUGAAUGCUAAAUUGGUAUAAAACUAAACAAAACAAAAACAACAAACAAACUAUAAAUUAUAAAUCUGCUUUUCUGACUUGUUUCUGAAGUCAAAUCUUCAAAGACUCAAUAGAACGUGUCUCUUCCGGUUCUUCAGAAGGAGGCCUUGCUUUAAAUCUGCUGCUAGCCAAUGCCUGUAGAAUUCAACAAAUAGUUGGACCCCCAAAUGCUAAACAAAGAUGGCCCAUUCAAACAAUGGGGAAGAAAAUCAAUGAUCAUCUUAAAAUAUGUAGAAUAAGUGAAGUAACAUUUUCUACACGCAUCCAGCCUACAUUGAAUAGCCAACAUGUAGGAAAAUGUGGUUUUAAGUCCGGGUAAACGCUAUGGGACUAUGCUUUGUAAGCCAUCAGAAAUACAAAAUAUGGGACCGUGUUCCUUUGAUACACUGUCUGCCUCUUUAAAUAAGUGAAGCAUUGUAGUACAGUAAACUAUGAUCUCAUGGUUGCUUGAAUACACCAUCCUGAAGGUGAUCACCUGCAGGUCCACCAUGUGUAUGGUGACACUGUAACUAGACACUCAUUAUUUUCUGUCUCCACGAUACAGAUCUUAUUUCAAUCUAAGAAAUGACUAUGGUGACAUUUCACAAGAACAAUCAUUUUUCUUUUUAUCCUUUCUAUUUUCAGGGCUGCGAACUUCAAGAACUUCACGUUUAUUCAGCUGAAUGAGGAAUUCUCUCGUGGCAAAGGUCUAGAUGUCGGGGCUCGAGCCUGGAAAGGCAAUAACGUGCUUCUGUUUUUUUGUGAUGUCGAUAUUUACUUUACUGCAGAAUUUCUCAACACGUGCAGAAUAAACACGCAGCCAGGUACGUGACUACCUUUCAAAAUAAGUGAUUACCCACUUUUUGGUAUUCAUUUCCUUUGGUGCUAUUUUUUUCUGUUUUACCAUUUUAAAUAAUCUUUAUUCGUGCUUCAUGAAUGCUUCAUGAAUGCAAUUUUAUCUUGAUUUAUAUUUAAUUAAGAACUAUUAUAUAGGUCAUAAUUCUAAAUAUUUAAUAACUAUUAUUUUGUUUUAUAAAUAUGAUGCAAAAUCACAUCCAUAUCUUACAAAACAUUUUGGUAUUGCUUACGCUUCUCUUUCAGAUGUAUUUGUACUGCAUCUUAUAAUAUAUUCAAUUCUUUCCUAUUGUGAAAUCUUAAAAAUCUUAAGAUUAAACCAGUGAUUCCCAAACCAGUCCCCAUAGCCCACCAAUAGUCCAGGUUUUCUUAGUAUCUACAUUGGAAUCUGUCAGUAUCUCUGUUGGACUACAAAAUGGAAAUACAUAAAUCCUGGAAUGUUGGUGGGCCAUGAGUACUGGUUUGGGAACCACUGGAAUAAAUUAUUAUGAAUGUAUUCUAUUGGCACAGCGCUGCUUUUUUUCCCAUAAUUAAAAGUUUGGAAACUUCACAAAAUAACUAUGGGCCGGAUACUGUCCACAGACCUUUCUACCUGUAUCACAAUUGCAGUCACACUACACAGCCCCUAAAUAUCUGAGCCUCGGCUUGUGUACGGCCCUGGGAAAUGCAUCCCUGUGUAAGAUCUAUGUAAAUCACAGCUAGCGGACAUGCAGAUCUCCGCUCAGGCAACCUAUAAGCAAGGGAGCACUGUCAAUAUCUAUUUUACAAUUUAAACAUGGCUGUUGACAGAAUAUUACCCUAGGCAUGUUUCUAUAUCCCAUAGUGAUGAAUCUGGCCCUGUUCAAGGCAUCAGGAUUAUGUCAAGGGAUAUUUUGAUAUGACCCUUCACUAAGUAGCCAGUGAACCACAGGAAUUGACAUUUCCAUAAAAUACCAGAAAUAUUAAAAAAUAAUGAAAAUAAGAUGUGCAUUUUCUGAAUCAGUCAGGUACACAGCAUGCCAUUUUUUUUUUAUUUACAUUCCACAGCUAACCUUUAAUAUAUAUGAUUUAUUUUUCCAUAAUACUUUUUUCGUACAUUAAGAAACAAAAUCAGUAAAUGUCAAGAAAGCUAUAACUCGUCUUGACAUAAGAAAGUGGUAAUAAAUUCAUCAAAAACCUUGCAGACUACAGAAGCCCAUGUAUUUUUAAUGUUUUUUCUGACUUAUGUCAAGAAAACAACUUGCUUUCUCGACAUAACAAAUUGUUUUCUCGACAUAACAAAUUGUUUUGUCAAAAAAAAAAGUUGUUUUAUGAAGAUUAUUUAAAAGUUCAUGCAUUUGCCUGACUAGAUUAAGCCAGGAUGUGUCACAGUGAGUAAGCACAUUGAAAGGCAAAGCAGCUGUGUAGACUGUCACAGGAGCCUGCUACCUAAUAUUGCCAACAGUGUGUUGGUAUAUGAAAGAAAUUGAGUGUAAAAAAAAUAUUCUUUAUAUAUCAACUUAUGUUGACAAAACAACUUGUUCUAUCGAGAAAACAGUUUGUCUUCUUGAGAUAAUUUGUUUUCUCGACAUAACAAGUUGGAAAAUAUUUAAAAUACAUGGCCUUUCUGUGCUUAUUGGUCCCUUAAAAUUUUUAAAACCACCUUGCCGCUGGACACCCCUCCAGCCACGCCCCUAAAAUUAAAAUGCUCUCUUUGUCCAUUUGAAAUGUUGGGACGUAUGCAAAUUUCUAAUGCUGCUUCCCCUAGAAUGAUGCUGUCCUCUAUGUUUUCCACAUUUACCCCAAACCCAUCAUCUAGGAAUCACUGUUAAAUGUACCCAACCUGUGCGUAUUAUUUAUGUUUGUAUGUAUUUAUUUAAAUGUAGGGAGGAGAGUUUUCUACCCAGUGCUCUUCAGUCAGUAUAACCCAGCAAUAAUAUAUGGGCACCACAACACAAUUCCUUCCAUUGACCAGCAACUGGUAAGUGAUUUGUGGAUAAAAUAGUUUUCUUUUGUUUUCAAUCACGCGUCAUGAGCUCUGCUACACACAGCCACAUUCUAAUAUGGUUUACACAUUUGUAUUAUGGGUAAUUUGUAAUUGCAUGUCACCGGUUAGAAUAGUGUGUAUUAAUGAGUUAUUUAUGAGCCUAAUAGCAUUAAUUCCAUUCUUUGUACAGAUUUGCUUGCAAUAAACCGGUUACGUAGAUUUAUAACUAUUUAGUGCGAUGUGAAUGCCCAUUCUUAUCAUUUGCUAACCUUUCAAAUUAAUCAACUUGAUGGAAAGAAACCAAACACCCUUAUCCCUUCAUUUAGAUGUGAAAACUGAUCAUGUUAGGCUUACUGUUUUAUAGGGUAAGUUAAACCUAAAGUCCAAAAACAUAACGUUUGUUGUUGCUAUGACCACUGUCCACUUCCCUUUUUAUAGUAAAAAAAUUAAAGUUUACCCACCUUGUUUCCGGCGCUGAGAUUUGUGCUGCAGUCGCCCGCUCCACCUCCAAAGAUGUCACCAUGCCUGCGGACGUCUUCCAUCAUCUUGACCAAUCCAAUGCUUCUCAUAGAGAGGCAUUGGUGUCCAAGGCACUCAUGAUUGACCAAACACAGUGCUCUGCUAAUCAAAUAAUGCUAUAAGCAGCAUUUGAUUGCAGGACUGAUUUUGACUCGGAUCUGGAGGUGGAAUCAUCUCUGGUGGCUCUCAGGAAGAAUGCCACUUGAGAUGUAUUUAAAGGAUCACUAUAGAGUCAGGAACACAAACAUGUAUUCCUGACCCUAUAGUGUUAAAACCACCAUCUAGCCCCCAUGGGCCCCUCAUGCCUCCAUAAAUAUAGCAAAAUCUUACUGUAUUCAAGCCUGAAGCUGCUGGCUCUGCCACAGUCUGCCUCAGAAAAACAUCAGUAGAAGUGGCAGCCUGAUCCAAUCACAAUGUUUCCCCAUAGUAUUGGCUGAGACUGACAAAGAGGCAGAUCAGGGGCAGAGCCAGCAUGAUUCAAACACAGUCCUGGAUGCAUUUUAGGCAGCCAUGACCCAGGAAGGAUCUCUAACAGCUAUCUGAGGAGUGGCCAGUGAAGUUAUCACUAGGAUGUAAUGUAAACACUGCAUUUUCUCUGACAAGACAGUGUUUACAGCAAAAAGCCUGAAGGUAAUGAUUCUACUCACCUGAACAAAUUCAAUAAGCUGUAGUUGUUCUGGUGACUAUAGUGUCUCUUUAACCCUUCAAUGUAAACAUCCUGUUUAUAUAAAAGGCAAUGCUUUACAUUGAAGGGUGAAAAUGACAUGGCCGGUGCACCACAACCACUUUAUUGAGUUGAAGUGGCCUGGUAGUAGUCCAUAAAUGAAGCAGUUUGAGCACUUAGUAAGUACUAGAAUUCAGUGUAGUAGUUAUGGUGCCAAGAUCCCCUGGCAUUGCCUAUUGGUUCUUUUUUUUUUUUUUUUCUCAAACCAUUUAGAAGUAUGUGCUGUAAAACUACCCCAUGAAUCUAAAAACUGAUAUUGAGAAAAGUGGUAACUUAAUUCCUGUGAGUGUUUCUAAAAUCCGUCAGUAACUGUAUCUUUCGGUGAUGUACUGUAACUGCAACCCUGAUAGAAACCCUGUGUUCACCUGCCAAGCUUAGACCUCCCAAGUGUCCCUAUUAAGGAGGAACAGUCCUAAUGUUAUGUCAGGAUAAUUUGCUGGUGUGUUCAAUUCAUUCACAUACUGCAGAAAUUACAGAAGAAAUACAAAGGACCUCUAAACAGUCCUUCCACUGGAAAACCUGCCAGUAAACUUUUUUUGAGAACCAAUUUAACUUUAAUCCAGAUUGCUUCAUGGGCAGUCUUCCAGGGCAGCCAAAUUAAUGCAUUAAAGAGCUGUCCAUUGAGCCCUCUUCAUGCACAAAGUGCAGCUUUUCUAUCAAAACUACUGACGUGUAUGAUUGGAAUUUCAGCCAUUAGUUCUAUUAUAAUGGGGUCUGUAAUAUACAUUGCACGCAACAUUUAUUUCAAAUCAUUUCAGGCUGGGCAAUCUCUUCCAUUCAUAAACUUAAAAUCACAGUCAAAUGUUUUACAGGAUGAGAACCAUGCAAAAAGCCAAAAUACACCUUAGUACACAAAGUCAAAGCUUUGAAACAUAAAAUAAACACCAUAUAACGCCAUCAUUCUUUCCUGGGUUUGAAGUUGGGUGGCUCUAAAAAAGUUAAGGUGCGCUGGGAGAAAUAAUUUUGUAAUCCUACACUUACGCAAUGUCUAGGUCUCAGAAGGUGUUAAAUGACGCACAGGAAGGUAAAUAGGAGUUGUGGUUACCUCAUCUUCUAGGUGUUUGUCAGACGGUAAUAUAAGAGUGUGUGGCUGAUAUCUGAGGAUUUAUUUAGUUGGAACCUCAGUGGGUAAUCAGAUUUUUGGAAAUGAAUGAAUGGUAGAAAGGAAAUGAUGGAAUGUAUAGUAGUUACAUCAGAGCUGUUUUGUUUGGAAUGAAAAUGAGCUGUCACUAGGAAAUGAAUGAAUGUGUCUGUGAAUGUUGGCUUCUAGGCUAUUUAUACCCAUAGGCUUUUUUUUUUUUUUUGUUGUCACUUUGAUAAGAUUACAAAGAACAUUGAAUCUGUGCAACUAUUGUAUAAUAUCUAGUGCCGAGGAUGCGUGAAACUGUAAUGCAGUGAGAUCGAAAAACUGGGUUGACGGAAUACUGAUUUUUACAUUUUAAAUUGAAAAUCUUUGUUGUAUUUAGGAAAUUUAGAUUAUUCAUUUUGUUACAAUAUAUUACGGCUAAAAUCUAAAAUUGAAUACCAAUAUAAAUAGCCAAGCAAGACUUCUGCAUAUUAGUAGAUCAUUUAAUGCACAGCUAUCCACAGAUUAUUAUCAGCAUUUAUAAUAAGAUAUUCCACAAAUUAUAAUGUUGAUUAUAUUUACUGAUAUUUCUUCAUUAACCUGAGUAUUGAUUAACCAAAAGAUAAAUGUUUGUUGCAAACAAGGCUGAAAAGUUUUACUUGCCCCUUACAAAAUACGAGUGUUUAAUUUCAAAAAACAAAUCAAAAGAUCUAAUUUAUGAGAGAAAAAAUAGGCACACCAAAAACCAUUAUUUGGAGACCAUUGGGGCAUAGGAAUCAUGAAUGGAGUAUCAUGCAAAGAAGAUUGUUGGAAAGGGAUAGCCAACAAGCCGAUGUAUAUUCACAUCCAUAAUAUCUUUUGUUCAAAUCACUUUUCAAUUGUACUUGCCUGAGCUGGCCUGCUGGUAUACUUUGAGUCUUGUGAGCAAUAGGGAGUUAUUGGCAACUCAGAUAUCCUGUUGCAGAUGUGCCACACUCAUGUCCAGUUAGUCAAUAUUGUGGCCCUCCUCGCCAAGCCCCCUAGUAAUGUUAAACAUAAUUACACAUCACUCCAUUGAAAGGUGUAAGAAAGUGAAUGUUUAAGUGUGUCAUUGAUACUUGUAAUGAGCAGAAUUUAAAACUAUACACCAUAAUGUAGUCCUUGAUACUCCACACAGAACCCAUAGAUCAACUACACACUUAAUUCGACAUUCACACACACAAUAACAUACUACACAUUCAUGGCACCCAUCACAAAUAUCCUACACUCUUACACUUUCACUCUACAUAAAUACAUCUGUGCACAUGCACACACUGACACACUACACACAAACACAUUCCUGCAUUCACACACACACUGUCUCACCAACGUCCGUGUACGUUAGUGCUGGUAGUGUGUAGCUUUUAGGAAUGGCUAGCAAAUCAGAACUCUUUGAGUUCUGAAGCAGUAAUGGUUUACUGUUAACUUAUUGCAGCUUCCCCAUUACACAUCCACACUUAACCAUAUAUCCAGGGGGUCACUGUGAAGAAAAUAGACUUUUGUUCGGUAUUUUCUUCUAUGUUCGGGCUUUUUGUACAUUAUUUCCUGCAUAUUGACUCUACUGUUUCACCGUCCACCCUCCUGGCUCAUUAACUUCACAAGAUCCGUCUAUUAAGCGCUCUCCAGGCGGCCGCUGUUCGUAUAGCCGAAUGCCACGUGGAACAGAAAAUGGCGGCCAUCUUGUUCGCACGAAAGGAGGCAGCGGGACUUAGUCGUCGAGUGUCUGGUACUAAAAUCGGACACUCGACCUCACGAACCACCGCUGAAACUACCGAACACCUGCUUCCUUUAGUUGCUGAACCACCAGGAGAGCGCCAUUCGGUAGUUUUGUGCGAAUGGACAAGGGAAGCAAUCGCUCCUAUGAGCCAGGAGGAUCCACACACGCUGAAUUCGUGGAACUGUUUUGGGCAGGAGCCUUGUGUGUGGUCGGUAAAAUAUGACUUCCAUACUUUUUAAGAACCCCUGAACCGAUCUAAUUUGUGGGGAUACCUUGUGUGGAAAGGGGUGUUUUAAGUUUUGGGGAAAUUGUGUGCCCUCUGCCUGGAGAUAAUUGGGUUAUUCCUUAACUUAUCUCAAUAUCUCCCUGGCAGAGAGAGGGCGGGAGUUACUGUAAAUCUGUAUGUUGAUUGGUUGUUGCCUUUGUUUGCUGUGGGAGGUCCUCUUGCAGAAGGAUUUCUCAUAAAAGCCAGUGUAUUCUCAAUAAACUUCAGUUCUGUUACACCCUUCAUGAAGUCUAGGCUCAUGUUUGGGGGAUAUUUCAUCUGCUGGGGAGAAUCAUCUUGGAAGCUGCAUUCAUCUACACUAUUCCUCUACUCCUUGCUGCAGCUAUAAUCACUUAUGCUCAGCUCUUGGGAAAGGAAUAGAAGACCACAGUACCAUAACCACUGCAGGUCUUAACAGUAACAUUGCAUAUCUGGUGGUAGGAACCACUUACCUAAUAGAAACCACUUACCUAAUGAUCUAACAUAUUUUAUAUGAGAUCAGUGGUUUCACCUAAAUCGCAGAAUCUACAAGAUGGUCCAAACCCAUGCUUGCAUUUAUCACAUUUUAAUAGUCACGCUUUCAAACCCUUAUACGAUUUUGUGUUUGUACUUAUUCAGAAGAUGAACACCUCUUUAAUAAUAUUGCAUCCUUCACAUCAGUUUUAUAAAAUCCCAACAAUGCAGUCAGUCAAAUCUCCUUCAUUUUUUAUUUAAAAGCUUCUAUAUCCAUUCAGAACAAUGCUAGACUAGCAAACACAAAGUCAUCUUAAAAGGACACUCCAAGAACUAAAACAUAAGUGUAUAACCGCUCAGGUUAGUCGUGCGCACGUACCGCUUCAUUCACAAAACUAUGAAUGGGACUGUCUAUAAGUAAACUAAACUAAUAGCUUUUAGUUGGCAGAUCUAUACAUCUUGCAAUUGAUAUAGUUACAUAGCUGAAAAGAGACUCGUGCCCAUCAAGUUCAGCCUUCCUCACAUUUGUUUUUGCUGUUGAUCCAAAAGAAGGCAAAAAAAACCCAAUUUUAAGCACUUCCAAUUUUGCAACAAACUAGGAAAAAAAUCCUUCUCGACCCCAGAAUGGCAGUCAGAUUUAUCCUUGGAUCGAAAAGCUAUUACCCUACAUUGAACAAUUAUAUCACCCUACAUAGAAAAAUUGCAGAACUACAUAAAUGGCCCUAAAUGUUCACAGUAUAUUUGGUUAUUGUAUUAUCUGAUACAGAAUCACCUCUCUUUCCUCUGUCUCCUACCUGGCUAGUUGUGGCCUAAAUUUUAAUUUUUUUGUCUUUUGCUUAAUGCUAGUUCACUGGUUAGCGAUUAUGCCCCUGAAUAUUUGCGUUGAUCUAGAAAGAAUACAUUUAAAAAAUAAAUAAAUCAUGGUAUACAUCAUGCAACAAGUUUAAUCUACUAUCUUUUGUCUAGCAAACUUUCCUAUGAGGAAUGCUCCCAUAAUCCUUUGCAAGAAACUUGCUCGAUAAGUAUGACUGGUCUCCUUCUAGCGUAAUAAUAAUUGUAAUGUCAAGGCUACAUUUCAUUGUAUUUGGAUAUUUUAGUAAAUCAUAGUGUGGGUAUAAAAUGCAAUGACUACUAAUAGAUGUCACAUAUAGUACAACUUCUGAAUCUUUCUCUAGAUCUCGGAACACUGACAACAUGCAAUGUCUUACUUUAGAAAUGCUGGCUAUUUAAAGAUCCUCAAGUUGUCAACCUGUGUAUUUAUAGUCCAUUUAGAUUGUUCCCUUCAUAGAUAAUAGCUUGGUAACACGUAGCUCUCUAGAUGACUAUUAACGUACUUGUCCUGUCAAGUGAUGGGUUGGCCACCCCCUUCUUUUUUAGUGAGAUAUUUCCUAUUUACUAAGACAGGCAUGUAAUGUAAGAGGAAUAUCCAGUACACAACAGGAAUAUACUAAAAGGAAAAUAAUGUGCUGUAACUCAAAGUAUGUGUCUGUGUGUAUGUCUGAUUGUGUCAGUGUGUGUAUUUGUAUGCAGUGGUGUGUCCUGGUUUUGUGCUGCCCUAGGCAGGACAAAACUCAGGCGCCCCCCCAAACCUCCCCCUCCAACCCCCCCAUGCGCGCGCGACCCCCACCCAUCCCUUCCCCCCCGCCCCGCCUUCUAAAUACACACACACACACACACACACACUCACUGACAGAUACGCAUACACUAGCUAACAGAAACACAAACUCACUGACACACACAGACACUCACUCACUAGCAGACACACACUAGCAGACACACACACACACACUCACAGGCAAACAUACACACACAGUCAGACACACACACACAGUCAGACACACACACACACACACAAACACACUCACUAGCAGACACACACACUCACUAGCAGACACACUCACAGGCAAACACUCACACUAACAGUCAGACACACACACAGUAACAGUCAGACACACACUCACUAACAGACAGACAGACACUCACUAACAGACACACCCACUCACACACUAACAGACACACUCACUAACAGACACACUGACUAACAGACACACACACACUCACUCACACACACUAACAAACACACUCACACACACUAACAGACACACACACUAACACACACACACACACACUCAGACACACUCACACACUCACAUUAACACAUUUAUUUAUUUUUAACCCCUUUCUCCCUUGGGGUCCUGUGGCUGCUGGGCUGGCGGCUGGCGAGGGAGCACUUCCUCUGAGCGGUCUGCUCAGAUCCCUCGCGCGCCUCAGAGUGAGGCUGGGAGCCGGAUUAUGAUGUCAUCAACCCGGCUCCCAGCCUCACUCUGCGGCACGCGAGGGAGCUGAGCAGACCGCACAGGGGAAGAGCUCCCUCGCCAGCCGCCAGCCGCCCGCCCGCCCGCCCGCUCGGCAUGUCUGUUAGCCGCAAGGCUAACAAGGCAAUUGCCCUGGGCAUUUGGGGGCGGCUUUUCUCCCUUGGGGUCCCGUGGCUGCUGGGCGGGCGGCUGGCGAGGGAGCACUUCCUCUGAGCGGUCUGCUCAGAUCCCUUGCGCGCCUCAGAGUGAGGCUGGGAGCCGGAUUAUGACAUCAUCAACCCGGCUCCCAGCCUCACUCUGUGGCGCGCGAGGGAGCUGAGCAGACCGCACAGGGGAAGAGCUCCCUCGCCAGCCGCCUGCCCAGCGCGGCAUGUCUGUUAGCCGCAAGCUAACAAGGCAAUUGCCCUGGGCAUUUGGGGGCGGCUUUUUUUGCCGCCCCCUGGAAAAUGCCGCCCAAGGCAAAUGCCUUGUUUGCCUCGCGGCUAACACGCCCCUGCUUGUAUGUGUCUGUGUGCUUAUAUACAAAGUUCUCUCCAUGUUGAGGGAUGUAUGUUAUUAUAGCUCAUACAGAGACAUUGUUAUUUAUUUUGUUUGUUUGUUAUUAAUGUUUUUAUGUAGAGGUGUACUGCCAUGUAAUUGAAUAAAACAUGGAAAGUCAUCUAUAACUUUAUUUUUUGAAAAUGUAUAUUAAAUAUUGAGAAAUUGACUUCUCAAUCCACUUUAGUCCAGGCACAGUCAGUGUACACAUUGCUUUAGGAGAGGAGAAAUUUAGUUUUUUUUACUCAGGUUCCUCUCUAAAUUCUCUCUGCUGGCUGGCAAGUGCCAAGUGCAGAGUUUGUAACAGGGACUGACAGAGCCAGAGUGGCAUUGAAUUGCUGGGUAGAGUUUCAUGCAGAAGGUAAUUUAAAUAUGUCACACCUCACAGAUACAUAUUUAUUAGAUAUAAGGAUAAGUAAACAUAAUAUUUAAAAUCCUGGGAACUGGUGGUACCAUAUUAACGAGGACAUAUUAGCCUCUAUCCCAUGGGUAGGCAAAUUUAAGCACAAAUGUUGUGCACUACACCUCCAGUAAUGCUGGCAAAGCAUCAAGGUAGAUGUAGUCCACAACAUCUGGAAUACCAAAACGUAAUGACAGGUACUCCCCCUGCUGCCUGAAAAUAAAUAAAAUAAAAGUUAAAUCAGUGUAAAAUUAAAUAAUAUAUACUUAGAUCAUAUAUAUAUUUAUUAUAUAUAUGAUCUAAGUGUGUAUGUAUAUAUAUAUAUAUAUAUAUAUAUAUAUAUAUACAUACACAUAUACACACAUACACUGUCUAAGUAUAUUUUAAUAUUAAUAUAUAAUUAUAAAUAUAUAUUAAUAUCAAAAUACACGUACAAUGAUAUUGAUUAUAUAUAUGAUUUUAAUUAUAUAUAUAUUUAUAUAUAAUAUAAAAUAAAUAUGUAAAUACGUCAAAAAAUUUAAUUAAAAAAAUAAUAAAAAUAAAUAAAUAAAAUAUAUAUGUGUGUAAAUUCGUUCUAACUGUAUUUUAAAAUUAAUAUAUAUAUAUUGAUAUCAAAAUACAUGUAGAACGAAAUAAUAUAUAUAUAUCUAUAUACAAAAGUAUAUACAUAAAUAUCACUAUAUAUAUAUAUAUAUAUAUAUAUAUAUAUAUACCUAUAUAUAAAAAAUUAUUUUUAAACAAUUAUAUAUACAUACACAUAUAUUUAUAUACACACACAUAUAUAAUAAUUCUACGUAUAUAUUUAUGUAAUAGUUUUACAUAAUUAAGUAAUUUUAUUAAUUACAAUUAGCAGGACCAGCCUGACAACCCAGGCCAAAAGUCCAGGGAAUUUAAUUUGCUAGCACCAUAUUUAACCCUGUAACUUUCCAAGACACCAUAAAACCUGUACAUGGGAGGUACUGUUUUACUCUGAAGACUUCGCUGACCACAAAUAUUAGUGUUUCAAAACAGUAACAUGUAUUACAAUGACGAUAUUGUCAGUGAAAGUGACUUUUUUUGCAUUUUUCACACCCAAAUGGCACUUACACGGACUAUAUAAUUGUUGUGAUACGUUUUACCGCUUUGAAACACUAAUAUUUGUGUUCAGCGAAGUCUCCCGAGUAUAAAAGAACCCUUAUGUACAGGUUUUAUUGUGUUUUCAAAAGGUAAAGAGUCAAAUAUAAGGCUUGCGUUUCAGUUUUUUCACAUUGAAAUUCGCCACAUUGGUUACGUUGCCUUUGAGACCGUACGGUAGCCCAGGAAUGAGAAUUACCCCCAUAAUGGCAUACCAUUUGCAAAAGUAGAUAACCCAAGGUAUUGCAAAUGGGGUAUGUCCAGUCUUUUUUAGUAGCCACUUAGUCACAAACACCUAAAUUAAUUAAUAAAAUAAAUUUAACCCCUGAGGGUUAAAAAAAAAAAGAAUUAACCCUCAGGGGUUAAAUUUAUUUUAUUAAUUUUAAUUUAAGUAUUUUAAAAUUAUAAAUUUAGCUAGCUGUGGUGGGUGGAUGUUAGUGGGGAAUUGUGGGAUUUGGUGUUAGGCUAACUAGGGGUUAACAUUAAAAAAAGUUUUAAGAUAAGCUUUAAAAAGUUCAUAAUUAAGUUCAAAAAAGUUUUACUAACGUUUAAGUAAAAAAUAAAAAAAACACCCCCCUUUAGCGAGUCCAAAUACAAAUUAACCCCUUCCCUGCCAGUCGAUCACUGCCUACAGUGAUCAAAAUACAGAUCACAGUAUUAUACUGUGAUCUAAUUUUUUUUUUUUAACCCCUGACGAUUAAUUUGUAUUUAUUUUUUAACCCUCAGGGGUUCAAUUUAUUUAAUUAACUAAUUUAAAUAUUUUAUAAUUAUAUAUUUUGCUAGCUAGGGUGGGUGGGAGUUAUGGGAAAAUGGGGAAUUUACUGUUAGUGCUGCUAAAAAAAAAAGCUUAGAAAAAUGUUAAAUCUGUAAAAAAAAGUUUUAAGAAAGUUUAGGAAAGUUUAAAAAAAAUUAAUAAGCAAAACAAAAGUUUAAAAACUAGUUUUUAAAAGUAAAAAAAGUUUCAAAAAGUAAACUACACCUGGAACAAACUAAAGAAAAAAUGAUCCCAUGCCAAGGUUCAAAAUAUGCCUUUUGAAUUACCCCAGGGUGUAUUCUUUAAUAAAUAGUAUGUGUUUGUGGGGAAGUUUCAAUAACCAACCAUCUAAACUACUCCAAAUUGUAACAUGGACACAGCGUAAAACUUCAAAGUUAGAAAAAAACUGUCUGCGUCUCAAAUGUGCCCCUUCAACAUCCACAUAUACCUGGCAAAGGUACAUACAAGGGUAUUGCUGUACUCAUACCACAUAGCUGAGCAACAUAUGAAGUAUUAUACAGUCGUAGCACACAUAAGGUUUGUAAAAUAUACUGUGCAAACGCACUUUGUGUGUCAAAAUGGCAGAAAAAUGCUUGGAAAUUGCACAUAAGCCCAGCGUCAAAAUUCAAAGUUCGGUAAAAACUGAUAUGGCUUGGUCUCCUAUUUGGCACUGGAGCUUCACAAAAUAGUGCCAAAGACACUCAUUGGGGGUGUAUUUUUACUCAGACUUAGUUGAGCAUAAUUUGGGGGUUUUGAACUUAGUGGCACAUAUGAAAUAUACAAAAUGCCCAGCAAAAAUGCAAUCCGUAUGUAAAAAAUGCACAAAAUUAUUUUUUACCAUAUACUUUGGCAUAUAUUGGUGAGAAAAUGGGGGCAUGUUAAGGCACAAUAUGCACCAUAUGAGAUACCCUGGAGUGUCUACUUUUACAAAUGGUAGGCCUUUGUGGGUUUUUUUUGAACAGUCAAACUGCUAUAAUACCCCAAAUUGAAGCAUAGGCCCUUUAAAUCCGCCUCUCAAAAUUCUACUGUAGAUGUUGAAACGGACAGGUCUCCUAUAUGGCACUGUAGCUUCACGAAAUAGUGCCAAAGACAUACAAUGGGGGUAUCGUUGUACUCAGCAGAAGUAACUGAACACAAAAUAAAACUUUGUACAGGAAUAGCACAUACCAACUUUACAAAAUACACAUGAGAAUUUCUUUGUUAUAAGUUUGUGUGCCAAAAACAAAAAAACCCCCACAAUUUUACUCCAAUAUUUAGCAGAGGUUGGCGGUGAAAUGGCUACGUAGAAAGUGUCAAAACAACCUUAGGUAAAUAGUCCGUGAUGUCUACUUUAUAUAAAUAUAUACUUUUGUGUGGCAAUUUUGUUUUAUUUUAUGGCUAUUAAGCUUACAAGACAAACAUACCAAAUUCUAAAAUCGCUCCACAUUAAAAGUCUAUUUUACUCCUUGUGCUUUGUGACCUGUAACUACCAAAAAAAAAUUAAAAUCCCAGACACAUUAUAUAUUCUGUAAAUCAGAACAACUUAAUGAAUUUAUUUUUAAUUAUUUUCCUUAACCUGCACUAAUUAUGCACACAUUAUUAUUGCAAAAACUGUACAAAAAAACACAAAUUUUUUAAUUUGUUUGCAUUUUUCUGUAUUUUUUUUUUAUAAUAAGCAUUUAUAUAUAUAUAUAUAUAUAUAUAUAUAUAUAUAUAUAUGUUACAUCAAAUUAAAACCCUUUCUGUCCUUUAAAAAACGGUAUAUAAUAUGUGUCGGUGCAAUAAAUUAGUAAAAUGCAAAUUGCAGUUGAACGUAAACAGCAAAAAAUGCUGUUGCCAUUAAAGGACCACUAUAGUGCCAGGAAAACAUACUCGUUUUCCUGGCACUAUAGUGCCCUGAGGGUGCCCUCACCCUCAGGGUCCCACUCCCGCCGGGCUUGGGGAAGAGGAAGGGGUUAAACUCUUUCUCCAGCGCUGGGCGGGGAGUUCUCCUCCUCUUUGGCUGAACGCGCAUGCACGGCAGGAGCUGCGCGCGCAUUCAGCCAGUCCAUAGGAAAGGGGUUAAGGUCAGGUCAUAUCAUUAAAAACAAAAAACAACAACAACAAAAACAAUUCAGUCUUUGCCAAACCUUUUUGGUUGUCUGAUAUGUCUUCAAAUAAGGCUGAUGUAAUUUGGGAAGGUGUGGCAGAGUUGGCAAUACACAAUAUAUACUUCAUUAAAGGAAGGAUUUUUUUACUACAACACAUCUUGCAUCAUUGUUUUCUGACUGAACUUCUGCAGUGAUGAAAAGGAAGUUUAACAAUACCCCAAUUUUAUUUUUAAAGUUGAAGCAUGAGAAUCACCCAACCUAUUACAGCAACAUCGAAAAACAUUUACGUUGUUCAAACCUGCUUUAUCCCAGCCCCUUUAGAAAAGCCAUGAGACUGUCUGAACCUGCACGGUCAUUUAGGAAUGCAGUGUAGAUCAUUGCAGUAUAUUGAAGACCAAAACAUAAGUGGCCCAAAACUAUUCUCCAAUAUGUGUGGGCUUCUUAUACAGAGAUUUAAAUACUUAUAAAGCAGGGCACUCUCGUCACCCUAUCCACUACAUAACUGUAGUGGUUAUGGUGCUUGAAAUGUUUAUUUAAAUGCAGUUAUGAGUUUCACAUGAGGGCAGACACAGGGGCCAAGUGGAGGGUCAUCCUCCAAACUGGAUCAGAGUAAAUGAAUACUUCCCAGCAUUACUCCUUUUCAAUUUGGGACCAGUGAUUGAAGUUUAAAGAUGAUGUCACCAGCAGGGCUUCCAUUAAAAAUUUUGGGGCCCCUGAUACAGCUCAAGGUCUGGGCCCCCAAGGGCCCGACCCCGAGUCCACCCACAGGGCCUGCCCAAGUCUGCCCACAAGGAUGAAGUGUGUGUGUGUACUGAAUGUGGUGUGUGUAUAGUGGAUGUAGAAUGUGUGUAGUGGAUGCAGUAUGUGUGUUAUGGAUGCAGUGUAUAUAGUGGAUGCAGAUUGUAAGUUUUGUGUAAUGUUUUUUUAUGCAUUAGAUGCAGAGUGUAAGUUUGUGUAGUGUAUGUAGUUUGUGUAUAGUGUUUGCAGAGUGUGUGUUUGUAUAACGACUGCAGAGUGUUUUUUUUUUAGAGGAUGUAGUGUGUGUGUAGUGAAUGUAUUGUGUUUGUAGUAAAUGCAGAGUGAGUAUAGUGAUUGUAGUGUGUAAUGAGUGCAGAGUGUGUAUAAUAAAUGUAGUGUGUGUAGUGAAUGAAGAGUGUAUAGUGAACGUAGUGUGUGUACUGAGUGCAGAGUGUGUAUAGUGAAUGUAGUGUUUGUAGUGAGUGCAGAGUGUAUAAUAAAUGUAGUGUGUAUAGUGCACGUAGUGUGUGUAGUGAGUGCAGAGUGUGUAUAGUGAAUGUAGUGUGUGUAUAAUGUAGUGUGUGUAGUGAAUGAAGAGUGUGUAUAGCGAAUGUAGUGUUUGUAGUGAGUGCAUAGUGUAUAAUGUAGUGUGUGUAGUGAGUGCAGAGUGUGUAUAGUGAAUGUAGUGUGUGUAGUGAGUGCAGAGUGUAUAAUAAAUGUAGUGUAGUGAGUGCAGAGUGUGUAUAGUGAAUGUAGUGUUUGUAGUGAGUGCAGAAUAUAUAAUAAAUGUAGUGUGUGUAUAGUGAACAGAGUGUGUAUAGUGAAUGUAGUGUUUGUAGUGAGUGCAGAGUGUAUAAUAAAUGUAGUGUGUGUAUAGUGAACAGAGUGUGUAUAGUGAAUGUAGUGUGUUUGAAGUGAGUGCAGAGUGUGUAUAGUGAAUGUAGUAUGUGUGUGUGUAGUGAGUGCAGAGUUUGUUCUUGUAAGGAUGCAGUGUGUCUGUAAAAUAGAGGGGGAAAGCCUUCUUUUACAUUUAUUUGUGUAUCUUUUAUUUUAUUCCCCUCUCCCUGCUUCUUACCUUGCAAGGGAGGGGGGAGAUCGCAUUCCCUGGUGGCAUAGUGGAGGGUGCCAGCCAAUGUACAUUGCAGAGGGGGGCCUAGCAGCACACUCUAUCUUCCCUUUCCAGCUCCUCUCUGACUAACUCUCCUGAGACCGGCCUGCGUUCUAUGCGGAGCGUUGCAAUUGUAACCUGUGGCAAUACUCUGGCGGCCGCAGGGCGCAGGAAAGUUAGACACAGAGAAGCUGGAAACGGAAGAUAGAGUGUGCUGCUGGCCCCCUCUACAAUGUACAGGUAGCAGGGGGCCCGCAGUGCACAUAUAUAUCGUGGAAAUUGCUAUAUAUAUGUGCUUAAGGAAUGUGGGACUCGAACUGCCUGUCCAACUGUCAUGGUUGUCAUGCCUUGAUGGCGGCCCUAGUCACCAGUGAUGCUAACUGCAUCUCUAGCAAUACCCUCAAAGGGCAGGGCCUGUCCAAAAGGGGGUGGAUCAACCCCAAAAAGGGUCGGACCCUCCACCUGACAGGCAUCCUGGCCAGACCCAAGCCUUCAGGACCAGGCAGAGAUGGACUGCUGAAGCGCUCCCUGCAUGGUUCUAGUGUCCACUGCAUACUGCGAGCUCAUCUAAUGAUGCGCUUGUGCUGUGCUGCCCAGGUACAGAUCCCCAAAAUCAGGACUGUCCUGCCAAAAUCAGGACAGUAGGGAAAUGUGAAAAUGGCCUCUGGGAUUAACCUACCAUAAAGAAAUGGAAAGAAUUGUAUCAAUCUUAAUGUACUUUGCUAGUAAACUCAAUUUUUAUAGCACCGUAAAAGUUGUCAUACUUUUAUAACAUUUGUUAUAUCUUAUCCAUAGCUGUAUCUUAACUUCCAGCAUCUCUCUAAUAUUCUACUUACUUACCACAAUAUCAAAAGUAGAACUGCACUUUUAAAACUAGGUAUUGAAAAUAAGGCUACAUUUAUAUAGGUAUCCCAUUAAAUAUGUUGGGGAAUUACACCACAGCAGAUUUGCCACCUGGCCUAUCCAAAUGCUGCUCAUCAUAUCAAGGACAGAAUUUGCUGGCGCUAUAUAAAUAAUAAAAUAAUAAUUAUAUAUGUUCCUUCCUAUACAUUUAUUAAGAUUCACAGGUGGAAAUGAGAUACGUUGUGACAGCUUCACAAGAAGGAGUUAUAGCAAGCAUUAAAGUGCAUCUUUCACCAUCUGGGGAUUUUGCAGAAUUCGCAAAGUCCCCAUGACGGUGACAUUGCCUCUGGGGGUCCGGUGGCCGGGGAGGGCAGAUAGAGGUUAGUUCUACUUACCUGAACCUGUCCCUCGCAGGUACGGCCAUCUUCUUUCAGUGGGUUCUCAUCUGCUACCGGCACUUCAGCAUGUGCGAAAGUACAACAUUGAAGUCUAUGGAGGCUCCACUAGUGAUGGCUGAGGGGUUUGACACUUCUAGACCGCUGUACCUCCACCCAGUGUCCAGGGCCUGAUUUACAUAGGGGCUGAUGGAGCUGCAGGCCCAUGGAAUAGGCCCAUUUAAAAAAAAAAAAAAAAAAUUUUUUUUUUUUUUUUUUUUUUUUUUUUUUUUACACUCUACUCUUUGUUUGCCACCUGACUGGCAUUUUACUGGCACAGAUGGUAUUAGAGGCUGCCUGGCCGUGCCAGUAUUGCAGUAAUACCGGCAAUACAAAUGCCGAUAUUUUUCUCAGUAUAAACAGAUUACUCUGCAAUACCAGCGUCGGCCAGUAGGGGUCACUGUGUGUGGAGAGAGGCAGGGAUAUGAAGUUACAGCAUCUCCCUCCCUGCCUCUCUCUACUCACUGAUCCGCGGGGGAGCAGCUACAGAGCACAGAGAGUCUAGACAGCAGCUCCCAGCCUGCAGAGUCAGCCUACAGCUCAGGGAAGUGAGGGAUGAGGGGAAAGGCUGCAGGGAGACAUUGGGACACUGAGACACUGGGAGACCUGGGGACACAGACACUUGUAGACACUGGGAAACAUGGGGACACUGAGACACUAGGGGACGCUGUGAGACAUAGGGACAUUGAGAGACACAUUGGGACACAGAGACGCUAAUGACACAGUGUCUCCAUGUCUCCCAGCCAGUGUCCCUAGUGUCUCAGUGUCCCCAUGGCUCCCAGUGUCCUAUAGUCUCCCAGUGUCUCCCAUGUCUCUCAGUGUCCCUAGUGUCUCAGUGUCCCCAUAGCUCCCAGUGCCCCCAUGUCUCCCAGUGCCCCCUUGUCUCCCAGUGUCCCCAUGUCUCCUAGCCAGUGUCUCACUGUCCCCAUGUCAGUAGCCCACCCUUUUACACCGCCCAUUGACUUCCUUCUUCACUGGACACUGCUGUUAGGGGGAAUGGAUUUACUUGAAAGAUGAAAGCAUUAAUUAGAGAGAGAUUAGCAUAUUUUAAGAAAAUCUGUGUUUUCUUAUAGCUGCAUCCUAUGAGUUUCCCUCUGGCACCAUCUCCACCAGAUACAUAACACUUGAGAGGUAUGACUGUUUUAGUGUUUUUGGUCGAUAAGAUUGUGUAAUUAGGCCCCUCAUAAUUGUCAGCACCAGGUCCACUGGGCUCUUAAUCUGGCCCUGCCAGUGUCGAGAAGUGCCAGGUGGAGGAAAAAUAGUCUCUACCUUGUCUAAGUAUAUCUCUUGACAGGGUUGGAAUGACAGGGAAAUUCUAACACUGUCGAAAUUAGUAUUUCAUAAAGAUUCUAUCUUUAUGAAGUACGUCUUUUUCAGAGGGGUGACAGUGCCGCUUUAAGACAGAGUCCUGCACAACAGCAUAGGCAACAUAAUGAAAGUAAACCUUUUUAACCCAUUCAUAACUAAAGUACCUUUCAAAAGUACAUUCAAGUGGAAGGAAAUUAAUAUAUUACAAUAUAGUUCAAUGUACUGAAACAAUGUAUUUGUUUCUUAGUCUAUGGGGACGAUGUAACAGAAUGUGUCAUUCUCUUUCAGAGCUCCCCAUACAAGAAUGCCUUCACUAUAUCUAAUCUUGCUCGUUUUUUUUUUUUUUAGUUUUAAUGGUAUGUCAAAUCCUAGUGACCACUAGUGGGGUUUAAUCAGUAAACAUUGAGUAGUUCACCAAAUAUUGACCAAACAAGCUAAAUCAGAUAAAAUCAGAUAAAAUAUUUAAAAGUCCCACUUAAUGACUAUCCGGUAUUCUUACAUCCUGUGUCUCCUAGGUUUGAUAUAUAAAUUAGUUUCAUCUUCGGAUGUUUUCUAUAUAGUGAUGUUCUCCAUACAGGUACUUAUGAUCCAUUUACUUCUGAAGGGGCUAAAGGAAUACUCCAAGCACCAUAACCACUACAGACUGCCCUUCUAGUCGUCAAGCCAUUUGCUAACUUACCUGGUGCUUGCUGGCUUUUGGUCACUUUCUCCACUGAAGGCCAGAAGCUCCAUCUAGGACCUUCUAUUAGCUCUCCUGAGCUAAGCCCUGCAGUGCAUUACCAACUCAUUGACUGACAGCAUCAGUUGAUCCCUUUCAGCCAAUGAGCUAAGCCAUGAACUGCUGGGCUUAGCUCAAUACAAAUAGCUUAUUGAUUCUCCAGAGGAGUUGACUGGUGCCCAGCGGUCCCCAGGUUAGUUAUCAAACCGUUAGUAUAAGGUGGCCACAGGGUACUCCUGGCCCAAUUAAAAACUAAAGAAUGCUGUAGUGGUUAUAGUAUUUAGAGUGUUUAUUUAAGUGUGUGUUUUUGUGUAGUACAGAUUUAUGGAACUAUUAAUAUAUCCUCUCUCCAGCUGCAUUAAUAUUUACCUUUUUGCAAUGCUUGCCAUAGCUUUUCAAAUAAAUACAUCACCGUAUUAAAUUAAAAUGUGUUCUGCUAUUAACUUUUUACAUCUUAGAAAUUUAAUUAUAAAAGCACAGUUCUCUAAUUUAUUUAUGUUAAUUCAUUCUCUGAUGUAUCUCCGUUGAAAACCUAUUUCGGUUCUAAUAUAGCAGAUACAGGUCUGCAAAAAUAUGUGCCUUGUCUGUUUUUACACUUUAUUUUAUUACUUCAUUUUUUUUUUUUAAUUUUUAAUUUCCUUUUAUGGGUGGAAUUUGCCAUGUUUGAAGAUACUCAAAUGAAAAGAAUUCAAAUGAGAAAAAUAUUUUUUAGUGGACAUGCCAAAAAAACCCCCACAUCUUUUAAUGGCAGAUAGCGUUGUCAUUUUGUAUACUCCUGCAUGCUGUAAAUCCUUGUAGUUGUACCUAGACGUGUACAUGGUCACAAAAUUCAGCGUGACCAAACCAAUUUUUAUGAAAAAAAAUAUAUUUAUUUUUCCGGCAAUGUUAGUUUGUCUAGGAAGAAGUUUGGUACUAAAGGUGCGAAAACGGACAGACUAGUGCACUGCAAAAUAUAUAUUAGUACCAAAAAACCUUUUCAGACGAUUGCAACAAAUAUGUUUUAUUGUGCAGGGAGUAGCAAAUUCAUGUUAACAGUUCAGGCCAUUACUAUACAUAUUAUGUAUAUAUGUUGAAGUUCACUAAAAACCGUAGAAACUGUACAAGAAAUAUCUCUCUCUCUUAUAAAAUAUGUAUAAUUUAAUUUUAUGAAAUACAUUUAAAAAAAAUUAUAUUUUGAUAUUUUAUAAUAUAUAUAUAUAUAUGUGAUUUUUUUUAAAAUACGUUGGAAAAAAAUCAUUUUUAAAACUGUGUUUAAUAAUAUUAAAGGGACACUAUAUUCACCUGAACAACUUUAGCUUACUGAGCAGUUUUGGUGUAUAGAACAUGCCCCUGCAGCCUCACUGCUCAAUCCUCUGCCAUUUAGGAGUUAAAUCACUUUGUUUCUGAACCCUAGUCACACCUCCCUGCAUGUGACUUGCACAGCCUUCCAUAAACACUUCCUGUAAAGAGAGCCCUAUUUAGGCUUUCUUUAAUGCAAGUUCUGUUUAAUUAAGCUUUUCUUAUCCCCUGCUAUGUUAAUAGCUUGCUAUAGCCUCCUGUAUGUGAUUAAAGUUCAAUUUAGAGAUUGAGAUACAAUUAUUUAAGGUAAAUUACAUCUGUUUGAAAGUGAAACCAGUUUUUUGUUUUUUUAUGCAGGCUCUGUCAAUCAUAGCCAGGGGAGUUGUGGCUAGGGCUGCAUAAACAGAAACAAAGUGAUUUAACUCCUAAAUGACAGUGAAUUGAGCAGGGAAAUUGCAGGGGAAUGAUCUAUAUACUAAAACGGCUUUAUUUAGCUAAAGUAAUAUAGGUGACUAUAGUGUUCCUUUAAAUCAUAUGGAAUGCUUAUCCAACAAUCAGACCUAUGCUGUACUUUUUGGGCUUGUCCAAUACAUGGACUGCAUGUACUAGACUGGCAGAGAAUCUUUGUAUUUUUUUUUAUUGAAGAUGCCCUUUAAAUAAUUUCUGUAGAGGAGAUUUUUUCUCUGUAUGUUAAAAGCAGUUGUUUAUAAAUUACCGGUACCUAUCAUCUAUACAUACUUUGUGUUAUCUCGGAGUAACAUAGGUUACUGUACCUUCUACAUCUGUGUAAAUCUCAGCACAUGAUAAGUCUGCAUUAAUAUUAUAAAUAUUAAGGAACCCGUAACAUGACUUGGAAAGAACACGUCAAGGCAAGUUGAACAUAGGUCUAUCAUUAUAUCAUAUAUCUUGUGUUACAGAUUGUAGUGCCAAAUCUUUAAUUUAUAAGCCAUGAAUAUUCCUACAAAGUAGCCUUUUCAACAGCAAGUACCAUAAUACAUUUUCAUUUAAAAAAAUAAAUGAUUAACUUCUUAAAAGAUUUAGGCUAAGACUUUGCCAUCAUCACAGUCAGACUGGAUGACCUGGCUUAUUUAACUUGUCAACUCCACACAACCCUAGAGUUGUUCAUUGAAUGGACCGUUCCAUUUUGGAAUGCCAUUCUUGUAGAACAGAUUGUUAUGAUGGUAUAGACCAGUGGUCCCCAACCCAGUCAUCCUUGACCACCAAGAGUCCAAGAUUCAUGCAUUUCCCUUUUGUAUUCAAAUGGAGACACUGACAAAACCCGGACUGUUGGUGGUCUGUGAGGACUGGAUUGGGGGCCACUUGUAUAGACCAUGAUUGUUCCUUAAACGUUUAAGACAGUUUUUUUUUAAACGUUUUUGUAUUUUAUGUAGGUUCAUGCUUGCUAAAGCUGGAGAAUUGUAUUCUGACAAUGGUUUGCAGAAUAUUUCAUCAUUACAAAAACAGAUCAGAGGACUUGAUGAAUUCUUUUAAAGGAUUAACGUCAACUUAGUUGGAGAAUUCAUAAAACAAAUAUUUUCAUGGUUGGGGAACUCUGGGAAGGAAGUUAUAGUUAAAGUUAAUCCUUAAAGAAUAGCCUUAAAAUAAAGAACAGAUGGGAACACAAUGGAGCUACCAGUAAUCCAGCAGUCUAUCAUUGGAUGGCUUUCUCUUAGAGCCGGUAAGGCUUUCCGUAUUGCUAAUGAUGCAUAACAUUAAAGCAGUCAGAACACGGAGCAGGAAGAUCUAAGCUUCUUUUACAAAGACUGUAACAAAGUGUCUAGUAAACAGCCAGUCACAAUGUGAAACAAAAUGCAGAAAACCGUAAUCAACUCUAACAUAUAAUUACAGGUAGGAAUGUGACUAAGGGAGGACUAUUGAAGUCUGUAAUUUGUGUAUAAACAUGCUAUCACACCUGUGUUAAACCAGGUGGAAAACAGGAAAUGAAAAUAUUACAUAGACAAAAACCCUUUACUUAGACCAAAAGCCUAAAAUUUUCCUGACCUCAUUUUCCUUAAAAUUUCUCAACACAGCAAAACAUUGGAUUGCCUAUUUAAAUAGGCACUAUAACAAGUUAAGCUUAAUGCAAUGCUGGAAAAAAAUUAAACAAUCUUGCAACUUAUUCCUGUUUUUACAUAUAAUAUAAAAAGCAAUUAUUUAAAAGAUGUCAGCUAUUGGUAUUAAAUAGACAGGUACUGUAAAAAUAUUAACAGUUACCUCUGUUCUAGCUCGCUGAAAUUUGUGUAAGGAGCAUACAAUUCUGUGGUUGCUAGUGGUUUGUAGAGAAAUUGGUCAUGUCAGAGGAUUCUCUGGAGACUUCCAAUGUUUGUCUGAAUUGGUGUUUGUUGCAUCUAAAAUAAGUUAGAUCACGUGUUAAUCCCAUUUGUUUAGAUCUUUAGGGAAAAGGUCUAGCAAGAAAACUUGAGGGAGACAGGGAAGUGUAUGCUCUGUGACUUCAGCAAUGAGCCCAUAGACCAGGAGUACCUAAAAGGUAGAUCGUCAGAUAUUGUAGAACUACAACUCCCAUAAUGCUUUGAAUGCCAAAGCAUAAUGAAAGCUGUUGUUUUAAAACAUCUACCUUUUGGGCAUCCCUGCUUUAGACUGUCGGGCAGCCCAGAUGGAUUUUCUAAUGCAUAUUAUAAACAAUUCCGCUAAAUUCUCACAACUCACUUCCAUUUUCAAUCAUUUCAAAAAUAUAGAAAGAGUCUCGGUGAAAUUAUGUUAUCCAAUAUUAUUACUCUUCCUAAAUUGGGUAAUGCAUCUACUUCUUUGGCUAAUUUCUGCCCCAAAUUCAGUAUAAAAGGCUCUCUACCACAGGCUGAUGCUAAAUACAAUAGACACUCUCAUUCUACUAUGUCCUGCUUGUUGACAAUCUCAUUCUACAAUAUCCUGCUUGUUGACCAUCAAUGUGUUUUAGUUUCACAUUACCAAGAAAGUCACACUACAUAAGAAUCAAGGACUAUGCUGGUGGUCUUCCCCAUAAAAAAUUCAAAGCCACUAUACGUUAUCAGGUCCGUUUCUGUGAUCUGGAGCAGGCUUUCAUCCUGCAUGGAGUUUAACCAAACUUACAAAGACUUCUCAUUGAGCUGUAUUGGGAAGCCUGUGCUUGGACAGACACAGACAGUCUGGGCGGGAGUAGAAUGGUAGAGCUUACAAAGGUAGCAGACAACUGAUCUGCAGGUUUUGCAAGCUGAUAUUAAAUAUAUCCCCAAUGAAAAACAACAUAAUUAAAUGCAUGCAAGUUUUCAUUUAGGGGUAUAUCUACUAAACAGGGAUUUUUAUUUAUUUUGUAUGUGGGCAGUGGAGUGUCCCUUUAAUGCCCUGGCAGCCUUUCCAUAACACAACCGCACCUUUUGAUUUACCUUGGGGACAGUCCUUCUGAUCUUUGCCAGUUUGGAGAUACGGCAGUGACUUUAUGAGACUGGUUACAUUAACCAGGUGUUCUUUCUCAUCUCCGCUAUAUUGGCCUAAAUGUAGAAAAAAUAUUUGUAAUUAUUACUGUUUAGUGACCCAACCCUUUAAUUUGGACCCUUGUAGGUGGACAUAGAGUUCGCGUGCAUUCUUCUUGUCACUUCUGAUACAUCUGCACUUAGCUGUGUGUAAGAGAGGUUUAAUCCUGUGAAUUGGAAUGUCCAGAAACAGUCUUGUAAUUAUCACUCCAAUCACAUUUACUACAUCUAACUAGCCAACAAUUCAUUCUGUGUGUGUUAUAUUAUGACAUAUAUCAGGAUUCAUGGAAGGAAUUGUGCAAAGUAAAAUGAGAGGCUUGAAAAAUGAUUUCCUAUUUCUUUUGCAUCAAUAAAUCUUUAAAGAUGACACUAAUCUUAAAUGCUGUAAGCAACUUGAGCAUUGUCUGUGGUUAGUAAACUGCUCAAGGGGAAAUGCAUGAUAUUUAGGAUUUGCUAACCUGUUUCUGAGUGCUAUUGUAGAAUAGCACAACAUUUAUCCAACCAGACAAAAUGGUCCGUCUACAGAACAUACAGCACCUCCUGGGGUGUCUGUUUGAACCAUGUGUAGUGUAGUUUUGUGCCUUUGUUUUCAAACAAACUGCAUGUUAUCUGAAAUGUUAGGCAAUCAGCAAGUUGUCCAACUUUAAGAAUUGGAUACAUCUCAAAAAAUGAGCAAUGGAAGACAGUUGUUGUUUCAUCAUUUGGACACAGUUGAUAAUAAGCGUUUUAUUAAAGGGAGGGGAAAUUAGCGGCUUAAUUUGCCAUGAUGGACAAGAGAUCUGGUGAAUAAUGUGGGCUGAUUCAAGGUGGAGGUGGAAAAGAAACAGCUAUGUUUUCAAGCACAAUUCUUGUAGACAUUUUGCCUUCAGCUAUUGAAGGAGACAAACUGGCAGACAGGAGGUGCCUGGUUUUACUCUUGCUGUGUUUGUGUGGGAGUGGGAGAUAGUUUGCCACUGAUCCUAGUGUGAGAAUGUCUGGGUUUCUCUGUUUUUUUAAAAUUUGUAGUGAGAGACAGAUUAUUUGAUUUGCAGUGUGAUUCGGUGCCACUGCUUGUGCUUUGCAAUUUGCAAGUGUCUUCCGUCUUCUUCCACUGCAGGACGUGGAUGUAUGGGAAAUAUUUGUUCUUGUCAGGGGGGGAAGAGGUGAGUGGGUUGUCAAUUAUCCACUGACUUUUUCCUUAAUUUUAAUUUAAAAAAAAUUAUUUUGAUAUAUAUAUUUUUUUUUAUUAAAAUGACUUGCUGCUGCUGAUCCCCUUUUAUAAUUAAAAGAAGAUUGCAAAAGGAAAAAAGAAUAUUACACUUACGUGCUUUUUUUUUUUUUUUUUUAAAUACAGAUCUAACAAUAUAAUUUUCACAAUUGAUAACAUGGCUGAUAUUGUGUAGCCACUACAAUAAUUUCCCCAUUAUAGUACACAAAUAGGUGUUUCUGUGCCCUUUUUUCACCUCCAAACCGUUUUCAGAAAUCUUUUGCAUGGACAAUAUUCAGAUGAGCCAAAAGCUUCCAAUGACCGACUUAAGACCACCCAUACAAAAUUUGACCAUGUUUUUAACAGUGAAGAGUGCACCUACCGUGGCCACAACCAGGACAAGCCCAGUGGUUUACAGAAUAAAUCCCUUGAAAUGAGUGUUGCAAAUUGCAUGCCUCAUCAUAUAUUGUAACUGUAGAGUUAUUACUGUAUGGUUUACUUUAGUUAAUAAAUGACUCAACCUAAAAUUAAGAGUUGUGUACCAACAUUAUUCUUACAGUGACUGGUGCACAAAAUAAAUGUAUUUUUAUUUUCUAAUUGUCAUAAAUCCUAUUUAUAAAUAAAUGUAAAGGUAACGUGGCAUUUUGUUUAACUUAAUCGGCUUCUACAAUUUUAUGACAAUCAACUUGUCUUCGACACUGUCCUGUUACAGCGUUCUUUUAUUUAUGUAUUUUAUACACAGGACGUUUAGAAGUAAUAUUCAUCUCUUAUUAAACCCCAUCCACCUUGUGUAUUUUUUUUUUAAGCGGCUUUGUGUGACCCGCUGCAUGAUUUCCACGGUUUUAAAUUAUGUUGCCUGCAUGAGAAUGCCUCUCUCAGUAAUGGUGUUGCCCUGUCGUAAUUAGAUUAGCGGCUAGUACCACCCAGCUGACAUUGCCAGCUAUUCCCUGGCGUGUCCUGGCAGGCUUUCAAUUUGACUGCUAUUCUGAUAGUUAACUAUUUCUGUGCCACCAAAUACAUUUAAAGCAACGUUUUCCAUUGAUUACGGAAAUAUAAAUACAUAUAUAUUUUUACAUUUAUUUAUUUUUAAUUCUGUGUUUCAUUUAAGUCUCUUUCACAUUAUUUUAGGUUAUAAAAAAGGACACUGGAUUUUGGAGAGACUUUGGCUUUGGAAUGACUUGUCAGUAUCGUUCAGACUUCAUUAACAUAGGUAAGCUUACUUUCUGAGUUGUUGUUGAUUGCUGCCACCUACAGUUAAUCUCAAAAUGAAAAAAAGUCUUGUUUUUUUCUUGAAUAUUAAACUGUUCACCCUGACUUCUGACUGUAUAGUCCAUUAACCACUUAGGGUUUUGUGGGUACUGCAGAGCAGAUGAACUCACAACACAUACAUAUUCAUUUACUAUAAUUACUAACCAAUGAGUCAUGUUGGGUUCUUAUCUCUAAAGCUAAACAUAUCUCUCAUUAGCAAAGACAAUUCUUCUCCAUCCACAUUUGCCCUUUCAUUGUUCAUGCCCACAACACCAAUUCUUGCUUAGAGUUCUCUUGGAGUACUUGCCCAAGGGAGUCAUGACAUUCUCCCAGUGUUCUAAAAGAAUGCUCCAAGCCCCAUAGCUUCUCCAGCCUUACCUGACCCAGGUAAGUUGUCAUAUCGUACUAAAUUGGUUUGGCAUCUUACUAUGGGUUGGUGCCAGUGCACUAACGGCACCAUAACUAUUACAGCUUUCUUGGUUAUGGUGCGUACAGUGUUCUUUUACAAAGUCAUUAAAACCAACUUCUUUAUGAAAUCAUUUUUUGUCUGGGGCGUCCACAUACUUUCCACACACCUGCUCACCCAACACAACUUGUCCUCCCACUUGUCAUGCUUUUUUAUAUAAAUAUCAUUUAUGGUUACAUGUGGAUUAUACUCACGUUAGUCUUGCUUUUUCUUUGGACACAUUGUCACCAUUUGUGUAACAGUAACCCAUGAAGAUUAACUUGUUUUCUAACUCGGGAUAUUGGUACAAAAUAGGUCAUUCUUUUAUGAAAAAUCUUUCACGUACACAUCCAUUUGACAUGGGAGUUACACAGCUUAGGACAUGGGUCCUCAAACUCAGGCCCCCCAGAUGUUGCUGAACUACAACCCCCAUGAUUCUUUGAAUUACAUAGAUAGCCAGAGAAUCAUGGGAGUUGUAGUUCAGCAACAUCUGGGGGGCCAGAGUUUGAGGACCCAUGGUCUAGGAGAACAUUUCCAGGUUGGAAGGGAGGGUUGGAGUCUCCAGUUUAUCCAACUUUGCUGUUUUGCCCUCAAAUUUGCAUCUCAGUCAAUCCACCACAACUAAUGCUUUAGUGAAUCAAGGUUUUCAAUCCUUUCAUGUUUUUUUGGGCUUGAAGACAAGUGCCUGGACUACAUUCAAUGCAUCAAACUGUUCCUUAAAUUAUUGUGUGUGGCCAAAUCAGCAACCAACUGCUUUUGCACGUUAAGCUAUUACCAGUCAUUAUUUCAACACCGUUGGAUAAAAUGUAAUGUUUUAGAUCUGAUACCUUCCACAAGUGACAAACCAUAUGUACAGCAUUUGUCUCUUUAUUUAAGAUGUAUGAUUGAAUGCCACUAUUUGACCAAUUUAGUAAAACAAUUCUCAUACUUCUAAUCGGACGCAAAGUUCCAAACAUCAUAGUGGAAAUAAAAGAUUGACCACUUAGCAUUUAGAUUGAAAAGUGUUGGACAACUGCACUGAUCUCAAGUCUCUACACCACUGAAUGAGGGAAUAGACGAUGGUGACGAGUUAAUGUGGGUCAUGUGUCCUAUAUCUUAUGUAUGGGAUGGGCACACUGGGGCCAUGGCUUGUGCAAAAACCUUGACUCAUAAUAUAUGCAAAAAUAAUGCAAAACUUUUUAAAAAUAUUUUUAUUUGUAUUUUAUAGCAUCAAGUACUUCAUGCACAGACAACUAGAAUUUGUAGUAGUGCCUUUAUCUAUACUAAUCCCCAACAUGUAGAGUAAAAAAUGUGUUCCUAUAAUGUUUCUACACCACAUUCACCUAUAAAAUAGGGUUUUGCUUCAUAAGAUACAAUGCCUGGUUGCCUAUGAAUAUAUUUAAAUUCACAUUGAAUACUAAUUAAAGAAAAUAUAAAAAAUUUGUUGUAAAAAAAACAUUUUUCUUUUAGGUGGGUUCGACCUAGAUAUUAAAGGAUGGGGUGGAGAAGAUGUUCAUCUUUAUCGGAAAUACCUUCACAGCAACCUGAUUGUGAUCAGAACACCCGUCAAGGGUCUUUUUCACCUGUGGCAUGAAAAGAGAUGUAUGGAUGAGUUGACUCCAGAACAGUACAAGAUGUGCAUGCAGUCAAAGGCCAUGAAUGAGGCCUCACAUGGACAACUAGGCAUGUUGGUCUUCAGACAUGAGAUCGAGGCUCAUCUCCGUAAGCAGAAACAAAGAACCAGUCAAAAGAAGUCAUGA
Messenger RNA from Pelobates cultripes (western spadefoot toad), 90928 nucleotides. The record is from the annotation of a GenBank genome assembly. Lineage: Eukaryota; Metazoa; Chordata; Amphibia; Anura; Pelobatidae.